GUGGGACGCCCUGAGCAGAGUCAGCGUUCCCGGCCUGGACGCCUCGGCUGGAGGGACUGCUGUCAGGAGGACGAACAGAACUACACGGCGCCCGCCUGUAGUUUUGUUUUCUACUGAGGGCUUCCUGCGCCGCUCGGCUGCUCUUCUGGACUUUCUGACUGUUUCUGGAUAAAGGUUUUAGAUUUGCUGCCCCCCCCCGCCCCGCUGAGGGCCCCCCAGGCAUCCUUGUGCUGACAGGGUGCCGACCGUGAUGUCAACACAGGCGCCGACGUUUACUCAGCCGCUACAGAGCGUCGUGGCACUAGAGGGUAGUGCCGCCACGUUCGAGGCUCAAGUUAGUGGUUCUCCAGUUCCUGAGGUGAGCUGGUUCCGUGAUGGCCAGGUUCUUUCCGCCGCAGCUCUGCCCGGCGUCCAGUUCUCGUUCAGCGACGGCCGCGCUGUUCUGAGGAUCCCCGCUGUGAAUGCCGCACACAGCGGGCGCUUCUCCGUCAGAGCUACCAACGGCGCCGGGCAAGCUACCAGCACCGCUGAGCUCCUGGUUACAGCCGAGACGGCGCCUCCCGCCUUCCUUCAGAGACUCCAGAGCUCCUCUGUGAGUCAGGGCAGCCAGGUGAGGCUGAGCGUCAGAGUUUCAGGAAUCCCCACACCUGUGGUGAAGUUCUACAGAGAAGGAGCCGAGAUCCAGAGCUCCACCGACUUCCAGAUCCUCCAGGACGGAGACCUCUACAGUCUGCUGAUCGCAGAGGCCUUCCCGGAGGAUUCUGGGACGUAUUCAGUGACGGCUACCAACAGCAGCGGACGCGCCACGUCCACCUGCGAGCUUCUGGUCCAAGGAGAAGAAGUUGUUCCCAUUAAGAAAACAAAGACUAUCAUGUCCACGUCCCAGAUGGAGACGUCUGGGUCCAGAGUUGAGAGGAUGGAGGCCAGUUUCCAGGCCACCACCAUGAUGGAGAUGCACGUCGAAGGAGGAAUCAUGACUCAGCACAUCGCUCACAAAACCCCCCCGAGGGUCCCCCCGAAACCCACCUCCAGGUCCCCCCCGUCCUUCGUAUCCAAGGUAACGGGAGGCCGGCAGCAGUCCCCGUCCCCUGUAAGACACGUGAAGGGGCCGACGCCCGCACCUGUCAGACCCGUCUCUCCCUCCAGCAGGAUGUCCGUCUCUCCCAUCAGACCCGUCAGGUCUCCUGUGAUGAGCAGAAAACAGGUUUCAGCCUCUGCAGAGGUCCUGCCGCCCUGGAAGCAGGAGGACUACGUGGCUGAAGGCUACACCAGUAUGACCAGUAUGAGCAGCUCCACUCAGAUGCACAUGGAGAAACAGUGGGAGCACCAUGUGGCCGGUUGCAGAGAGGAGGCGGUCGCUGUGCCAAUCAGAGCCCAGGAGCCUGCUGUCCCGCCCACUAUCAUGGCAGGACUGAAGAACCUGACGGUGACAGAGGGCGAGUCGGUAACCCUGGAAUGCCAGAUCAGCGGUCAGCCCACCCCCGUCAUCAUGUGGUUCAGAGAGGACUACAAAAUCGAGAGUUCAAUCGACUUCCAGCUGAGCUACGAGAGCGGCUUCGUCCGGAUGACGAUCCGUGAGGCGUUCGCCGAAGACAGCGGCCGCUUCACGUGCACCGCCACCAACGAGGCUGGAACCAUCAGCACCUCCUGCUACCUGCUGGUUAAAGUGUCAGAGGACAUAGAGAGCAGAGAGGAGAUGGUGACGGUCACAGAAACAGGAAUCACACAGGCCAAAGCCUUUGCCGUGGAGACGAGGGAGCAGACGGAGGUGAGCACCGGAGAAUCUGCUGCUCCCUUCUUCAUUAAGAAACCCGUCCCCCAGAAGCUGGUGGAGGGAGGGAGUGUCGUGUUUGAGUGUCAGAUCGCAGGAAACCCCAAACCUCACAUAAUUUGGAAGAAGAGUGGCGUUCCGCUCACCACUGGAUACAGAUACAAAGUUGCCUACAAGAAGGACACUGGAGAAUGCAGACUGGAGAUCUCUAUGACUUUCGCUGACGAUGCUGGAGAAUACUCUGUCUUUGCUAAGAAUCCGCUUGGAGAAGCCUCAGCCUCUGCCAUCCUACUGGAUGAAGAGCAAUAUGAAGCCUACAUGAAGCAGCAGGAUGUGACCUAUAAAACCGAAGUGACAACCACCGUGAUCCAGGAACCCCCUCCAGUCGUGACUCAGUACGAGUUCGAACAAAGGAGGGUGACGACUCCAAUGAGCUUCGUCUCAGAGACGGAGUUCAUGAUUUCAGCGUUUGAAGAGAGGAUCAUCCAGGAGAUCGAGAUCCGCAUCUUGAGGAUCUCCUACAGAGAGUUGGUCACGGAGGACGGAGAGCUGAUGGUGACUGUCGCAGAGGACCAGGCUCUGCAGCCGGCCUUCGAAACACCAGUGAAAAACUAUCGGAUCAUGGAGGGAAUGGGAGUCACCUUCCACUGCAGGGUGUCUGGAACGCCGCUGCCCAAGAUUGUUUGGUACAAAGAUGGUCAGCGCAUCAGACCCGGUGGGCGGUACCAGAUGGAGGUUCUCCAAGAUGGACGAGCCAGCCUCCGUAUGUCUGUGGUCCAACCAGAGGAUGAAGGAGUGUACACAGCCUUCGCCUCCAACAUGAAGGGAAAUGCUGUCAGCUCUGGGAAGCUCUACGUGGAGCCCUCUGGAGGUGUAACCCCUCCCAGAUACACGCCACAGCCGUCCAUGCAGCGGAUCAGAUCCGCCUCUCCUCGCUCCCUGAGCCGCUCCCCCGGUCGCUCUUCGAGCCGUUCGCCAGGACGUUCUCCUGCUCGCCGACUCGAAGAGACAGAUGAAGCUCACCUGGAUAGACUCUACAAACCAGUGUUUGUCCUUAAGCCUUCCUCCAUAAAGUGCUCAGAGGGUCAAACCACCAGAUUUGACUUGAAGGUUGUCGGCAGGCCAAUGCCUGAAACCUACUGGUUCCAUAACGGACAACAAAUCGUCAAUGACUUCACACAUAAGAUAGUGAUUAAAGAGGACGGUACCCAGUCCCUGAUCAUCGUCCCGGCUGUUCCAAAAGACUCCGGAGAAUGGACGGUUGUGGCUCAGAACAGAGCUGGACGAACGUCUGUAUCCGUAACUCUCUCAGUUGAACCCAGAGAAAGCGUAUCCAGACCACAGUUUGUUGAAAAGCUGAAGAACAUCACCGUGAGGCAGGGAACGCUGGUGGAACUGGCUGUCAAAGCCAUUGGAAACCCCCUGCCAGACAUUGUUUGGCUGAAAAACAGCGACAUCAUCAGCCCACAGAAGCACCCACACAUCAGGAUUGAAGGAAUCAAAGGAGAAGCCAAAUUUCAAAUCCCUUCAGCUGCUGGCUCUGACAGUGCCUGGUACACAGCCACAGCCAUCAACAAGGCUGGCAGAGACACCACCCGCUGCAGAGUCAACGUUGAAGUCAACCACGCUGCCCCUCAGAUUGAGAGGAAGCUCAUAAUUCCUAAAGGAACCUACAAGGCCAAGGAGAUCGCAGCUCCUGAACUGGAGCCGCUCCAUAUGCGCUAUGGCCAAGAGCAGUGGGAGGAAGGUGACCUUUAUGACAAGGAGAAGCAACAGAAACCAGUGUUCAAGAAGAAGCUGACCUCCAUCAGGAUGAAGCGUUUCGGUCCGGCUCAUUUCGAGUGUAGGCUCACUCCCAUCGGAGACCCCACAAUGGUGGUGGAGUGGCUGCAUGACGGGAAGCCUCUGGCUGCUGCUAACAGGCUGCGGAUGGUCAACGAGUUUGGCUACUGCAGCCUUGACUACGAGGUUGCUUACGCUAGAGACAGCGGCGUGAUCACCUGCAGAGCUACCAACAAGUUUGGAGUUGACCAGACCUCAGCUACCCUGAUUGUCAAGGACGAGAAGGGCCUCGUCGAGGAAUCCCAGCUCCCUGAAGGCAGGAAGGGAGCCUAUCGAAUGGAUGAAAUUGAGCGUUUUGCUCAUGAAGGAGGGCCUGCAGGGGUCAGCCUUGAUGAAGAAUCUGAAAAGACAAAACCUGAUAUUGUCUUGCUUCCAGAACCAGCAAGGGUGCUGGAAGGGGACAUCGCUCGGUUCCGCUGCAGGGUGACUGGCUACCCGGCUCCAAAGGUUAAUUGGUACCUUAACGGACAACUCAUCCGCAAAAGCAAGAGAUACCGACUCCGUUACGAUGGAAUCUACUACCUGGAGAUCGUAGAUGUCAAGUCCUACGACUCUGGUGAGGUCAGAGUAGUUGCAGAUAACCCAUUAGGCACGACCGAGCACACCGUGAAGCUGGAGAUCCAACAGAGAGAGGACUUUAGAUCAGUACUGCGGCGUGCCCCAGAACCCAAAGCUGCUGAGGUCUCUCAUGACUCCGGCAAGAUCGGAUUUGAUAUCGUCAAGGUAGACAGACCUAGCGAGGUCCCACAAGACAGGGAAGUCGUUAUGCUACGUAAGGCCCAGAGAAUUGUUCAUGAGAAAACCUCAGAGGAGUCCGAUGAGCUAAAGAGCAAGUUCAAGCGCAGAACGGAGGAGGGUUUCUACGAGUCUAUAUCUGCAGUCGAGUUCAAGUCUCGCAAGAGGGACGACUCCUAUGAAGAUUUACUAAAGAAGACUAAAGAUGAGCUGCUUCAUCACAUGAAGGAGGUAGAAGAGGCUGAAAGGAGGAGGCUGGAAGAGCAAGGCAACAUCACCAUCCCCACGAUCAAACCAGAGAGGAUCCAGCUGUCACCCAGCAUGGAGGCUCCACACAUCCUGGAACGCAUAGCAAGCCAGACUGUUUCUCCAAAAGAUGAGGUUCACUUUAGAGUCAGAGUGGUUGGCAGACCUGAGCCUGAGUGCCAGUGGUUCAAGAACGGUGUCCUGCUUGAAAAAUCGGAGCGUGUCUACUGGUAUUGGCCAGAAGAUAAUGUGUGUGAACUGGUAAUCCUAGAUGUUGCAGCAGAGGACUCUGCUAGCAUCAUGGUCAAGGCCAUAAAUGUCGCUGGAGAGUCCUCCAGCCACGCCUUCCUCCUGGUGCAAGCCAAGACAGCCAUUAGUUUUACUCAAAACCUAGCAGAUGUCAAUGCCAAUGAGAAGGACACCAUGGUGACCUUUGAAUGUGAAACCAACGAACCAUUUGUCAAGGUCAAAUGGCUGAAGAAUGAUGAAGAGAUUUUCUCAGGAGACAAAUACCGAAUGCAUUCUGACAGGAAGGUCCACUUCCUGUCUGUGCUAAUGAUAGAAAUGAGUGAUGAUGCCGAAUACUCCUGUGUUGUCAUUGACGACGAAAACAUCAGGACAAGCGCAAGGCUGCAAGUAGAAGGUGCUGCCCUGGAGCUUAUCAAACCCCUGGAGAGCAUCGAGGUACCAGAGAGCUACGCUGGGGAGUUUGAGGUUGAGGUGUCCCGCGAAGAUGCUGAGGGAACGUGGUUCUUUGGAGAGAAGGAGCUCUCUCCCAGCAGCAAAUAUGUCAUAUCCUCCCGCCGAGGACGACACACACUGGCCGUUAAGGACGUCAGGAAGGAAGACCAGGGAAAGUACACCUUUGUUUGUGGAGAUCUGAGCACCAGUGCCGCGCUAAAAAUGAAAUUGCGCCCAGUGACCCUGAUGCAACCGCUGACUGACCUCACUAUCUGUGAGGGGGACAUUGCUCAACUGGAGGUCAGGUUCUCUCAGGAGAACGUAGAAGGAAACUGGCUUAAAAACGGCCAAGCAAUCUCCUCCUCAGACCGUGUCCACAUCGUCAUUGACAAACAUGUACACAAACUGCUAGUGGAGAACGUCAGCAGAGAAGAUACGGCGUCCUACUCCUUCAUAGUUCCAACUCACGACAUCUCCACCUCGUGCAAGCUCAAUGUUCAGACCAUUGACAUUGUGGUGCCGUUGAAGGACGUUUCGUCCACCGAGGGCACGAAGGCGGUCCUUGAGUCCAAGAUCUCUGCUCAGGACAUCAGCUCCGUCAAAUGGUACCACAACGACAAACUGCUGAUGCCCAGUGACCGCGUCCAGGCCGUGGCAAAGGGUGCCAAGCAGCGCCUGGUCUUCACCAGGACCUUUGCUUCAGACGAAGGACGAUACAAACUGGUGGUUGGCAAGGUGGAAACCAGCUGCAACCUGACUAUUGAACAGGUCCAGAUUGUGAAGCACAUGGAGGACAAAGUCUGCUCAGAGUCCCAGAACGUUACCUUCAGUGUGGAAGUUUCACAUCCUGGUAUCGACCCCCUGUGGACCUUCAGAAACCAGCAGCUUAAGGCUGGGGCCAAAUACAAGAUAGAGUCCAAGGGUACUUCUCACUCUCUGGUGGUCUUUGACACCAUGAAGGAUGAGGAGGGCCAGUACAUGUUCCACGCUGGGGAAAAGACAUCCAGUGCUCAGCUCACUGUCUCUGGUGGAGCCAUCACACGUCCACUGCAGGACGUGGCGGUCGCCGAGUCUCAGACUGCUGAGUUUGAAUGUGAAGUCGCCAAUGCAGAUGCUGAAGGCAAGUGGCUGAAGGACGGUCAGCCCGUGGACUUCAAUGACAACACUGUGAGCGAGGUGAACGGGGCGGUCAGACGCCUCGUCAUCGUCAUCACCCGACCGCAGGAUGUCGGAGAGUACACCUAUCAGGUGGCCAACUCUAAAACCAGCGCCAACCUCAAGGUGGAGGCGGUGAAGAUCAGGAAGACUUUAAGGAACCAGACAGUCACAGAGACCCAGGAGGCCGUGUUCUCACUGGAACUCACCCACCCGGACGUGAAAGGAUCCCAGUGGAUCCGGAACGGAGUUGAACUGCAGAACAGCGACAAGUUCGAGAUCAUCUCAGAGGGAACGAUCCAGGCUCUGAAGGUCAAGGACUGCAACACACAGGACGAGACGGUUUAUUCCUUCAAACUGGGAAAACUGUCCGCCAACGCCAGACUCAACGUAGAGACGAUCAAGAUUGUCAAGAAGAUUAAGGAUGUGAAAUCCCUGCUGGACGGCACAGCCUCCUUCGAGCUUAGCCUGUCGCACGACAACGUCCCUGUGAAGUGGAUGUUCAAGGGCGUCGAGCUGAAGUCGAGCGAGAAGUGCAAGAUUCUGUCGGAGAGAAAAGCUCACAAACUGAUCCUGCAGAACGUGGACAGCAGCAACGCAGGAGAGUACACAGCUGUGGUUGGACACCUGCAGUGCAGCGCCGUGCUUACUGUAGAGGCUCUUUGCGUCACCAAACCUAUGAAGAGUGUGGAGGUCCCUGAGACUCAGGUGGCCACGUUUGAGUGUGAAGUGUCCCACUUCAACGUGCCCUCCACCUGGCUCAAAGACGGCGUGGAGAUCGAGAUGAGUGAGAAGUUCCGCAUUGUGGUUCAGGGAAAACUGCACCAGCUUACGAUCAUGAACACCAGCAGGGAAGACUCUGCCGAGUACACCUUCAUCUGUGGGAACGACCGCGUGUCUGCGACGCUCACCGUCAACCCCGUCCUGAUCACCUCCAUGCUGAAUGACCUGAAUGCUCAGGAGAGAGACACCAUCACCUUUGAGGUCACUGUCAACUACGAGGGCAUCAGCUACAAAUGGCUGAAGAACGGCGUAGAGGUCAAAUCAUCAGAAAGGUGUCAAGUCCGCAGCAAGCAGCUCACGCAUUCACUUACGAUCCGCAACGUUCAUUUCGGAGACGGAGGAGAGUACCAGUUCGUAGCAGGCUCUGCUGCCAGCUCUGCUAACCUCUUUGUUGAAGCUCGCGUGAUAGAGUUCACCAAGAAGAUUAAAGACAUAAAGAUAACUGAGAAGAAGAAGGCGGUUUUUGAGUGUGAGGUUUCUGAGCCCAACAUCCAGGUGAUAUGGAUGAAGAACGGCCAGGAGCUGGACGUGUCUGAGGAGAGGUAUGUGGUGCAAGCUGAGAAGUAUGUCCAUCGUCUGAUGAUCCAGACUGUUCGAAUGUCAGAUGCCGGAGAAUAUUCUGUGGUGGCCGGAUCCAGCGUCUCCAAGGCCCACCUGACGGUAGAGGGCCGUGAUGUCAGGAUCGCUGAACCAGCAGAGCGAGAGAUCACGGUUCUAGAGAAACACAGAGCAACCUUUGAGUUUGAGGUGAAUGAGGACGACGUAGAGGGUCGCUGGCUUAAGAACGGCGUGGAGAUCCAGUUCUCGGUGGAGGAGAGGUUCAGCUACAUAGCCAUCAGGAAGAUGCACCGUCUCACUAUCUCUGAGACCUACAGGAGCGAUGCCGGGGAAUAUACCUUCAUCGCUGGCAAGAACAGGAGCACCAUGAACCUCAGAGUCAACAUCCCAGAGCCUCCUCAAGUCCUCCGUCACAUGGAGCCCCAGUCGGUUGAAGCAGGAAAGCCAGCCCGCUUCUCUGUGGAGGUCAGCGGCGUUCCUCAACCGCAGGUCUCCUGGUACAAAAACUCCCAGGCUCUGUCGCCAGGCUUCAAGUGCAAGUUCCUGCACGACGGGAAUGAGCACACCCUGCUUCUGAUCGAGGUCUUCCCCGAGGAUGCCGCCAUCUACAACUGCGAAGCCAAAAACGACUAUGGCACGGCCACCAGCACUGCCACGCUCAACGUGGAGGUGUCAGAGGUGGUCUCCCCAGACUCCGCUGCCCCCAUCUCUCCGCCCGUCAUCGUCUCCCCCAUCUCCGACACCUCAGCCAGAGAGGGAGAACCAGCUCACUUCCAGUGCCGAGUCCGUGGCGAUGACGUGAAGAUCAGUUGGUUCCACAAGGAGAAGGAGAUCAAGCAGUCCGACUUCUUCCGGAUGUCUCAGUUCGACGACAGCUGCCAGCUGGAGAUCUCCAGAGUUUACCAGGAGGAUGAAGGCGAAUACACCUGCGUGGCCACGAACAACGCCGGGAAAGUCUUCUGCUCUGCCACUCUCACACUGGAUGUGACUCUUGUGAGGGAGCAGAUUGAAGCCACAGUUGAAGAGGAAGUCAAAGAGAGUUCUAGCACCACCAUCACCACUGUGGAAGAACGAGAGGAAACCUUCUACACUGGUGUCCAGUUACCACAGAAAUCUAAAACACUUGAACUCAAGCCAGAGCCAAAACGUUACUCUUCCACUUUAGAGAAAAAGAAAGAAAAGCCAGUUUUCCUCAGCCAGCUGUCUCCAGCAGCCAUAGCCUCAGGGGAAACUGCUAGGCUUACUGUUAAGGUGUCCGGCUUUCCAAAGCCUAUUGUUCAAUGGUCUCACAAUGGUAGGGUGAUAAAGAGUUCCUCAGUUUACAGAAUGGUAGAGGAGAAGGAGGAAUACACCUUAGUGAUCACCAAAGUUACUUCAGAGUAUGAGGGUGAGUAUUCUUGCACUGCUACCAACAGGUUUGGGCAGACAACAUGCACAACAUACCUAGAAGUGAAAAAGCCUGAUAUCAGCCAGGCAGAGAGGUGGGUGGAGAAGAUGUUUAAGGUCACAGGUCAACCACCUACUUUUAUUGUUCAGAUCCAACCCGUGAGGUGUUCAGAGGGAGGGGAGGUGUAUUUUAAUUACAAAGCCACAGGAGACCCGGUUCCUGAUGUGAAAUGGUUCAAAGGGGCUUUCCAAAUCCAGCCCAGUAGAAACUGUAUAAUGGUAGCCAACCCAGACGGAUCCGGCCUGCUUAAUAUCAAGACUGCCAAACAAGAAGACAGUGGCUUAUACACAUGCAAAGCCUCCAACCAGUUUGGUGAGGCGACUUGCGGAGCUGAGCUGGUUGUGUUUAAGGAGUCGACCUCAGUUCCUCCCAAAGACGAGCAGCUGACCAUAGUACAGAAGAAAGCCUCUAAAGUGUCAGUAUCAGAACAGGCAACGGAGUCUCGUCUGUACCAGGUCAGUCUGCCUGGCCAGGACAGAACCCGGUCAGAUCAGAUGGUUUACACCAUUGGCACCGAAGACAGGAAGAUAAUUCCAAGUGAGCAGGUGAGCUCGCUUGGAGAGGUUAAUAUUUCUGCUGCAACUAUCCAUCGUGAGAUGUUGACACAACAGGCUGCUGUGCUUCAGACUCAUGAGGUAGAGGAGCGUGUCUCUCUGGUUUCCACUCACCCUCCUCAAUCAUCAGCUGUUCCAGGGAAACAGCUUCACAUGGCAGCAUUUACAUCCUCUGUGGAGGAAAGUCAGGGUCUCACAGAGCAGCACUGUGACCGCCUUCAAAGCCCUGAGGUCAUUGAGCUGCAGCUAGCAAGAGAAAAACAGUCAAAAUUAAUGUCUGCUGUGGCGGAGGAACUCACCCCUCUUUCUACUGUCAGCACAGAGCCUCUUCAUGAUAGGCAGCCUGCGAAAGUCAAAGCAAGUUCCGAGCCCAAGCAGCUGGUCAGCGGAUAUCAGGUGGAGUCACAGCUUUCUAUCAUGAGAGAGCAGUCUGAGGAUAUCCCUGGACAACAACAAGAGAAAGGCUACAGGGUUAAGGAAGGUGACAAGAUUUUAUAUUCAGCCCAGUCUGCAGAGAAACAGCCACUCGAAGAAGGCCACACAGCUGAGCUAGCAACUGCAGAUACUGCUGUAGAAUCCACCAGUAAGAAAGAACCGAGCCGACCGAUUUUAGCCUCAGUAAGUGAGUCUAAACAGACCUUUUCCAAGGAGACAGAGUUCUCCUUGCAGAUGCCUGCUGAAGAGGCAGCCCAGUUCUCUAAGGAUAAGAUACUGAAGGCGGCGUUAAAUGCAGAAGAAAGGCAAGUACUGCAGGCUGACCCCACGCAAGAGCUGCCAUGCAUGGAGAGCACUGUGACUAUUCAGUCAAAGGUAGAAAGUGGAAAGGUGCUGCACCUGCAGGUCAUCACAGACCAGGACCUCCUUCCAUCUGAGAAGAGUUUCAGCUGUGAAAAACCUGAAACUGAACAGGCAGAAACCAGGACGAGUCCCACUUUGCUGCACACUGUCAGUCAGGAUGAGCAGAGAACAGUUAUUUGUGAAGACUCAUCAGAGUUUGAGGCCAAGGCCACUUCAACAACCAUUGAACCCCAAAAAGAGGCUCCAACUCUGUUGCAUCUUCAGUCAACCCAACCUGUAGAGGUGCUGCCCAAAGAGAAUCUUCUCACAGCUGAAAAGCCUGAUCAACAGGUGGCAACUCAAAAGCAAGAAAAAUCAAGAAGCCAUGCAGCCAUUUCAGAAGAAAGGAGGGAGUUGACAGCAAAUUACAUUGCUGAGCUAGAUUUGCCAGUCAGUGGAGUUCAGUCUAAAUGUCGAACUGAACCCAAGCCUCAUAAUAUCCUCCAGGUUUCCUACCAGCCCAUGCAACUUCCAAAGGAAACCCCCAUUACUGUUGACUUUAAGCACCAGAGAGCUUUAGUGCAGAAGGAAGAUCGCUGGAAUGUGAUGAACGUCACCAAUGUAGCAGACAGUCAGGUCUUAGAAGAGGGUCAUGCAGAAAAUCUGUCAGGUGUAGACACAUUCAAGUGUCAGACAACUGUAGAGCCCAAAAUGCCCACUGAACCAGUCCAAAUUGAGGAGAAGGAGAUCUCCACCGAGAGCAGCAUUUCUCUGGAGGCAGCAGAACAGGACUUUGCUGUUCAGAUCCAGGAGGGUCAGUCCAUUAGGCAAUCAAUUGUGAUGGAUGAGAAGCAAGUAUUGACAGGGGAGCACUCUCGAGAAAUCUGCAAGUCUGAGUCAACAAAAGUUGUAGUUAGCACACAGCCAAAAAUGUCAUUGAUGGUAUCAGAAUCUAAAGAGAGCACAAUUCUCCCCAAAGAGAUGACGUUUUUGAUUCAGUUGCCUAAACCAUCCAGUCUGAACAUACAGCGACAACUUAGAGAGGCUCUCCAGUCUGCUGUGGCCAGUGACCAGCCUGUCUUGCUGGCUGAUGUUGUUGGAAGGUUCCAGGCUGUGGAAGUUCAGGAGGUCAAAGUUCAGCGAGAACCCAAACGCUCUAUGUUUACAUAUCUGAUUACAACAACAGGUGCCCCUGUAGAGAUCACACUAGCUUUUGAAGGGGAAUACCCACAGACAGCUGAUCUUAGGACCGAACUUCAAGCAGCGUUCCACUCUAUAGUCUACCAGGAGGCCCAUGUUCUUACCUCAGAGCGCCCGGGCACCAUGCAGCUGGACAAACCUCAAAAGGCUCAGGUUACCUCAGCCAGGUCGAAGCAAAUGCUUUCUACAAUGGUAGAGACUGUGCAUGUGACAGAGGGCACAGUAGAUAUAACAGCUGUGAAAUCUCAGGCUGCUGCACUUAAGCUUGAAUCUAAGGUCAUAGAUCAAUGUGCUACAGCAGAGAGACUGGUUGCAGUGCAAGAAUCCAAAACAGAAAAGUCUGUUUCAUCCAAGACUAAAAUAACCACAGAAGCUCAGAUGGCCUUUGAACAGUCAGUUAAAGUUGCAAAGAAAGAGGUAAAAUCUGUAAUGGUAGAAUAUAAAGAAAAAGAUGAAGGGGUUGCUUUUGUCCCUACUGCUCUCCCUCCUUCCCUCACCUCUACUGAACAAAUAGGUGUCAGCAUCCAGCAGGAGCACAGGGAGGAAAUCUUCAAAGAAGAGUUUACAGUAUCCAGACCAGAGCAGAGAGAAUACCCUGAAAUUGUCAUGUCCCUAGAGGACUUGUCCAUAGAAGAAAAUAGCGAAGUCACUUUUAGCACAACCAUUAAACAUGCAGUGAAGGUAACUUGGUUUUUCAAUGGCCAAUUGGUGAAAUCUGGCAAAGAGUUCAAGUGUGUACAAGACCAUGACACAUACUCACUGAUUAUCAACAAAGUUGUCAAGGAGAGACAUCAAGGCGAAUAUGUUUGUGAGGCUGAGAAUGAAGCCGGCAGGACAACAACGUCUUCAAGACUCACUGUGGUCCCAAGAGUGCCACCAGUUUUCAGGCAGAAAAUCAACCCUGUUGAGAUCAACGUUGGGGGUCAAGCAAAGUUUGACUGUGAGACCGAGGAUGCUCCGAACGUGACCUUUAAAUGGUACAAAGCUGGUAUAGAAAUAAGACAGAGUGAGAAGUACCGGAUCAUCAGCAGCCAUACAGGCUCUUCCCUGGAGCUCCUGAAUCCUGUGAAGGCUGACAGUGGUGAAUACUCCUGCAAAGCUUCAAACCAGCACGGCCUUGACAGCUGCACCGCCUCUCUCAUCGUAACUGAGAUGUAUCCACCAGUAUUUGUUUCAAAACCAGAGCCAAUGACCCUAUUUGUGGGAAAACAAGCCGUUCUUCAAUGCUCACUUACUGGAUCGUCACCAAUGGAGGUUGUCUGGCACAAGGACAACUUAGCCAUAAUGUCUGAAGGGAAUUAUGUGAUAAAAAGUGAAAGGAACAAAUAUUCUCUUCAGAUUAAAAGUCUUGAGUUGGCUGAUAAGGGGGUGUACCUCUGCAAGGCCUCCAACAGCGUUGGCACAGCUACUUUUACCACAGAGCUUACGGUUAUAGGUAAGCCCAUCUUUGUUAGGACCUUUCAGCCAACGUCUGUUGCUGUCAAUGACCCGCUGAGGCUGGAGUGCCAGGUGGAUGAGGACACAGCUGUGACUGUCACCUGGACAAGGGAUGGCAAAAAAGUCCACUUGAGCAUGGACUGUAAACUGUCCUUUGAGGAUAAGGUGGCCAUUCUAGAGAUCCCCAAGUCCAAACUGAAGGACUCUGGGAUAUAUGUUUGCACAGCCACAAAUGAGGCUGGGAGCUCCUCCUGUGAGGCUGUGGUUACUGUACAAGAGCCUCCUGCUUUUGUCAAGAAAAUGGAACCUAAGAUUACCUGGAAGCAGGGUGCAGCUGCACGUUUACAGUGCAGUAUUAAAGGAUCGCCUGAACUUCACAUCCACUGGUUCUGGAACGACAUAGAGCUUAGUGAUGGAGAGAAAUAUAAAAUCACCUUUAAAAAUGGAGUUACAUGCUUGGAAAUAAUGAACCUCCAGGUGACAGACAGUGGGGGUUACACAUGUGAGGUGUCAAACAAUGCCGGUAGUGAGAGCUGCAGUGCUCUGGUUGCUGUUAAAGAGCCUCCGUUCAUUAGAAAAGACCUGCAGACUGUAGAAGCUGUGAAAGGUGAAGCCGCUCACCUGGAGUGUGAGAUUGGAGGAACAGCUCCCUUUGAAAUCAGUUGGAUAAAAAAUAAGAAGCCAAUAACAGUUGAUCAGAAAUAUAAAAUCAUUUCCCAAGACUCUCUUUCAAGGCUGGAGAUCCAGACCUUUGAAAGUGCAGACAUUGGUGAUUACCAGUGUGUCAUAUCCAAUGAUGUUGGGAAGGUAACCACCAAGGCCUCAGCUAAGCUGAAAGAGCCGCCAUCUUUCUCUAAAAGAGUUGAAAGUGUUACAGCAGUGUUGGGAAAUGCAGUCAAGCUACAAGGAACCAUAAAGGGAUCAGCUCCCAUUACUGUUAAAUGGCUGAAAAACUCUGAAAUACUCAGAGACGAUGAUCCAAACAUUAAGAUGGUUUUUGAAAAUGGCAUCGCAAGCCUUUCUUUAACAGCAGUGGCGAUUGGUCAUGCCGGAAAGUAUUCAUGCCAGGCAGAAAAUGAUGCCGGGCAGCAGAAAUGUGAAGCUACCCUGAUUGUGCAAGAACCGGCUAGAGUUGUAGAACCUGCAGAGUCCAUUAGUGUGACUGCAGGCGAAUCAGCCACGUUUGAGUGUACAGUCUGUGGAAGCCCAGAGCUGAAAGUCAAGUGGUUCAAAGAUGGGAAGGAGAUGAUCAGUGGGAGAAAAUAUAAGAUGACUGUGAAGGACAACGUAGCCGUCAUGAAGAUUUUGACAGCGGAGAAAGGAGACACUUCGGACUACAGGAUGGAAGUGUCCAAUAAAGUCGGGAAAGACCAGUGCACAUUCUCAGUCACCGUAUUAGAUCGGAUAAUGCCUCCGACUUUCACUAAGUCCUUAAAAAGAGUUGAUGGCAACAUUGGUAAUGACGUAUCGAUGGACUGCAAGGUGUCUGGGUCCCAGCCGAUGACCAUUGUUUGGUUCAAAGAUGACCAGCAAAUAGAGCCAGGGGCCAAAUUUCAACCCGAGUUCAAAGAAAGCUCUGCUACACUGAGAGUCAGUCGGCUGGAAAAGGCUGACUCUGGAGUUUACAAAUGCCGAGCCACCAACUCAGCCGGCUUUAAAGAGACUAGUGGCACACUCUACGUCAAAGAGCCCCCAGUGUUCACAGAGAAACCAGACAACCAGGAUGUUAUACCAGGAGCCAAGGUUUCCUUUAGAGCGGCCUUCACUGGAACUGCUCCUUUGGCUGUGAAAUGGUUCAAAGAGGAGAAGGAGGUUGUAACUGGAGGAAUUUAUUUCAUAAAGAAAGACGCUUCUUCCAGCUCUCUGGAACUGCAUUCAGUGAAGCCCACUGAUUCUUCUAAAUAUACUUGCCAAGUGUCCAACGAUGCUGGGAAAGUGGAUUGUUCUGCAGUCCUCUUCGUGAAAGAACCUCCCGUGUUUGUACGGAAGCUUGAUGCAACCAAGCUGGUUACCAGUGGUGACUCCACCAGGUUGGAGUGCAGAGUGUCAGGUAGCCCUGUCAUCAGUUUCAAAUGGUUCAAGGAUGAGAUGGAGAUCGGCUCUGGUCCUAAAUACAUGAUCAGUGAGACUGAUAUAGAGGCAACUCUUGAAAUAUUAAACUGUGCAGUUGAGGACAGUGGAGAUUAUGUCUGUGUGGCGUCAAGUGAAGCAGGCAGUGACCGCUGCAGCAGUACAGUUUCUGUCAAAGAACCACCAGUGUUUGUUCGUAGCUUGGAGCCUAAAAAUGUGGUGAAAGGUUCUGAGAUGGUACUGGAGGGCCAAGUCUCUGGUUCUGCUCCAUUCACUGUGGCAUUUUAUAAAAACUCUAAAGCGAUCAGAAACGACAAAAGACACAGAAUCAAAGUUAAAGACGAUCUGGUGGCCCUGCAGGUGCAGUUGGUUGAGGCGGGAGAUGUUGGUUUGUACCAGUGCAUAGUUGAGAAUGAAGUGGGGAAAUCAACCUGUGAAUGUAAAGUGACACUCAAAGAACCACCAUCUUUUGUAAAAAAGCUGGAGAACCUGAGUUCGUUGGUUGGCUGCGAUGUUUCUCUUCAGUGCACACUGAAGGGUACUGAGCCAAUUGCAGUGUCCUGGCUCAAAGACAACCAUGAGCUAAAAGCAAUGGAAAAUUUUCACGUUUCAUAUGAGAACCAGACGGCGCUGUUGCAGAUCAGCGGCUUGCAGAGCCAAAAUGGAGGGAAAUACUCAUGUCAGGCACAAAAUCAGGCUGGCAGCCAGACUUGCUCAGCUGUGUUGACAGUCAAAGAACCAGCUAAGAUCACAGAGGAGGCCAAGUCCAUCAGUGUGACUCAGGGGGAUCCAGCCACAAUGGAGGUCAGAUUCUCCGGCACAAAAACCCUUAAGGCCAGAUGGCUAAGAGCAGGGAAGGAGCUUGCCUCAGGACAGAGGUUUAAAAUACAAAGCACAGACACAAGCUCUGUGCUCAAGAUUCUCAAAACUGAGAAAAGUGACAUAGGGGAAUUUACCUUUGAGAUUUCUAAUGAUGUCGGACAAAGCUCUUGUGAGGCCACGCUCACAGUUCUGGACCAAAUAAUUCCUCCAUCUUUCACGAGGAAACUGAAGCAGACAGAAGGAAUUAAAGGAUCAUUCGCUCAUCUGGAAUGCCUUGUCUCAGGCUCCCUGCCAAUUACCAUCCAAUGGUUUAAAGAUGAAAAGGAGAUUCAGGUCGACGAGAAAAAUAAAUGUACAUUCUUUGAGAAUGUUGCUUGCCUAGAAGUCUUGGAUCUUCACCUUAAAGAUGGUGGGAGUUACACCUGCAUUGCCAAAAACAAAGCAGGGACAGUCCAGUGCUCUGCAAUCUUACUUGUGAAAGAACCACCAUGCAUUCUUGAAAAGCCUGAAUCCAUGAAUGUUUUACCUGGAUCUAAGGUCCAGUUCAAUGUACUGCUCUCUGGCACACCACCCUUGACAAUCAAAUGGUUUAAAAACAAGAAAGAGAUUUUAUCAAGUGCAAACUGCUCUGUGAUGAAAGACAACACAUCCACCUCACUGGAGCUUUUCUUUGCUAAGAGCUCAGAUUCAGGAGAUUAUGUAUGUGAAAUUCAGAAUGAUGUGGGCUCUACCUCCUGCCAAGCAACGCUUUUUGUCAAAGAGCCACCAAAGUUUACCCAGACCCCGGCCCGGGUGUCUGUAGUGCGUCCUGGUCAAAACAAAAUGUUUGAGUGCCAGGUGACAGGCACACCUGAGAUAGACAUCUACUGGUUUAAGGAGGGCUCUGAGAUCAGUGCCGGUGAUCGCUACAAGAUGGCAUUUGUAAAUUCUGUGGCCACUCUGGAGGUCUGUGCAGCUGAAAUCAAAGACGGAGGCCUUUACUACUGUGAGGCUCGCAAUGAGGCUGGUAGUGAGAGCUGCAGCAUGGAGCUCAAAGUCAAAGAACCACCAUCUUUUAUCAAAGACCUUUCUCUGGUUGAUGUUGUGAAGGGUUCCACAGCUUGUUUUGAGUGUCAGGUUGCUGGAACAGGUCCCUUUGAUAUAACCUGGCACAAAGAUGGAAAAGAGAUCAAGCCCAGUGCCAAACAUGCCUUCUCCCAGUUGAAUGACACCUUAACUCUUGAGAUUCACAGAUGUGAUGGUGUAGAUGUUGGUGAAUAUCAGUGUACUGUAGCUAACGAGGUGGGGAGCUGUACUUGUAAGACAACUCUCAGCCUCAAAGUGCCCCCAACAUUUACCAAGAGGAUUGAGGACAGUGUUACUGUUCUGGGUAAAGGGGCAGAGUUUCAGUGUGUUGUGGUGGGUUCUCCAACUCUUUCUGUCCAAUGGCAGAAAGAUGACAACUGGAUUUUGGAGGAUCCAAACAUUGAGAAAUCAUUUGAAAAUAAUAUAGCGACUCUAAAGAUUGCUACCUGUGGAGCAACUCAGGCAGGCAGGUACACCUGUCAGGUGGUUAACGAGGCUGGGCAAGAUAAAUGCUUCGCUACACUCACCGUGCAAGAACCCCCUCAGAUCGUAGAAAAACCUGAGGAGAUCAAGGUAACUGUGGGAGAUCCAGUCAAUCUGGACUGCAAGGUGAAAGGCUCGCCUGAGCUCAAAGUGAAGUGGAUGAAAGAUGGAAAGGAACUUCAGUCCAUCAGGCAGCACAAGCUGAUCUUUGAGAACAACAUCAGCAGCCUGAAAAUUCAGGCUGCUCAAACAGCAGAUGAAGGAGAGUACAUGUUUGAGGUGUCAAACCACAUAAGCAGCUGUUCUUGCAAAGUUAAAGUGGUUGUUUCAGAGCAAGUAAUUCCUCCAAGCUUCAUCAAACCACUGGUAGACAUGCAGGAGAUUCUGGGCUCCUUUGUUCAGAUUUGCUGUAAAAUAUCUGGUUCCCUCCCAAUCUCUGUGGAGUGGCAGAAAGAUGGGAGUAAAGUCUCCAGUGGUGUCAAACACAAACUGAUUCAGCAGGACAACUCUGUGUCUGUGGAGAUUGAACAGCUUGAGAGAUCUGAUGCUGGAUUGUAUUCAUGCAAACUGACCAAUGCAGCUGGGAGCUGUGAAUGUAGUGGAUCCCUUAGGGUCAAAGAGCCUCCAAGCUUUGUGGUGCUGCCCGAGUCACAGGCGGCUCUACCCAAUGCCAUGGUCCGAUUCAAAAGCACAUUCACGGGCACGCCGCCCUUUGCGGUCAAAUGGUUCAAGGACGACACGGAGCUCAUGACCGGUCCAACGUGUUUCAUGGGUGUGGAUGACAUGUCCUGCUUCUUGGAGCUCUACUCAGUGGCCAUAACUCAGAGUGGAGUUUACUCCUGCCAAGUCAGCAACGAUGCUGGUUCUGUACGCUGUAGUGCAGAUUUGACGGUCAAAGAACCACCUGAGUUUGUGCUGAAACUUCCCGCCACUAAGUUUGUAAAGCGGGGUGAGCCACUCCACCUGGAGUGUAAAGUCCGUGGCUCCUCCCCUCUGAAAACGACCUGGUACAAACACGACACCAAAGUCUCGGACGGGGGCAACUACAGGAUGUCAUUUGUUGACUCGGUAGCGGUCCUGGAGGUGCUGUCCUGCAGUUUUGAUGAUGACGGAGUUUACACCUGCGAAGCGCAGAACGAUGCGGGCAGCGUGAGCUGCAGCACCACGCUUUCUGUUAAAGACCCCCCCGCAUUUGUGAAAGUUCCCUCACCUGUUGAGGGGCUGAAGGGGAAGGAUGUGAGCUUAUACUGCGAGAUGAGUGGCUCAGUUCCGCUCCAGAUCGCCUGGUUCAAAGACAGGAAGCCUCUGAUGGAAAGCAGGAAGUAUAAGAUGGUGAGCGAGGGCAGCUCAGCCACGCUGCAUGUCAUUGGGAUAGAGCCUUCAGACGCCGGCGAGUAUGAGUGCAAAGUCUCAAACAGUGUAGGAAGUGACUCCUGCCACACGGCGGUUAAACUCAGAGAGCCGCCAUCAUUUGUGGAGAAACUGUCAAACAUGACGGUGAUGCUGGGCGAGGAGGUGACCCUUAUUGCCACUGUUAAAGGCUCUGAACCCAUUACUGUGUCCUGGGUUCAGGACAAGGAUCACAUUCUCCGCGACAGCGACAACCGGAAAAUCACCUUUGAGAACAACCGGGUCGCACUUACCGUGUUUAAGGCCGAUGCAGCCGUGGCGGGCAGAUACACCUGCACACUCAGAAAUGAUGCUGGAAGUGUGGAUUGUUUCGCUAACUUAACUGUCCUAGAACCGGCUAAGAUCGUUGAUAAACCCGAAACCCUGAGCGUGACGGCGGGCAACAUGGCAGCCCUGGAGGUCAAAGUGUGCGGAACGCCAGAGCUGGUCCCCAAGUGGUUCAAAGACGGGAUGGAGCUGGCCACCGGCAGGAAGUACAAGAUCUCCUUCUCCCAGAUGAUCUCCAGUCUGAACGUGCUCUCCACAGAGAAGCUGGACUCUGGAGAGUACACCUUCCAGGUCAUGAACCAAGUGGGGAAAGAUCUGAGUAAAAUCAACCUCACCGUUUUAGAUAAGACGGUUCCUCCGACGUUCACCAGGAAGCUGAAGGACUGUAAGAUGACUGUGGGAGAAGCUGCAGAUUUGGAGUGCAAAGUCUCAGGCUCCCCUCCAUUCACUAUUUCCUGGUACCACAAUGACGAGGAGAUACAGACCGGACCGAACUGCGAGCUUUCAUUCAGUGACAACAGCUGCACCCUCAGAAUGCCCACCCUGAAGCUGUCCGACUCCGGGGUCUACCGAUGCAAAGCUGUCAACGAGGCGGGGUACAGCGAGACCUCAGCCACUUUGACAGUCAAUGAACCGCCGUCCUUCGUGGUGCCACCUCAGCCGAUGGAGGCCAUGCCCGGCUCUAACGUUACCUUCUCUGGCAUUGUGAAGGGCAGCGCCCCCCUCACCCUGAAAUGGUUCAGAGGAACAAAGGAGAUCCUGCAGGGGAAGGACUGCACCUUCUCCCUGAAGGACAACCAAGUGACUUUGGAGCUUCAGAACGUGAGCCCAUCUCAUGCCGGGGAGUACACCUGCCAGAUCAUCAACGAUGCAGGAAAGGAGAGCUGCGCUGUCAAUCUCACAGUCAAAGAACCGGCGUCCUUCUCUAAGAAACUGAAGGACGUGUCGGUUGAGAAGGGCAAACCUUUAACCCUGGAGUGCUCAUACACUGGAACCCCAAAGAUCACUGUGAGCUGGUUCAAAGACGGCCAGCAGAUUUUUGCUUCCUACAAAUACAACAUCACCACCACUGAGAGCUCCUGCAUCCUGGAGUGCCUCAGCACGGACGACAAGGAGGCAGCUGGGACCUACACAUGCCAGGUGUCCAACGAUGCAGGGAAGGACACAAGCGAGGCAGUGGUUUCCAUUCUGGAGCCUCCAUACUUUGUUGAACCUCUGGAGCCAAUGGAGGUAACGGCAGGCGAUGCAGUGUGUCUGAAGUGCCAGGUGGCGGGUACGCCUGAGAUCAAAGUGUCCUGGUUCAAGGCGGACGGCAAAGUUCGGUCCAGCCCCACCUGUAGGCUAGAGUACUCGAAGGGCAUGGCCUGUCUGAAGCUCAGCAAAGCCACCAAGGCUGAAAUUGGGGAGUACACCUGCAAGGCAGAGAACAAGAUCGGCUCUGCAUCCUCUACCUGCAGACUCAAUGUUCUCGAGGCCAAAACGCCUCCAUCCUUCCCCAAAAAGAUUACAAGCCUGCAGGAGACAGAGGGCCAGGCGGUCCGCUUCGAAUGUCGUGUUGCAGGCUCGUCACCCAUCGAGGUGUCGUGGCUGAAAGACGGCAAGCCACUGUCGGAGGGAGGCGAGUUCUCCAUGCUGUACGAUGACAACACGGCCGUGCUGCAGAUCGGCUGCGGAGAGAUGAGGCAUUCUGGGGAGUACACAUGUGUGGCCACCAACAGCGUGGGCUCGGCCUCCUGCAGAGCCAAACUCACCAUCCAAGAACCCAGGUACCCGCCAGUGUUUGACAAGAAACUGUCACCGCGGGAGGCGACAGUGGGGGACAGCAUCGAAAUGGAGUGUCACAUGACUGGCUCUGCCCCCAUCAAAGUCACAUGGUCCAAAGACCACAAGGAUAUUCGCUCUGGAGGGAACUAUAAGAUCAGCUGUGUGGACAACACGGCCCAGCUGACCAUCCUGAAGGCGGACAAAGCCGACACAGGAAAAUACUUCUGCCAUGCCUCCAAUGACAUGGGGAAGGACUCUUGUUCCACUGACAUCACUGUCAAAGAGCGUAAAAAUCCACCAGUGUUCACUAAAAAGCCCUCAGAGCACAUGGAGGACAUGGAGGGCAAGCUGGUAAAAAUCGAGAGCCGAGUCACGGGCUCACAGCCCAUGUCAGUCACAUGGUUCAAAGACGAUGAAGAGAUUAAAAGCUCUGACAAAUACGACAUCAGCUUUAAGAGCAACGUGGCAGUGCUGUGCAUAAAGAGCAGCCAACUGACUGACAGUGGCAGGUACUCCUGUCAGGCCUCCAACGAAGCUGGGAGAGCUUCCUGUGACGUCACCGUGGGCAUCCUGGAAUCCAAGAAGCCUCCAGUGUUUGAUGUUCCACUCAAACCAGUGACUGUGGAUGAAGGGGACAAGCUGAGCCUCAGGUGCCACGUCUGUGGCUCCGCCCCUCUGAAGGUCCAAUGGAUGAAGGACAGAAAGGAGCUGUCAUCGGCGGGCAGCAUCCGGCUCAGCUUCUCUGACGGUACAGCCAGCCUGGAGAUCGGCUCUGCCUCUAAACACGAUGCUGGUGAUUACCUCUGCAAGGCCACCAACGAGGCCGGCGCCGAGUUCUGCAAGGCCAAAGUCACAGUCAAAGCAAAACAAGGAGCAGCUAAGCCUGAAACUCCAGCAGCUGCUCCAACCCCCAAACUGGACAAUCUUUACUUCAUUGAGGAGCCCAAGUCCACACAUGUCACAGAGAAGGGAACCGCCACCUUCAUUGCUAAGGUCGGAGGAGAACCCAUCCCAAGUGUGAAGUGGAUGAAAGGGAAAUGGAGACAGCUCACUCAUGGCGGCCGCAUCGCAAUCGUGCAGAAAGGUCAGGAAGCCCAGCUGGAGAUCCGAGAGGUGACCAAGUCUGACUCUGGUCAGUACCGAUGUGUUGCCUCCAACACUCAUGGAGAGAUCGAGUGCAGCGCAGAUAUGCACGUUGACGCAAAGAAGGAGGCGCCGCAGGUUGAAGGAGACCUGCGGGCCAAACUGAAGAAGACGCCGUCCAAGCAGAAGAGCCCACAGGAGGAAAAGGACAUCGACAUAGUCGAGCUGCUGAGAAAUGUCGACCCCAAAGAGUACGAGAAAUACGCCCGAAUGUACGGCAUCACCGACUACCGAGGUCUGCUGCAGGCCAUCGAGCAGCUCAAGAAGGAAAGGGGGGAAGAAAGUGGAAGACCGGAAAUGGAACGUGGAGACAGAGAGUCAGAUGAGGACAUGGCUCGACUGGUGGCCGACCUGCAGAAGAGGAUGGAGAGGACUGAGCCUGUUACUGUAGUGAAGGACAUCUCCAACCAGUCCGUCUUUACCAAUGACGAGGCGGAGUUUGAAUGCGAAAUCAAGAUCAAUUACCCAGAGAUCUCGCUGUCGUGGUACAAGGGCACGCAGAAGCUCGACACGUCCGACAAAUACGACAUCAGCAUCCGCGGCGACCGCCACCUGCUCAAGAUCAAGAAGUGUCAGCCGUCCGACCAGGGCAACUACCGGGUGGUGUGUGGACCACACAUCUCCAGCGCCAAGCUCUCCAUCACAGAAGUGGAGGUGGAGAAGCACCUGCAGGACACGUCGGGUAAGGAAGGCCAGUCGUGCACGCUGUCUUGUCAGUUGUCUGUUCCUAACGUCGAGGCUCAGUGGUUUAAAAACGGCAAGAAGUUAGAGAUGAAGGGAAGGUAUUCAUCCGAGGUGAAACACAAAGUUCAGAAGCUUCUGAUCAAAGACCUGAAGUCUGAAGACCGGGGCAGAUACUCCUGCAGAUACCAGCACCUGGAAUCCUCUGCAGACCUCAAGGUGGAAGCCGAACAAAUUCAUUUCACCAAACGCAUCCACAAUGUCGAAGUCAACGAGCGCCAGUCGGCCACCUUCGAAUGCGAGGUGUCCUUCGACAACGCCAUCGUUUCUUGGUACAAAGACACCUGGGAACUGAGAGAAUGUACUAAGUACAACUUCAGGAGCGAAGGCCGAAGGCAUUUCAUGGUCAUUCGAAAUGUGACCAUCGAAGACGAAGGCGUGUACUCAGUGAUUGUGAGAUUGGAGCCCAGAGGAGAGGCUAAAAGCACAGCUGAGCUUUAUUUGUCUGGCAAAGAGAUUGAAUUAGCGAUGGUGCCGACAGAUAUCCCAGACUCUUCGGUUCAGAGGCCUGAAGUGCCUUCAUCCGAGGAGAUCCAAGAAUCUGCCGAGUUCUACCAGAUUGAAGAGAAAAUUGAACAGAGAGAAUCAGCUGAAUAUUCUUAUCAUUACGAAGAGGAGGUGCAGCAGAAAGUGGAGUUUCAGAGCUGGACAGAAGAGUCUGUAACCCAGCAGGUCUCAGAGACCACAGCUUCCAGAGUUGCUGUUGAGGAAAAAGUGGAGAUGAUGAAGGUUGAAAUGAGGGAGGAAGUCCCAACAAAAGUGGAGAAAAAGGCUGAGGAGAAGAAAACUGCAGCUAUAGAGGAACCAAAGAAAAAACCAGAGACUCGGAAGCUGGUGGAGGAGAAGGUUCCUGAAGCUUCAGUCCCAGAGAAGAAGGAGCUUCCUGCUCCCAGAGAACCAGAGGCGGUGAAGAAGCCAUCGCCCCCCUCCCUGCCUGAAGAGACGCCCAUCCUGCCAACCAAAGAUGAGCCCAAAGUUCUGGUUCCAGCUGAGUCCACGGAGCUGAAGCCUGAAGCAAAGCCCAAGGCAGAACCGGAACCGAAGCCCAAAGCUGCUCCGAAAGCAGAACCCGAACCGAAGCCCAAAGCCGCUCCGAAAGCAGAACCAGAACCGAAGACCAAAGCUGCUCUGGCUCCGAAAGCAGAACCGGAACCGAAGCCCAAAGCCACUCCGAAAGUAGAACCAGAACCGAAGCCCAAAGCUGCUCCGACUCCGAAAGCAGAACCGGAACCGAAGCCCAAAGCUGCUCCCAAAGCAGAACCGGAACCGAAGCCCAAAGCAGCUCCAACUCCGAAAACAGAACCGGAACCAAAGCCCAAAGCUGCUCCCAAAGCAGAACCGGAACCGAAGCCCAAAGCAGCUCCAACUCCGAAAGCAGAACCAGAACCGAAGCCCAAAGCAGCUCCAACUCCGAAAGCAGAACCGGAACCGAAGCCCAAAGCAGCUCCAACUCCGAAAGCAGAACCAGAACCGAAGCCCAAAGCAGCUCCAACUCCGAAAGCAGAACCAGAACCGAAGCCCAAAGCUGCUCCGGCUCCGAAAGCAGAACCGGAAACGAAGCCAGUGACGCCUCCAUCCAAAGCCCCCAAAGAAGAAGCAAAGAUCCUAACUGAACCAGAAGCUCCACAACCAAAGGCAGAACUGAAGAAAACCAAACCAGAAGUCCGUAAACCCGAACCUCCUAAACCCGAACUUCCUAAACCAGAACCUCCAGCUCCAAAAGCAAAACCGGCACAGAAGGAGCCAGAGAAGAAAGUGGCAGAAAAACCACAGAAGAAGGAGGUGGCUGCUCCUCCACCUCCUUCAUUCCAAAAGGAGGUACAGAAAGAGGCAGAAGAGCCAAAGAAGAAGCCGAUUAAAGUUCCCCUGGAAGAAAAAGUUCCAGAGCUUCCGAAAGCAGAGAAGAAACCAGAGGCUCAGGUGGUUCCUCCCUCAGAAGAACCAGCUCAGAAGGACAAAGAAACUGAAGAUAAACUCAAGAAGCUUCCUUCCACGCCUCUUGAAGCAGAGACAAAAGGAAAGAAAAUGGAGAAAGUUCCUGUAAAGGAGAAGGAGUUGCCACCAGAACCCAAAGAAGUGAAGCCUGCACCUCCUUCAGAAGAAAGCAAACCAAAGUCCGCAGAGGUCACCAAGAAACCUGAAGUCACAGCAAGGAAAAUCUCUCCACCAGAGGAAACCAAGCCAGUGACCAAGACCGAGCCUGUGGUAAAGGUAGAAGAACCAUCUAAGGUUGUUCCAGAAGAGCAAACAACAGCUCCAAAAGAUGAAACCAAGGGACCAGUGCAGACACCAGGAGGAGUCCAGAAAGAACCCGUACAGCAAAAAAAGGGUAAAAUUCAAGUGGCGGAGGAUGGGAGGUUUGAGAUUCCCACCUUGAAGAAAGCAACCAGGGUCGUGAGGGAAGCGGAGGAGGACCACGAGGUUGUCAAACUGAAGAAGGUUCCAUCACCCCCCAUGAAAGAGGCUGACGAGGUGGAAAAACCUCAGAAAAUCACCAAGACCACUGUUUUCCAUGCUGAGGAAUUGGUGCAUGAAGAAGAGGCUUUAGAGAUGUCGGUGGUGACCAGAAGGACUGUUCCGGAAAGAACACCUCGAGAGAAAGCUGACGUGGUUAAAAAACCAGAUGUUAUUGAGCCUAAAGGGGAGGAAGAAAAGGAAGCUCCCAAAGAUGCAUGGAAACGCCAGAAGCCUGUCCCUAGAGAGGAAAAACCAGAAGACAAGUUCCCUCUUAAGAAAACUCCGAAGGCACCAAAAGAAGAGGAACCUGCCCCACCCAGCCCAGCACUGAAGAAAGUGAAAAAGCUGCCCUCAGCUGAAGCUGAACCAGAGUUGGUCAAGCUUAAACCAUUUGAGAAGCCUGUUAAACCUUUAGAGGAGCCAGAGAAAGAUAAGAAGGAGAGGCCUGAUAGAGAUACUAUUUCUUUCCAGAAGGGAGACAGGAUCCCCAGAGAGAAGGAGCCUAAAGAACCUACAAAGGAACAAGAGAAGCCUCUCCCUGAGGUAAAGGAAGCUCUGCCUAAAGUGCCAAAACCAAAAGAUGCAAAGACAACCCCAGAGAAAGAACCUGAUGCAGUUAAAGUACAGACUAAAGGAAAGAAAAUCCCAGCAGCUGAACCAGAAAUAGAAAGUGUUAAGCUAAAGCCCUUCUCCAAACCUUCCAAAGAAGCUGAGGAACCUGAGAAAAAACCAGCAGAGGAGAAAGACAAGAAACCAUCCAAAGACCUGCAACGUCGUCCCACCAGUCCUCUUGAAAAACCGAAGGUGAAAGAAGCAGACGUUGAGCCCAUGAAACCUGAGCUACCUGCAGCUUCUGAAAUAAAAACAGAGAAGCCAAAAGAAGUAGACAUGGUUCCAGUGGAGAAAACACCCGCGUCCCCACCCGAGAAACCUGACAAAGCCGCAGAAAAACCCAAACCCAAAACUCUGGAACCAAAGAAAGGGAUUGUGCCCAAGGCUGAGGAAGAGAAGGAAGGGGUAGCACCGAAGCCAGUGGAGCAGCUCAAAAAGGUGGAACUCAAAAAGACUCCUUCUCCUAAAGUGGAGAAACUCAAGGAAGCAGAAGCAGUUCCAGCUGAGAGAAGACCAAGCAUUGAAAAACUGAAAAAGGUUCCAAAAACUGUUUCACCCAAAGACUCUAUUGAAGCUGUUACGCUGAAAAAGGUUCCAAAGAAACCAGAACCAGAAGAGCCCGACAAAAAGAAAGUUCCCGCGGUGAAAGAGAUCUCUCCUGGGGCUGUGCAAAUGAAGAAGGUUGCUACUCAACCAGAGGAGGAGGUUUUCGAAGAGGAGUUUGAGGCCGAGGAAGAGGCUGAGCUAGAUCAAGAGGAGGCCUGGGGCUGGGAGCUGGUUCCGAGGGACAGUUAUGGCUCGGAGGACUGGGAAGGUGAAGGAGAAGAAGGUGCUCUGGAGGUUCCUGGGGUCACCCGGAGAGAGGGGCAGCCUGCAGAGGAAGCAGGGCGGGGCAGAGGGCGAGGCCUAAAACCGAAGCUAACCCCUUCCCCCGGAGAGGGCAGGGGCCGUGGAAAACCUGGAGGCAGGGGCCCCCCACCACCAGAGGAGCCAGGCUUUGCAGGCUUCAAGCUCAAAGCCGUCCCUCUUAGGUUUAUCAAGAAGCUGCAGGACAUCGUACUAAAGGAGGCCGAGUCCAUUGGCUCGUCUGCCGUGUUUGAGUGUGAGAUUUCCCCCUCUACAGCCGUCACCUCCUGGAUGAAAGACGGUGGUAACCUGCGUGAAAGUCCCAAGCACAAGUUCAUCUCUGAUGGCAAAGACCGGAAGCUGCACAUCAUUGAUGUACAGCUGUCUGAUACUGGAGAAUACACCUGUGUGGCCAAGAAUGCUGGGAAGGAGAUCUCCUGCACUGCUAAGCUCGUAGUUGAAGAGCUUCCUGUAAAAUGGGUCAAAGAGUUGGACCCGGAGACCUCUGCUAUCUUGGGCCAGCCCAUCUACAUGACCUGCGAGCUGAGUAAAGAGAAGGACGUGAUCUGGAAAAAGGAUGGCGAAGUCCUGAAGAAAAAGGAGGGCAAAAUUCAGAUCAACAUCAUUGGCUUGUCGCAUGCAGUGACCAUCCAAGGCUCCACACCAGAGGACGCUGGCGUCUACUCAUGUGAAGUAUCAGGACAGGAGGAUGUGAAGACCUCCACGAACGUCAAAGUGAUUGAAAUAAUUAAAGACUGGAUAGUUAAACCACUUAGAGACCAGCAUGUGAAACCAAAGGCAGCUGCCACGUUUAAAUGCGAGCUCUUCAGAGACACUCCCAACUGGAAGUGGCUCAAAGGAGAGGAUGAGAUCACUCCAUCUGACAAGGUUGAGAUCAAGAAGGAUGGAAAAGAACUGACGCUGACCAUCAAGAACUGCCAGCCGGAAGAUGUAGCACAAUAUUCAAUGGAGGUGGAAGGACGCAUCUACACCGCCAGUCUGACACUUGGAGAGCGUGAAGCUGAGAUCCUGAGGCCUUUGGUCAGUGUUGAGGUGAUAGAAAAGGAAGAAGCCUCAUUUGAAACAGAGAUAUCUGAGGAUGAUAUUCCAGGAGAAUGGAAACUUAAAGGAGAGGUUUUGACAAGAUCCCCGACGUGCGACAUCCAAAUGGAGGGUACUGUGCGUAGGCUCACACUGAAAAACUGCCAGUUGGAUCAGGCGGGGGAAGUGUCCUACCAGGCCCUGAAUGCCAUCACAACUGCAAUGUUAAAUGUCAAAGAAAUCGAGAUGGACUUUGUUGUCCCGCUGAAGGACGUUUCUGUGCCAGAAAAGAAACAGGCUAAGUUUGAAUGCACCAUCACGAAGGAUGUCGUAAAAGUCCUGUGGUACAAAGGGGCUGAUAUCAUCAUCCCGGACCAAAAGUACGACAUCAUCGAUGAUGGAAAGAGGCAUAUGUUGGUCAUCAAUUGCUGCGAGUUUGAUGACGAGGACGAAUAUACGAUUGAGGUUUUGGGCAAAGCUUCCAAAGCCAGGCUCAAUGUCGAGGGUAUCAGGCUCAGAUUUGUUUCACCACUGAAAGACCUAACCGUCAAGGAGGGCAGUACAGCUCGCUUUGAGCUAGAGCUCUCUCAUGAGAACAUCCCUGUUUCCUGGUACAAGAAUGACAAUAAAAUCCAUCCGAGCAGAACGGUUGUCACUUCCAUGGAUGGAAAGAAACACGUGCUAGAAAUUAAGGAUGUGACCCUAGAUGAUAUCUGCCAAAUUAAGGCAGAAGCAAAGGGAAUUCCUUCAAUGGCCAAUUUGACAGUUAUAGAGGGAGAUCCUUACUUCACGGUUAAGCUGCAGGACUUCACUGCAGUAGAGAAAGAUGAAGUUGUUCUAGAUUGCGAACUCAGCAAAGAUGUUGAUGUCAUGUGGUACCACAAUGAAGCUGAGAUCAAGGCCUCCAAGAUGGUGACCGUCAAGGCUGAGGGCAAGCGAAGAACCCUGAUCAUCAAGAAAGUCGGGGACAAAGACAAGGGACAGUAUGUGUGCGACUGUGGGACAGACAAAACAACAGCUGAGCUUCACAUCGAAGCUCGCCACAUCAAGGUUGUUCGGCCCAUGUAUGGCGCCGAAGUCUUAGAGGGUGAAACCGCACGAUUUGAGGUCGAGCUCAGCGAAGACGAUGUCCACGGCCAAUGGAGACUAAACGGAGAAGUCCUCAGUCCAUCAGCUGACGUCGAGAUUGUGGAGGAUGGUGCCAAACACACUCUGGUCUUGUACAACUGCAAAGUGCCCCAGACAGGCGAGCUUGUGUUUGCUGCCGCCAACGCCAAGUGUUCUGCUAACCUUAAAAUCAGGGAGCUACCGCUUUCAUUCAUUACACCGCUGGCUGAUGUACACGUGUACGAGAAGGAGGAAGCUAAGUUUGAGCUGGAAGUUUCACGAGAGGCCAAAAGCUUCCGUUGGCUCAAAGGGACUCAGGAAUUGUCAAACGACGAUAAGUUUGAAAUCAGUGUAGAUGGAAACCUACACACUCUUGUCGUAAAGUCCGCCAGAUAUGAAGACGAAGCCAAAUACAUGUUUGAAGCUGAAGAUAAGAGGACAUCGGGAAAGUUGAUUAUUAAAGGUAUUCGACUCGAAUUUAUCAGGCCGAUUAAAGACGUGACCGUUAAGGAGAGAGAAACCGCCGAGUUCAGCUUUCAAAUUUCUCAUGAAAAGAUUCCAGUGAUUUGGUACAGAAACGAAGUGCGCCUGCAUCCCAGCAAGCAGGUGCACAUGUCGGAGGAGGGGAAAGUGCACACGCUGGCCUUCAAGGAGGUCACCAUCGAUGACACCUCCCUGAUUAAGGUGGAGGCCAUGGGAAAGACGUCAGAGGCGAUGCUCACUGUUCUUGAGGGCGACCUCUACUUCACAGUUAAGCUCCAGAACUACACCGCGGUCGAAAAGGAUGAGGUGGUCUUAUCCUGCGAGCUGAGCAAGGCAGCCGGAGAGGUGAAGUGGUUUAAAGAUGGCGCCGAAAUUUUCUUGUCCAAGAAUGUUCUCUUCCAAUCUGAUGGCAGAAAGCGCAUGUUGGUGAUCAAGAAAUCUGCCAAGAAAGACAUGGGAGCAUACACCUGCGACUGUGGCACGGAUAAAACCACAGCCAACCUGAACAUCGAAGAGCGCAACAUUAAGGUUGUCCGCCCGCUGUACAGCGUGGAGGUCACAGAGACCGAGACGGCCUGGUUUGAGACGCAAAUAUCUGAGGAUGACGUUCACGCCACCUGGAAACUGAAGGGAGAGACCCUCCACCCAUCUGCUGAUGUGGAGAUAAAGGAGGAAGGGGCUCGACAUAUUUUGACACUCUUCAACUGCAAAAUGGACAUGGCCGGCGGCGUCGACUUCUCUGCAGCGAAUGCAAAAUCUUCAGCUCAUCUCAGAGUCAAAGGCCGGGUGAUCACCCUGGUGAGGCCUCUGAAGAACGUCACAGUGACUGCAGGAGAAACCGCCACCUUCCAGUGCGAGCUGUCAUAUGAAGACAUCAGCGUUGAUUGGUUCCUGGGGGGUACAAAGCUGGAGCCAAGCGACAGAGUGGUGUUCAAGGAUGAAGGGAAAGUCUACAGCGUCACGGUGAGAGACGUCCAACUGAGUGAAGCUGGACAAGUCAAACUCACCGCCAAGGACUUUGAGACUGAGGCGAGGCUCAUUGUCAAAGAGCCGCCAGUAGAGUUCACCAAACCUCUGGAGGACCAAACAGUAGAGGAGGAAACCACCGCCACCCUUGAGUGUGAAGUUUCCAGAGAGAAUGCAGAGGUACAAUGGUUCAGCGAAGACCAAGAGAUCCACAAGACCAAGAAGUACGAAAUACUCGCAGACGGCCGCAAGAGAACGCUGCUAAUCCAUGAAUGCACCAAGGAUGACUCAAAAACCUACACUUGUGAUGCUAAAGACUUCAAAACAUCCUGCUUCCUUACUGUUGAACCUCCACGUGUCGAGUUCUCAAAGCCACUCCAUGAUGUCGAGGUCCGGGAGAAGGAAACCGCCAGGUUUGAGUGUGAAGUCUCCAGAGAGGACGCCAAGAUUCGCUGGUUAAAGGAUGGAACUGAAAUCAGAAAAGGAAAGAAGUAUGAAAUCAUUGCAGAAGGCCGCCAACACAUCCUCAUCAUCCAUAAGGCUGCGUUUGAUGAUGAAGCCGAAUACGAAAUUGAUGCAAAGACCUCCAAAUCCUCCGGCAUGCUCACCGUUGUCGAGGAGGAAACAGUAUUCUCCAAAAACCUUUCGAAUGUGGAGGGAACGGAGACGGAGAGUGUGAAGCUCAUCUGUGAGGUCUCCAAGCCCGCCGCCGACGUUAAAUGGUACAAAGGCGAGGAAGAGCUGCCAGAGGGUGGCCGCUAUGAGCACAUCGUUGAUGGCAAGAGGAGGAUCCUCCUCAUCCAGGACCUGAAGUUAGAGGACGCCGGAGAGUACAACUGCAGGCUGAGCUCCGGUGCCAGAACCACCGCAAACCUCAAGAUUAAUGAACUGGCUGCUGAAUUCCUGACCAGACCUCAGAACCAGGAGGUGGUGGAGGGUCAGAAGGCUGAAUUCACCUGCACUGUCUCCAAGGAAACCUUCACCGUCAUAUGGUUGAAGGACGGCAAGGAGCUGGAGUCAGGAGGCAGAUUUGAUAUGGUGAGUGACGGCAAGACCAGGACCCUGGUCAUCAAGGACUGCGAGACCACUGAUGAGGGUGGAUACGUGGUAUUGAUCGGAGAGACCAGAGCCGGAGCUCAUUUGACCGUGAAUGAGAAACUGAAGGUCAUUACACCUCUGAAGGACUCAGAGGUCAAAGAAGGACAGGAGAUAGUCCUGAACUGCGAGGUGAACAUCGAAGGAGCCAAGGCCAAGUGGCUAAAGAACGAGGAGACUCUUUUCGAAAGCGGCAAGUACGUGAUGGUUCAGAGAGAUAACGUCUUCUCCCUACGGAUCAAAGACGCUCAGAAGGGAGACGAAGCAGACUACAGCAUCAUGCUGACCAAUCAUAGAGGAGAACAGGCCAAGAGCACCGGCAAACUCUCCGUCAGAGAGGAGAGUCUGAGGAUCAUGGUUCCUCCAGAGGACAUCGAUACUCAGGAGAAGAACACAAUCAGCUUCUCCUGUAAGACCAACAGACCCAACGCCACGGUGAAGUGGAUGAAGGCUGGUCAGGAGAUCGCCUUCAGCAAGCGUGUGGUCUACAGGGUGGACAAGGAGAAGCACACGCUGACCAUCAAAGACUGCACGCUGGACGACGAAGGCGAGUACACUGUGGUGGCCGGAGACGACAAGGCCACAGCGGAGCUGAUCAUCAGCGAGGCACCCACCGACUUCAGCGCUCCUCUCAAAGACCAGACCAUCACAGAAUUCGAGGACGCAGAGUUCACCUGCAAGCUGACCAAAGAGAAGGCAGAGGUCAAGUGGUACAGGAACGGACGGGAGAUCAGAGAGGGACCAAGAUACACAUUCGCAAAAGAAGGAAAGUUCUUCACGCUGCGGAUCAAGGAGUGCAGACCCGAUGACGAGUGUGAAUAUGCCUGUGGAGUGGACGACAAGAGGUCUAAAGCUAGGCUGUUUGUUGAAGAGAUUCCUGUGGAGAUCGUCAGACCCCCACAAGACGUGUUUGAACCCCCGGGUUCGGACGUUGUUUUUGAGGUGGAGCUCAACAAGGACCGUGUGGAGGUGAAGUGGCUGCGUAACAACAUGACCGUGGUCCAGGGAGACAAGUUCCAGAUGAUGAGCGAGGGAAAACUGCACCGGCUGCAGGUCUGCGAGAUCAGACCCAGGGACCAGGGCCUGUACAGGGUCAUGGUCAGGGACAAGGACGCCAGGGCCAAGCUGGAGCUGGCAGCCGUGCCUCAGAUAAAGACCACCGACCAGACCUACGUCACAGACGCCGGGAAGCCCAUUGUCCUGGCCGUCCCGUACAGCGCUUACCCUCAGGCAGACGCCGACUGGCUGUACGACAACCUGAGCCUCCCCAAAGACAACAUCCACACCUCCGCCGACCGCACAGAGUACCGCCUGAAGGACCCCAAGAAGUCGGACCAAGGCCGCUACAAGAUCAUCAUCAAGAACAAACACGGAGAAGGAGAGGCUUUCAUCAACCUGGAUGUCAUCGACGUCCCUGGACCUGUGAAGAACCUUCAGGUGGUCGACACCGCAGACGGCGAGGUUAGCCUGGCGUGGGAGGAGCCUGAGUACGACGGUGGCAGCAAAGUGACCGGAUACGUGGUGGAGAGACGCGACAUAAAGCGUAAGACCUGGACUCUGGCCACCGAUCACGCAGAGAGCCCAGAGUACACGGUGACCGGGCUGCAGAAGGAUUCCUUCUACCUGUUCCGAGUCAGCGCUCGGAACAGGGUGGGCGCCGGACCCUUCGUUGAGACGGACGAAGCCGUGCAAGCCAAGAACAAGUUUGACGUUCCUGAGGCUCCUCUAAACGUCAUCGUCGGAAACGUCACAAAGUUCGGAUGCACCGUCUCCUGGGAGCCUCCCGUAUCAGACGGAGGCUCUCCCAUUACCUCCUACAUCGUGGAGCUGCGUGACAGGACGUCUGUGAAGUGGUCGCCUGUCCAGGUGACCAAAGCUGGCGAGCUCAGCGCCAUUAUCAACGAUGUCAUUGAGAACAAAGAGUACAUCUUCAGAGUCAAAGCUGAGAACAAAGCGGGCGAGGGCAAGCCCAGCGCCGCUUCGCAGCCUGUGAAGAUCAUGGAUCCAAUUGAACGUCCUAGUCCACCUCAGAACCUGGCUUGGCAGGACCAGAAUAAGAGCUCAGUGCAGCUCACCUGGGAGACGCCUCUGAAGAAUGGCGGCAGCAUGAUCACCGGAUACAUCAUCGAACGCUGUGAGGAGGGCACCGACAAGUGGUUACGCUGCAAUGCUCGCCUCUGCCCGGACCUCUUCUACAAGGUGUCGGGUCUGAAAUAUGGAACCAAGUACAACUACAGAGUGUUUGCUGAAAAUGCUGCUGGAGUUUCUGACCCAUCAAACUGCAUCGGACCUCUGCUGGCAGACGACCCUCAUUUUGGCCCAAGUUUCGACCUGAGUGCCUUCAAAGACGGCCUUGAGGUGAUCGUCCCUCAGCCUCUCACCAUCAGAGUGCCCAUCACUGGUUACCCGACCCCCGUCGCCAAGUGGAACUGUGGUGAAAAGGAGCUGACUACUGCAGACGAACGCGUCUCCCUAAUGACCAAAUCCACGUUUACAGAGUUAAUGAUUGCACCGAGCGUCCGCCCAGACAAAGGCAUCUACACCCUCCACCUGGAGAACGAUGUCACCUCUGUGUCCGGAGAUAUCGAAGUCAACGUCAUCGCUGCACCGAGCGCUCCUAAGGACUUCAAGGUCCUGGAGGUAACCCGGCAGCAUGUCCACCUGAGCUGGGAGGCUCCUGAACAUGACGGAGGAAGCCCUCUGACCGGCUAUCAGGUGGAGAAACGUGACGUGUCCCGCAAGACCUGGGUGAAGGUUGCCUCAGGGAUCCAGGAUCUGGAGUUUACAGUCACUGAUGUGAUUGAAGGGAAAGAGUAUCUGUUCAGAGUCACCGCCUGCAACAAGUGCGGCCCAGGGGAGCCGGCGUACAUCGACGAGCCCGUCAACGUCUCAUCUCCAGCCACUGUACCAGACCCACCAGAGAACCUGAAGUGGAGAGACAAGUCAGCCAGUGGUAUCUUCCUCACCUGGGAGCCGCCAAAGUAUGACGGCGGCACCGGCAUCCGGGGCUACAACGUAGAGCGCUGCCAGAGAGGCACAGAUAAAUGGGAGCCCUGUGGAGACAUGGUGCAGGAGCUGAAAUGCCAGGUGAGCGGUCUGAUCGAGGGACAGUGGUAUGCAUACAGAGUCCGAGCCCUAAACCGCCUUGGAGCAAGCAGGCCCUGCAAGCCCACAGAUGAGAUCCAGGCUGUUGAUCCUAUAGAGGCUCCAGAGAUCCAGCUGGAUGCCAAGCUGCUGGCCGGUCUGACUGCCAAGGCCGGCAGCAAAAUCGAACUCCCUGCUGAAGUGACGGGUAAGCCGGAGCCACGAGUGAAGUGGACCAAGGCUGACCUGGUCCUCAAGGCAGAUGACAGGGUGUCCAUCGACACCAAGCCAGGACACUCAACUGUCACUAUUGCCAAGACCAAGAGAGACGACAGCUCCACCUACAUCAUAGAGGCGACCAACAGCAGCGGGCGUGCCACUGCCACAGUGGAUGUCAACAUCCUUGACAAGCCCGGACCUCCUGCUGCAUUCGAUAUCUCCGAUAUCACCAACGAAACCUGCUUCCUGGCCUGGAACCCCCCACGCGACGAUGGCGGCUCCAGGGUUACCAACUACAUUGCGGAGCGCCGGGCUGCCGACAGCGAAAUAUGGCACCGCCUGUCCUCAACCGUCAAACAGACCACAUACAAGGCCGUCGGCCUGGUCAAGUUCAAGGAGUACAUUUUCCGAGUGUUUGCUGAGAACCAGUUUGGUGUUGGUCCACCUGCAGAGCACCCCUCCAUUAUUGCCCGAUAUCCGUUUGACACCCCUGGAGCUCCCUACAAACUGGAGCCUUCAGACAUUGCCAAAGACUCUGUGACGCUGACCUGGUAUGAGCCGGAUGAGGAUGGAGGAAGCCCCAUCACAGGAUACUGGGUGGAGAGAUAUGAGCCAGACCACGAUAAGUGGAUCCGAUGCAACAAGCUGCCCAUCAAAGACACCAAUUAUAGAGUAAAGGGUCUUCCUACGAGGAAGAAGUACAAGUUCAGAGUCCUCGCUGAAAAUCUGGCUGGAACUGGAAAACCAAGCAAAGAGACGGAUCCAAUCCUUGUCAAAGAUCCAAUCGAUCCUCCAUGGCCUCCUGGUAAGCCCUCAGUCAGGGACGUAGCCAAGACUUCCUGCUUCCUGUCGUGGACCAAACCCGAGCACGACGGCGGUGCAAAGAUCGACAGCUACGUCAUCGAGAUGCUGAAGAGCGGCACCACAGACUGGAUCCGUGUGGCUGAGAACAUCAGCCUCCUGGAGUUUUUCCUGAAGGGCCUGAUGGAGAAACAGGAGUACUCGUUCAGAGUGAGAGCCAUUAACAUCGCAGGAGAGAGUGAACCCAGCGAGCCCAGCGACCCAGUGCUCUGCAAGGAGAGACUGAACCCUCCAUCGGCACCCAGGUGGUUGGAGGUUGUGGGGAUCAGCCGGAACAGUGCAGAUUUGAAGUGGACGGCCCCGGAGCGUGAUGGAGGGUCCCGGAUCACCAACUAUGUGGUGGAGAAGCGUGACGUGAGGCGUAAAGGCUGGCAGGCCGUGGACACCACCGUAAAGGAGCUGAAGUGCACUGUGACACCCCUCAACGAUGGCGCUCUGUACGUGUUCAGGGUCGCCGCAGAGAACGCAGUGGGAGUCGGUCCAUUCUGUGAGCUUGAGGAUUCUGUGCUGGCCAAAGACACUUUCACUACUCCUGGACCGCCCUAUGCUCUCACCGUCUACUCUGUGACCAAAAAGUAUGUGGAUCUGGAGUGGGUGGCGCCUAAAAAUGAUGGCGGUAGACCCAUACUGAGGUAUUCUAUUGAGAAGAAGGAGAAGCUGGGAACACGCUGGGUAAAAUGUGGAAAGACUUCUGGUCCAGACUGUAAAUACAGGGUGACAGAUGUCAUCGAGGGCACAGAAGUCCAGUUCCAGAUCCGGGCUGAGAAUGAGGCCGGUGUCGGACACCCAAGCGAACCUACAGAGAUCUUAACCAUUGAAGAUCCCACAGGCGUCCCUUCUCCUCCCAUCGAGCUGCACGUGACCGGCGCCAGCCGAGACUUCCUGUCCAUCGCCUGGAAGCCACCACAGCUGGAUGGCGGCUCUCCGAUCCGUGGCUAUCACAUUGAGAUGUGCGAGGCUGGAACGGAGAAGUGGAUGAGGGUCAACUCUCGUCCGGUGAAGGAGCUGAAGUACCGCGUGGAGGAGGGUGUGGUUCCUGAGAAAGAGUACAUACUGAGAGUCAGGGCUAUCAAUUCAGUGGGAGAAAGUGAGCCCUCCGACAUCUCAGAAAACGUCUUCGCCAAAGACUCCGACUGUAACCCUACACUGGAGUUCCAGACUCUGGACCUGGUUGUCGUGGAAACAGAGAAACUCCACAUCCCAGUUCCCUUCAGAGCCGUGCCGUCUCCUAAAAUCACGUGGCACAAAGAUGGCAAAGAGAUGAAGGCAGAUGAGCGUCUCAUGUUCAGGAAGGAGUACACUUCCUGUCACUUGGAGAUCGACAGCAGCCUUCACCCCGAUGCUGGGGUGUACAAAGUGACUUUGGAGAACAAUCUGGGAAGUGCCAGUGCAACCAUUAACGUUAAAGUCAUCGGUCUUCCUGGUCCCUGUAAAGAGAUUGUGGCAUCUGAAAUCACAAAGAGCUCCUGUAAAGUGUCCUGGGAUCCUCCAGACUACGAUGGUGGCACCCCGGUUCUUCACUACGUCCUACAGCGGCGUGAGGCCGGCAGGAGGACGUACGUCAACAUGAUGUCAGGAGAGAACAAGGUGAGCUGGAUGGUGAAAGACCUCAUCCCCAACGGAGAGUACUACUUCAGAGUCCAGGCCGUCAACAAGAUCGGAGGAGGAGAGUUUAUCGAACUGCGGAACCCCGUCAUCGCUCAGGACCAGAAACAUGCUCCUGACCCACCAGUGGAUGUAGAGACCCACAAUCCCACCUCCAGUACAAUAACCUUGACCUGGAAGCCUCCCAUGUAUGAUGGCGGUGCCAAGAUCAUGGGAUACAUUCUGGAGAGGCAGCAGAAGGGCGAGGACAAAUGGGAGAGGUGCAACGACUUCCUGGUGCCGGUCCUGUCCUACACAGUCAGAGGACUAACAGAGGGAAAGGAAUACAUGUUCAGAGUCAAAGCAGAAAAUGCUGCCGGAAUCAGUGAGCCAUCACGCAGCACGCUGUUCGUUAAGGCCUCAGAUGCUAUCGAUCCUCCCAAAGUGUUCCUGAGUGGUAGCCUGCAGUCUGGUCUCAGUGUUAGACGGGGCUGUGAGAUCUGCCUGGACGCCAAUAUUUCUGGCUCGCCGUACCCUCAGAUUACAUGGUACUGGAACAACCAGCCAAUCCAGCCUGAACCACUCCGCAAGAGACCCGAAAAACCCCUGAAGAAGAAGCCUGAGAAGAAGGAGGAGGAGAAGAAGGAGGAGGAGAAAAAGGCUGAGGGGGAGGCUGAGAAGAAAGAAGAGACGAUGGAAGUAGAGGAAAAGAAAGAAGCAGAGGAGAAGAAGCCAGAGGAGGAGAAGAAGCCUGAGGAGGAGAAGAAGCCAGAGGAAGAGGCUGCAGAGCCAGAGGUGGAGGAGCCUGACUAUCCCACCAUCAACGAACGUCUUACUAUCAAUAACAGCCACAGGGGUGUUUCCUCCAUCGCCAUCAGGGAGUCAGUCCGCCCGGAUCAUGGCGUCUACAUGGUGAAGGUGGAGAACGAUCACGGCAUUGCCUCAGCAACCUGCGAGGUCAACGUGCUCGAUACCCCUGGCCCUCCUGUGAACUUUACAUUUGAGGAAGUGAGGAAGAACUCGGUCAUUUGCAAGUGGGAUCCUCCUCUGGAUGAUGGCGGCAGCGAGAUCCUCAACUACACUCUGGAGAAGAAGGACAACUCCAAGCUGGAGUUUGGCUGGAGUUGUGUUACUUCCACUCUCAGAGGGUGCCGUUACCUGGUGCCCAAACUCAUUGAGAAGAAGGAGUACAUCUUCAGGGUGGUGGCAGAAAACAAGUUUGGUCCUGGUCCGCCUUGCGUCUCCAAGCCUCUAGUUGCCAAGAACCCCUUCGAACCUCCCGAGGCUCCUGAUAAGCCACAGGUUGAUGACAUCACAGCCAACAGCAUGCUGGUCAUCUGGAAUGAACCAAAAGACAAUGGCAACCCCAUCCUGGGAUACUGGGUGGAGCGCAGGGAGAUCAACAGCUCCCACUGGGCACGUGUAAACAGGAACAUCGCCCCAGACACCCAGCUGAAAGUGGAAGGUCUCCUCGAGGGACUGACUUACAUCUUCAGGGUGGCGGCUGAAAACCAGGCCGGCCCUGGAAAGUUCAGUCCUCCCUCUGAACCUAAAACGGCCCAGGCUCCAAUCCUGCCACCUGGACCUCCCACUGCCAGAGUGGUGGCUUCCACUGACCACUCCAUUGAGGUUGAGUGGGACCCGCCUGCAGACAAUGGUGGUGGAGAGAUUCUGGGAUACCAUGUGGAUAAGGCAAUGGCUGGAACCAAAGACUGGUCUAGAUCAACAGAACGCCCCUGGAAGACCCGUAACUUCACUGUCUAUGGAGUUCGUGAAGGGGCAAAGUACACCGUCAGAGUCAUUGCGUGCAACGCUGCUGGAGAGGGAGCUCCUGGAUUCACAGAGGCUGUUUUUGUCCGGAACCCAGCAGAAAUUCCAGUUAUUGAAAUGGACCUCUCUGUCAAGAAUGGUGUUAUCAUCAGAGCUGGAGAAACGCUGCGUGUUCCUGCUACAGUCACAGGUAAACCCUACCCAUCCAUCACCUGGACGAAGGAUGAUGGGAAACCGGAUAAAGACCGUGUGGAGAUCCUCAGCGAGGGAGACGACAGUAUCGUCUUGAUCAAGAACGUCCAAAGAAAAGAUUGUGGAAAAUACCAGAUCUCUGCCUGCAACCCCAGUGGCUCCAAGUCUGCAUCGACCAGAGUGGAAGUUAUGGACGUCCCUGGCCCUAUCACCGAUCUGAAGCCAGUUGUCGUUACGCGCAAGAUGAUUUUCCUGAACUGGGAUGACCCAGAAGACGAUGGAGGCAGCGAUCUGACGGGCUUUAUUGUGGAACGAAGGGACGCCAAGAUGCACACUUGGAGGCAGCCCAUUGAAACCGCUUCAUCCAAGUGCGAGUGUGUGGGCAUCAUGGAAGGGCAGGAGUACUUUUUCCGUGUCACUGCCAAGAACAAAUACGGUUUGGGUGUACCUGUUGAGCUGGGGCCUAUCAAGGCUGUGGAUCCUCAGGGUCCUCCAUCAUACCCUGAGAAGUUCCACUACACGGAGCGGACCAAAAACUCCAUCACUCUGGCUUGGAAGCCUCCACGUAGUGAUGGCGGCAGCCCUGUUAUCGGGUACUUUGUAGAGAAGAAGAGGCAGGACAAGCAGGCCUUUGAGCCAUGUAACACAGAGAUCUGCCCCAACAUGACUCUUACUGUGGAAGGCCUGGAGGAGGCCUGGAUGUAUGAGUUCAGAAUCAAAUGUGCCAAUCUUAUUGGUGAGAGCGAGCCAUCCAUCCCACUUACAGUGGUGAUCCAAGAUGAUGAAGUUGGUCCUGAGAUCCACAUGUUGAAGCACUUCAAGGCCGACUGUAUUACUGUGAGGAAAGGUGAGCCUAUCGAAAUCCCUGCCGAUAUCAUUGGGCUCCCCGUCCCGAAUAUCGAGUGGUCCAAGGACGAUGUGGUGAUCGAUAAGCCGACAGAGACGCUGCUGAUCGAGACACAGGUCACUGGAAGGAUGAAUGCCAAGACCACGCUGUCCAUCCCAGCUGCCAACAGGAGGGACCGUGGUAGCUACACCGUGUCAGCAUCUAACAACAUGGGCUCUGCUAAACACACCGUCUCCGUCAUGGUGCUGGAUCGACCAACUCCACCGAGGAAUCUGACUGUAUCUAACAUCAGAGCAGAGUCCUGCUACCUGAACUGGGACCCACCAAUUGAUAAUGGUGGCAGCGAGCUGACUAACUACAUUAUUGAGAGAAAGGAAGUGCGUAAAGAUGAGCCUGAGCCAGAGGAAGGUGAAGAGGCUCCACCUGAGCCACAGUGGGAGGAGGUCAGCAGCACCAUCAUUGAGAGGAAAUUUGGGGUAUGGAACUUGGAAACUAACAAGACCUACUUAUUCCAAGUCAGAGCUGAGAACCGCUAUGGUAAAUCUGACCCCUGUACAACAGAAGAAGUCCUCAUUACAGACCCGUUUGGUCUUCCUGGACCACCAGAGAAACCAACUAUUACAGAAUACUCCAAGGUGUCUAUGACACUCACCUGGCAGCCUCCUAGAGAGACUGGAGGCUCAAUGAUCACUGGCUACUGGUUGGAGAAAAGGGAGAAAGGCACCGACUAUUGGGCCAAGGUGAACAAGAUGCCAGUCACUAAAAGGGGCACGAAAGGUUGGGAGUAUCAGGUCACUCGACUGUUUGAAGGAACUGAGUACGAGUUCAGGGUUGCUGCCAGCAAUUCAGCUGGAACCGGACCAUUCAGUGCACCAUCUGACUCCGCCUUUGCCGUUGAUCCCAUCACUCCUCCAAGCAUGCCUGCCGCCCCUGAGAUCGCGGAUAAGACCAAGCACAGCGUCACUUUGUCUUGGAAGCCACCUGAGAGUGACGGAGGUAGCCCCAUCAAGGGCUACAUCAUCCAGAUUCAGGAUGAGGGAUCAUCAGAGUGGCACAAGAUCAACGACAUCGACAGCCUGAUCCCUACCACAGAAUUCACAGUGCCCAGUCUCCGUGAGCUGAAACGCUACCGCUUCAGGAUCAUCGCCGUCAACGACAUUGGCGAGUCCGACCCCAGCCCUCGCACCAGUGAAGUUCUGAUUGAGGACAUCCAACUUCCUCCUUCCAUCACAAUCGAUGUCCUGGCUGAAGAAUUGGUGAACAUCCGUGCUGGAGAUCCAAUCAGGAUUCCCGCCACCAUCAAGGGCCGGCCUGUUCCCAAGGUUACCUGGGACUAUGAGGGCAAAGCCAAGAGCCAGAAAAAGAACAAACUGCAUACAGUUCCUGUGGAGGCUGAGGUUGAGUCCACAGAGACCACCUCCGUGUUGAACAUCCCUGUGAGCCUGAGGAGUCACUCUGGACGUUAUACCAUCACUGCCAAGAACAAGUCUGGACAAAAACAUGUCAACGUCAGAGUGAUUGUCCUCGAUGUUCCUGGACCUCCAAAGGACCUGAGGGUCACUGAUGUAACCCGUUCAACCAUGAGGCUGAUCUGGAAGCUCCCUGACACCGAUGGAGGAGAGAGGAUCAAGAGCUACUUCAUUGAGAAGAAGUCUGUCAUUGACAAGGCCUGGACUAAGGUGAAUGCUGCUUGUGCUAGUCAAGCCUUUGUGGUUCCUGGCCUAUUGGAGGGUCAGGAGUACCUGUUCAGGGUUCGUGCCGAAAACAGACUUGGAUUUGGUCCCUUCACUGAAACAAAGGAACCUGUCCGAGCUAGAGAUCCCAUCUACCCACCGGACCCCCCAACCAAGCUGAAGGUUAACCUGGUUACCAAGAACACCGUCACUCUGAGCUGGGAGCCUCCAAAGAACAACGGCGGCUCUCCGAUAAAGCAUUACAUCAUCGAGCGUCUGAGCUGGGACACCAGCGGAAAGGAGAAGGAGACCUGGAAACAGUGCAACAAGAGAGACGUGGAGGAACUGAGCUUUGUUGUGGAGGAUCUGAAGGAGGGUGGAGAAUAUGAAUUCAGAGUAAAAGCUGUGAAUGAGGCAGGACCAAGCCGACCUUCUGCCACCGUGGGACCCUUGGUCAUAAAGGACCAGACAUGUCCUCCUACCAUUGAGUUACGGGAAGCCAUGGAGGGAGAGGAAGGCUGCGACGUCAGCAUUGUGGCAAAGAUCAGCGGUUGUCCCUUCCCAACGCUAACCUGGCAUAAGGCCAACCAGGCCAAACCCGAGGAGAAGACUGCUGUCCAGUAUGACCAGCACAUCACCAAACUGGUGACCCCAGUCAAGUGCACACUGCUGAUUCAGCAGGCCAGCCGGGAUGACAGCGCCCUCUACAGCCUGACUGCCAGUAACAGUCUGGGUACAGUCUCCAAGGACAUCAAACUGUCUGUGCUGGGACCUCCUGGCCCACCAAUUGGACCGAUUAAGUUCACAGAGGUCUUUGCAGAGAGGAUUGGCCUGGCCUGGAACCCUCCCACAGAUGAUGGUGGAUCCAAGAUCACCAAUUAUGUGGUGGAGAAGCGUGAGGAAAACCGAAAAUCCUGGGUCCAUGUCUCCAAUGACCCCAAGGAGUGCACCUAUAUUGUGACAAGGCUAACAGAGAACCAUGAAUAUGAGUUCAGGGUCAUGGCCCAGAACAAGUUUGGAGUUGGACCACCACUGGUCAGUGAGCCAGAGAAGGCCAGAAACCUUUUCACCGUUCCUGGUCAAUGUGAGAAACCAACAGUAACUGAAGUCUGUCUUGAGUCUAUGACCGUGAACUGGGAUGAGCCUAAGUAUGACGGCGGGUCCUCCAUUACCGGCUACUUCAUUGAAAAGAAGGAGACUACUUCCAAACGCUGGACCCGAGUCACUCGGGAACCGAUCCGUGCUCUCCCACUGGGCAACAACUGGGACGUUACAGGCCUAAUGGAGGGUGCACUGUACCAGUUCAGGGUGAUCGCCAUCAACGCAGCUGGCUGUGGCCUGCCCAGCCUGCCUUCAGACCCCGUACUCUGCAGAGACCCCAUCAAACCUCCAGGGCCACCUUACCCGAAGGUGUCAGACUGGACUAAAUCAACCGUGGAGCUUGAGUGGCUCCCUCCUUCGUCGGAUGGAGGGUCCAAGGUGACCGGUUAUGUUGUUGAGUUCAAGGAGGUGGACAAGGAGGAGGAGCAAAGGAAAGCCCAGAGAAGGAUGCUGCUGAGCGAAGCUGAGGAGGAGAAGGAGCCUGAGAGUGAUGAGAGCUGGCAGAAGGCAAAGGACACUGAGGUUAGAGGAACCAAGUACGUGGUGGCCGAACUUAAAGAAGGAGGCCUCUACCAGUUUAGAGUCCGAGCCGUGAACUCAGCUGGAGUUGGAGAGCCUGGUCUCGUGUCCGAAUUGAUUGAGGUCAAAGACAGAACAAUUCCUCCUGAGAUGGACCUGGAUGCUUCGGUGAAGGAAAAGAUUGUCGUCCAUGCAGGAGCUACCAUCCGCAUCAUUGCAUACGUUUCUGGUAAACCUGCUCCACAGAUCACCUGGUGCCGCGACGACGGUGAAGUGCCCAAAGAGGCUCUAGUGGAGACAACAGGCAUCUCCAACUCACUGGUCAUCAAGAACUGCAGGCGCCAACAUCAGGGCAUGUACACGCUCACUGCCAAGAACGAGGGUGGUGAGAGGAGGAAGGCCGUCAUCGUUGAAGUUCUUGAUGUUCCUGGACCUGUUGGUCUUCCUUUUGCCGGUGAGAAUCUGACCACUGACUCCUGCAAACUGACCUGGUACUCCCCCGAAGAUGAUGGAGGCUCGGCCAUCACCAACUACAUAAUCGAGAAGCGAGAAUCUGACCGCAUGGGCUGGACCUCGGUGUCCUACACAGUGACUAGGAACAACGCGGUGGUACAGGGUCUGAUCGAGGGCAAGGGUUACUUCUUUAGGAUCGCAGCCGAGAACAUAAUUGGAAUGGGACCUUUCAUCGAGAUCGAUAAGAUGGUCCUCAUUAAGGACCCCAUCUCCGUCCCAGAGCGUCCAGAGGACCUGAUUAUAACCGCAGUCACCAAGGACUCCAUCUCUGUUGCUUGGAGACCCCCUAAAUACGACGGCGGAGCGGAAGUGACCUCCUACGUCCUUGAGUCAAGGAUGGUGGGCCGGGACACUUUUGCUCGUAUAGGUGGUGAGGACAAGCUGAUGGACAGGAAGUUUACGCUGACCGGACUGAAGGAAGGCUCGAGUCACGAGUUCAGAGUCUCAGCCGUCAACCAGGUGGGACAGGGCAAGCAUUCCUUCCCAACCAAACCCGUGCAGUGCAAGGACGAGCUUGAACCACCAACUCUGGACCUAGACUUCAGAGAAAAGAUGAUGGUGAAGGUAGGAGACUCGUGCUUAUUGUCAGGACGCUACAGCGGCAAACCAGCACCAACCAUCAGCUGGACAAAGAAUGAGGAGGAGGUUAAAGCAGAUGAAGAGAUCAGCCUCCACAGCACUGUGCACCACCUUAGCCUGAACAUCCCCAAGGCUAAGAGAGAUCACAGCGGCCGCUACUGCGUCAGCGUCGACAAUGCUGCUGGAACACGUACCGGAGUAUGUGCCCUAACUGUAGUCGACCGCCCACAGCCACCAGAGGGCCCCGUGGUAUUCAACGAAGUCUACAGAAACUACAUGGUCAUCUCCUGGAAUCCACCUCUGGAUGACGGGGGCUGCGCCAUCUCCAACUAUAUCAUCGAGAAGAGAGACACCAACAGAGACCUGUGGAUGCCCGUCACCUCGUCCUCCACCAGGACCACCUGCAAGGUGCCAAAGCUGAUUGAGGGCCGUGAUUACAUCAUCCGGAUCAUGGCUCAGAACAUGUAUGGCAUCAGUGACCCACUUCUGUCUGCGGAGACCAAAGCUAAGGAUAUCUUCAAGGUGCCUGAUGCACCAAAGCAGCCUGUGGUAAAGGAGGUUUACCACGACUCGGCCCUGAUCAGCUGGGAGCCACCUGCUGAUGGCGGAAAGCCAAUUACCGGCUACAUAGUAGAGAGAAAGGAGACCAAGGCCAACAGGUGGGUUCGUUGCAACACAGAAAGAAUCUGCCCUAAAGUGGAAUACUGGGUAACAGAGCUGCUGAAAGGCUGCGAGUACGAGUUCAGAGUCAGCGCUGAGAACGAGGUGGGAGCUGGGGACCCCAGUCCACCCUCCAAACCAGUUUUUGCCAAGGAUCCUAUUGUCAAACCCAGUCCACCCGUGAAUCUUCGUGCCAUCGACUUCACCAAGGAAUCUGUCACUCUGUCCUGGGAGCCACCCACCGACACUGGACGGGGAAAGAUCUUUGGAUACCUGCUGGAGUUCCAGAAGGCUGGUGAAGACGAGUGGCACAAGGUGAACCAGACUCCAGACUCCUGCCAAGAGACCAAGUUUAAGGUGAUCAACCUUGAAGAUGGUUCUCUGUACCGGUUCAGAGUCAUUGCUGUGAAUGCUGCGGGAGAGUCUGACCCAGCAAACCUGAGGGAGCCAAUCAGAGUACAGGAGAGGCUUGAGCCUCCAGAGCUGAUUCUAGAUGCUGGAAUGACACGAGAGGUGAAGGCUAUGGCUGGCACUCAUAUCACCCUGAUGGCCACCAUCAAAGGCUGCCCAUUCCCCACUGUCACCUGGAAGAAGAAUGACGCAGAGGUUCCCACAAGGGCGGACAUUGAGACAAACCAGAUGGGUACCAAACUGGAGAUGAGAUUCUGCAACCGUGGAGACUGUGGAGACUACACCCUGACAGUGGAAAACCCGGCCGGGUCAAAGACGGCUACCUGCACUGUGCUGGUGUUUGACAAACCUGGCCCUAUUCAGCACCUCAGGGUGUCUGACAUCCGGAGCGAUUCCGCCUACCUGUCGUGGAAGGAUCCAGAAGACAAUGGCGGCUCUCGCAUCACUAACUUUGUGGUAGAGAAGAAAGACACUGCCGCCACUCAGUGGGUCCCUGUCUGCUCCACCUCCAAGAAGCGCAGCAUGAUGCUGAAGCACCUGAUGGAGGGAACAUCCUACAUGUUCAGAGUUGCUGCGGAAAACCACUACGGUCGCAGUGAAUAUGUGGAGACACCAAAGGCCAUCAAGGCUAUGAAUCCCCUCUUCCCUCCGGGUCCUCCCAAAGACCUGCAUCAUGUAGAUGUUGACAAAACCGAGGUCUGGUUGGUCUGGAACUGGCCUGAUCGCAAUGGGGGAAGUGAGAUCACUGGCUUCUUUGUGGAGUAUCAGGAAGAGGGAGUGAGGGAUUGGGAAGAAUGGAAGACUGUGAGCAUCCCAGAGAGUCAUGUCACCGGCCUGGAGGAGGGAAAGACCUACCGCUUCAGAGUAAGGGCUGAGAACGCCAUCGGACUCAGCAGACCUGAUACCACCCUGCCCAUCCUUUGCCAGGAGAAACUAGUCCCUCCAAUUGUCGAGGUGGAUGUUAAGCUCAUUGAAGGAAUCAUUGUGAAGGCCGGCACCACCAUCAGGUUACCGGCUAUCAUGAGAGGAAUCCCUGUGCCCACUGCCAAGUGGUCCAUUGAAGGGGAGGAAAUCACAAGCCAGGGCAACAUUAAAAUCGACACUGACAAUUUCUCCACGGUGCUCAACAUUAAUGAGUGCACCAGGAACCACACAGGCACCUACCUGCUCACCGUCUCAAACCCAGCAGGGACUAAAACCGUGGCCCUCAAUGUAACAGUUCUAGACGUCCCGGCUGCUCCUAUCGGACCCGUCAACAUCCUGGAAGUUACUCCAGACUCCAUGACAAUUGAGUGGCGCCCACCAAAGGAUGACGGAGGCAGCCCUGUCACCAGCUACAUUGUGGAAAAAAGAGAGUCCAGCAAGGAAACCUGGGGGGGAAUUAGCUCCGGCAGCCUCGACACUCAGCUCAGAAUCACUCGCCUGCAGAAGGGAGCGGAGUAUGUGGUCCGUAUCCGUGCUGCAAACAAGAUGGGAGUGGGUGCUCCUUUGGAGAGCAAGCCCACUGUGGCUGAACACACCUUUAUGCCACCUAGUCCACCUGGUAAACCCCACCAUUACGAUCUGUCUGAAGAUGCCGUCACGAUUGGAUGGACCAUGCCUCUUGCUGAUGGUGGCAGCCAGAUCACUGGCUACCUCAUUGAGCGCAGACACAAGGGAGGAAAGUGGAUCCGCGUCAAUAGGACCCCAUGCAAGGACCUACGAUACAGAGUCCAGGGUCUCUUUGAAGGAAGUGAAUAUGAAUUCCGGGUGUUUGCUGAGAAUAUUGCUGGUUAUAGCGGUCCUUCUCCCACCUCUGACCUCUGCAAGCCCUGCAGACCCAUCACAGUCCCAAGCUCACCCAUUAACCCCAAAGUAAAGGAUUACAGUAAGAACACAGCAGACCUGGUUUGGACAAAACCCUCCAGGGAUGGCGGCAGCCCGAUCCUGGGCUACACUGUGGAAAUGAAGAAGGCGGACACUGAGGAGUGGAAGAAAGUUAACCUGGAUGAUUUUAUCAAGCAGUGUGCCUACACAGUGAAGGGUCUUGAAGAAGGUGUGAGCUACAACUUCAGAGUCCGUGCUUCCAAUAUGAUUGGAGAUGGAGAGCCCAAGGAAAUGCCAGAUUCUAUCACUGCUCAGGAUAUCCUCAUCCCACCUGAGAUUGAAAUGGACCUCACCUGUCGCGAGAGACUGACAGUACGUGUCGGUCACAACCUCAACAUCAUUGGCUACGUCAAAGCCCGUCCUGAUCCCGAAGUCAUUUGGUCGAAGGGGGAGGCGGUUCUGGAGAACAGCAAGCGCUUGACCAUCGUCCAGAACUUCCCUGUUGUUCACCUCAAGGUAAAGGAGGCAACAAGGAAUGAUCACGGCCAGUACACGGUGAAGGCUUCAAAUGAGGGUGGUGAGGCUUCCUGCACCAUCACAGUCAAUGUGCUGGACAGACCCAGUCACUGCCAGAAUCUGCACAUCACUUAUGCCACCAAGAGCUCCUGUAUGGUCAACUGGGAGGCACCCAUCGACAACGGAGGUUCAGAGAUCACCAAUUACAUUGUGGAGUGCCGUGAGCCCAGCAUCAGCAUGUGGUCCAUGAUCUCCUCCAACUGCACUAAUCGCAAAAUCAAAGCCAAAAUGAUGGAGGGCCAUGAGUACCUGUUCCGCGUCUGUGCUGUGAACAAGUUGGGACCUGGUCCCUGUGUGGAAACCAAGACCCCUCUGCUGGCCAUAGACCCCAUAGAGAAACCCGGUGAGCCUGAGAACUUUAGAGCCACCGACAUUGGUAAAAACCACGUCUAUCUAAGGUGGAGGAAACCCGAUUAUGAUGGUGGCAGCCCCAACCUCUCUUACAACUUGGAGUGCAAACAUAAAGAUGCAGAAGAGUGGGAGAAGCUCAACGCCGGCAUACUAACGGAUACCUUUUUCUUGGCGAACAAGCUGGUUGAGAACCAAACAUACACAUUCAGGGUGCAAACUGUGAAUGAGGGAGGAGAAAGUGCCUGGGUGAAGAUUCCUGACAUCGUGGUGAGGGAGGAGCUCCAGAAGCCAGUUAUUGAUCUGAAGGUAACUGGAACCAUGACAGUAAAGGCUGGAGAGUCCGUCAGGAUGGAAGCAGCGCUGAGAGGAAAACCCCCGCCUGAAGUCAAAUGGGCCAAAGACAAGGCUGUGGGAGACAAUCCAAGGAUGAGCUACGAAACUGGUCCAGAUUACUCCAAAUUCCUCUUGACCAAGUCUAGACGCACAGACACUGGAAAAUACAUUGUCACUGCCACCAAUCCAGCUGGCACAUUCACGGCCUACGCCAAUGUCAAUGUCUUGGAUGUCCCGGGACCCGUGAGGAACCUGAGGAUCACUGGCAUUGGAGCUGACAAGUGCAGAGUGAUAUGGGACAGUCCGGACGAUGAUGGAGGCUGUGAGGUGGACAGCUACAUUGUGGAAAAAUGCGAGACCAGGAGAAUGGUCUGGUCCACUUACUCUGCCUCUGUGGUCACACCUUACUGCAACGUCACUCGUUUGGUGGAGGCUAACGAGUACAUCUUUAGAGUAAGGGCAGAAAAUAAAAUGGGUACCGGGCCGGCCAUGGAGAGCAAGCCUGUAACCGUCAAGACUCAGUUCAACAAACCUGGACCCCCUGAAGCCCCUGAAGUUACAAAGGUCAGUAAGGAUGAGAUGACUGUGGUUUGGGCUCCACCAGAGAAUGAUGGUGGAAAGUCCAUUACCGGCUACAUCCUGGAGAGAAAAGAGAAGCGGGCAGUGCGCUGGGUGGCGUGCACUAAGAGCCCCAUCUCUGAGAGACGCAUGAAAGUGACAAACCUGAUUCCGAACCAUGAGUACCAGUUCAGAGUAAAAGCAGAAAAUGAAGUUGGUCUUGGAGAGCCAAGCAAACCGUGUAGACCUGUUGCAGCCAAAGAUCCUAUCGAACCACCUGGACCACCAGCAUACCUGAAGGUCUCUGACAGCACAAAGACCUCUAUUACCCUUUCCUGGUCUAAACCUGUGUAUGACGGUGGCGCCCCCAUCAUCGGUUACAGCCUGGACUUGAGGCUUAAGAGCGAAGCCGACCCAGAGAAACCCUCUGAGGGCUGGAAGAGAAUCGAUACACGCGGCCCUCUGGUGAUCACAGAGUUCACUAUCGGCCAGCUGGACGAGAAGCAGGAGUACGAGUUUAAGGUGUCCGCCCAAAACCAGGUGGGCUGGGGACGCCAUGCCUAUCUGAAGGAGGCCGUGUCUCCCAAGGAGAUCAUUGAGGCUCCAGAAAUCGAGCUGGAUGCCAGUCUAAGGAAAGGUCUUGCUGUUAGGGCUGGGUGUCCGAUUCGGUUGUUUGCUGUGAUCAGAGGAAGGCCGGCCCCCAAGGUGACCUGGAAGCGCAUUGGCGUGGACAAUGUCGUCCGCCGAGGUCAUGUGGACCAGGUGGACACCAUGUGUUUCCUGGUAAUCCCUGAGAGCACAAGAGAUGAUUCUGGAAAAUAUUCACUCACUCUGUCCAACUCAGCUGGAGAGAAGGCAGUGUUUGUUCGCGUCAAAGUCCUCGACACACCUGGCCCCGUUGGUGGACUGGAUGCCACCGAUAUAACCAAGACCACCGCUCAGCUGUCCUGGUUGCCACCAGAAAACGAUGGUGGCAGCCCCAUUCUGAAUUACAUUGUUGAGAAACGUGAAGUGGACAGGAAGACCUGGACCAAAUGCAUAGAGGACCUGAAGAAAACUAGCUUCAAGGUAACCAACAUGACGCCAGGUAUCGAGUACUACUUUAGAGUUACGGCGUGCAACAAAUACGGAAUCGGAGUUCCUCAGGAUUCUCCCAGGUCCUAUCUGGCUGUAGAUCCUAUAAGUGAGCCAGACCCUCCUAAGAAGAUGGACGUGUUGGACAUCACAAAGAACAGCGCCACCCUGGGCUGGCUGAAGCCUCUCAGAGACGGAGGAGCUAAGAUCAACGGCUAUGUGGUUGAGUACCAGGAAGAGGGUUCACCCGAGGACAAAUGGACACCUUAUUCUGUGGUGAAAGAUCUCAGCAUUGUGGUUGUCGGCCUGAAGGAAGGGACGAAAUACAGGUUCCGAGUGGCAGCAAGGAACUCUGUGGGAGUCAGCUUGGCUCGUGAGGCAGAGGGAAUGUUUGAGGUCAAGGAACAACUCAUGGCUCCAAAGAUCAUUCUACCUGACACAGUGACGGUGAGGGCCGGAUCCAAAAUGUUGAUCGAGGGCAUUGUGGCUGGAAAGCCCGCUCCUUUCUGCAAGUGGAAACAGAGCAAUGAGGACGUGCUGACCUCUGACCGCCUGUCCGUCAUAAAGACACAGACAACCUGCACUCUCAUCAUAAAGAACGUGAACAGAAAGGACAGCGGCUAUUACAGCCUGUCGGCUGAGAACAGUACCGGCAAGGUCAACCAGAUCCUCAGAGUCAUUGUUCAGGACAUCCCUGGACCUCCAGGAGGUCCUUUGGAAAUCUCUGAGUUGGAUAUCGAUUCUUGCACGCUGCUGUGGAACACUCCGGAAGAAGAUGGCGGCAGCCACAUCACCAACUACAUUGUGGAGAAGUGUGACAUCAGUCAGGGUGACUGGAUCACUGUCUCAACUUCCUGCACCAAGACCAGCUACCGAAUGACCAAACUGACGACUGGAAAAGAGUACUGGUUUAGGGUCCGUGCUGAGAACAAAUCAGGCAUUUCUGAGCCUCUCUACUCUGACAAGAUGAUUGCCAGAUAUCCAUUCGAUCCUCCCAGUGAACCCAGAAACCUGCAAAUCAACAAGAUCAACAAGGACUUUGUUAUUCUCUCUUGGGAGCGUCCCAGCAGUGAUGGCGGAAGCCCAAUCACUGGUUACUGCAUAGAGAAGAAGGAGAGGAACAGCCUGCUGUGGGUAAAGGCUAACGAGUCUGCGGUUAAAGCCACCCAGUACACCUGCACAGGCCUCAUGGAGGGCCUGGAGUACACCUUCAGGGUGUCAGCUUAUAACAUGGCUGGUCAAGGCAAACCCUGCAAACAGACAGACUUCAUCACAGCCAGAACAGCUGUUGAUCCACCUGGUAAACCAGAGGCAAUGGACGUGUCUAAAAGCUCAGUGUCGCUGAUUUGGAGCCGUCCUAAACAUGAUGGUGGCAGCAAACUGAUUGGCUACUAUGUUGAAUACACCAAACUACCAGAGGAGAAGUGGACCCGAUGCAAUGCCAACUGCAUGAAUAUUCAGACAGAGAGCUAUGUGGUUCAAGGCUUGGAGGAGGGUCAGAGGUACCAGUUUAGAAUUAUCGCCAAGACUGCCGUGAACAUCAGCCUCCCCUCUGAGCUGUCGGAUCCCAUCCCUGUCAUUGAUGAGAAUGUUCCUCCUCGUCUUGAACUGGGUGCCAACAUGAAAAACCUUAUUGUGGUAAAAGCAGGGGAGAAUGUCUUCAUGGAUGCUGAGAUUCACGGGAAACCCCUACCUAAGGUGAGCUGGAAGAAGGACGGCGCACCUCUGGCGAUAGCAGAGGGAAUGAAGGCGUCUCAGAAGAAACACGUCCAUAUGCUGGAGCUCUUCUCGGUCACCAGAAAGGAGUCUGGGGACUAUACCAUCGUUGCUGAAAAUCUGAGUGGUAGCAAGCAUGCCACUAUAAAGCUUAAGGUGUUGGACAAACCCGGCCCUCCAGCCUCAAUAAAAAUAGCCAAGGUGUUUGCUGAUCAUGUGAAGCUUCGAUGGGAGCCUCCAAUUGCAGACGGAGGAUCUGAAAUCACCAACUACAUCAUUGAGAAGCGCGAGACGAGCAGGGCUAACUGGGCGCUAGUAACCGCUAACCUCCAUGGCCACCUCACUGACUGCUCAGUGGAGAAGCUCAUUGAGGGUCAUGAGUAUCAGUUUAGAGUGAGCGCCGAGAACCAGUAUGGUGUGGGAGAUGCCAUCAUGACGGAUGCUGUCAUGGUGAAGAACCCAUAUGAUGUUCCUGGGCCAUGUGAGCCACCGGUUAUUACAAACAUCACCAAGGACGCAAUGACUGUCAGUUGGAAAGCCCCCGCCAACGACGGCAAAGCUCCCAUCCUGGGUUACUUAUUGGAGAAACGUGAGGCCACAGAGCUGACCUGGGCUAAAGUCAACCGUCGGCCGGUUAUUGACAGAACAAUCAGGGCAACUCAACUGACUGAGGGCUCAGAGUACGAGUUCAGAGUGAUCGCUUUGAACAAGGCCGGUCUAGGCAAACCCAGCGAUGCUUCGAACGCUGCUCUAGCUGUCGACCCUGUCUAUCCACCUGGCCCACCUGCAUUCCCCAAGGUGGUGGAUUCUACCAAGAGCUCAGUCAGCCUCAGCUGGACCAAACCGGCUUACGAUGGCGGCUGUGAAAUCACAGGAUAUCUGGUGGAGUGCAAGCGAGCCGAUGCAGAGCAGUGGACCAAGUGCAAUGUCCCAAAGAAACUCCAGGCCACCAAGUUUGUGGUGACUAGACUAAUGGAAAACACAGAGUACCAGUUCAGAGUCACUGCUGUCAACAAGAUUGGCUACAGUGAGCCCAGCGAGGUUCCUGGGAACCACAUGGCAAAGGACAUCCUGAUUGCCCCUGAAGCUGAGCUGGAUGCUGACCUGAGAAAGGCUUUAGUUCUGCGAGCCGGCAUCACCAUGAGGCUCUAUGUCCCGCUGAGAGGACGCCCAGCCCCCAAGGUGACAUGGUCAAAGGUGGACGCCAACCUUAAGGAGAGGCAAGGCCUCUUGAUCAAGACGUCUGAAUGGGACACUUUCCUGAUGAUUGAGGACAUCAACAGAUAUGAUGCAGGCAAAUAUGUGCUGUCUCUGGAGAACAGCAGUGGAUCCAAGAGCUACACUAUCAUUGUAAAGGUCCUCGAUUCCCCUGGACCACCUGUCAACCUGGUUGUUAAGGAGACCUCCAGGACCCAUGCCUGGAUAAACUGGGAACCACCAAUGAUCGAUGGUGGAAGUCCAGUGAAGAGCUACAUUGUAGAGAAACGUCUGGCUGAGAGGAAGGCAUGGACCUGUGUCUCAGCAGAGUGUCACAAGACCUCCUUUAGGAUCACAAACCUGGAGCCAGGUCAAGCCUACUGCUUUAGAGUUCUGGCUGAAAACUCCUAUGGCAUUGGAGAAGGCUGUGAGACUGAGGGCAGUGUGCGGGCCUCAGAGCAACCCGGUCCAGUUACAGAUUUCAAAGCCCAAAAGACCACCAAAAACUCAAUCACACUGGGCUGGAAGAAGCCCAUAAGUGAUGGAGGGAGCUACAUCACCUCUUACAUCCUGGAGCAGAGCGAAGGUGAGGAGAAGUGGAAGGAGAUCAUGAAGGGCAAGAACACCACUCACACCAUCAGCGAGCUGGCAGAGGGCAAAGAGUACUUAUUCAGGGUCAAGGCCCUCAACGAGACUGGGGAGGGACCACCAACUGAGCUAACUGCUGUAGCAAAGGACCAGUUUGUGCUGCCUGACUGCAACCUGAGCAGUCUUCAGGAUGGUUGCUGUGUGGUCAAGGAGGGCGCCACCAUGCGCAUUAACAUUCCUGUCAUUGGUGUGCCCUACCCCACUGCCACCUGGAAGAAGGGUGAUGUGGGAGUUGGUGACACUGGACGUCUAUGCAUUGAGGCCUCCCAGGGCCUCACCACCCUACUAAUCAGAGACUGCCAGAGAGGAGAUGCUGAUACCUACACCAUCAAUGUCAGAAACAGUGCCGGCUCAAAGGACUGCAAGUUCCAGCUAAAAGUAGUUGGGAAGCCGGGUAUAUGCACUGGGCCCAUCAAGUUUGAUGAAAUAACAGCUGAUGGCAUCACCCUGGAGUGGGCACCGCCCAAAGACGAUGGCGGCGCAGAGGUGUCCAAUUACAUCCUUGAGAAGAGGAGGACAACAGACAACAAAUGGGCUACGGUUGCAUCAGCCAUUCAGAAGACAACCAUGAGGGUGAUCAGACUCCAUGAUGGAAUAGAAUAUAUCUUCAGAGUGUGUGCCGAGAAUAAGUACGGGAUUGGAGAAUAUCUGAGGUCUGACCCUGUCAUCGCCCAGCAUCCUUUCAAUGUGCCCGAGGCACCAGCUCCUCCUGAGAUUUUGAGCAUUCGACAUGAGUCGGCCAUUCUGACUUGGUCUGAUCCUAAAGACAAUGGUGGCUCCCCCAUUACUGGAUAUUACCUUGAGUUUAAGGAGAGGAACAGCCUGAUGUGGAAACGAGCCUGUAAAACUCCUUUGAGAGUCAAGGAGUGUAGAGUUACAGGUCUAAUAGAAGGACUAGAGUACGAGUUCAGAGUGAUGGCCAUGAAUAUGGCUGGCCUGGGAAAGGCAAGCAAAGUCACAGAGGCUGUCGUCGCACUUGAUCCUAUUGAUCCACCUGGCAACCCGGACGUGAUCAAUGUAACCAGGAACUCAGUCACUCUAAUGUGGACUGCUCCUAAAUACGAUGGUGGCUACAAGCUGACUGGCUACAUGGUGGAGAAACUAGAGGCUGGUGGAAAGGCAUGGAUGAAGGCCAAUCAUGUGAACAUCCUGAGUUGUGCUUUCACUGUCCCGGACCUGACAGAAGGAGCUCAGUAUCAGUUUAGAAUCAGGGCCAAGAAUGCUGCUGGUGCUAUCAGUGUUCCCUCCGAGCCUACUGAAUCCCUGACCUGCAGGGAUGAGUUUGAGCCCCCAUCUAUCACCCUUGACCAAGAGAUGAAAGAUGUUGUAUCUGUCAAGGCAGGGGACACAAUUGUUAUAUCAGCUGCUAAGAUUUUGGGCAAACCUCCACCAACUUCUUUCUGGUCCAAGGGAGGUCGUGAGUUCAAGAACUCGGACAUUGUCACUGUGACUACCACUCCAACUUCCUCGACUCUUGCUAUUAAAUAUGCAAGCCGGAAGAACACAGGAGACUACACAAUCACUGCAGCCAACCCAUUCGGUAUAAAAGAAGAACACAUUAAAGUGAAGGUUCUUGAUGUUCCUGGACCACCAGGCCCCAUUGAAGUCAGUAACAUUUCAGCUGAAAAGUGUACCCUGACCUGGCUUCCACCUGAGGAGGAUGGAGGUGCUUCUAUCAAGUCCUACAUCCUUGAGAAGAGAGAAACUAGCCGCCUACAGUGGACCAAAGUAGCUGAAAAUAUCAUGGACUGCAGAUUUGUAGCCAGCAAACUGAUAAAGGGCAACGAGUAUAUCUUUAAAGUGACUGCUGUAAACCUGUAUGGUACAGGAGACUCUAGCUUGUCUGGUCCUGUGAAAAUGGUUGACAGCUUUGGUCCACCAGGUCCACCAUCAGCCCCAGAGGUUGAUAACGUUAGUCGAAAUGCUGUUACUAUUUCAUGGAAGAGACCUGUACAGGACGGAGGAAGUGACAUUAGAGGAUAUUGUGUAGAAAGGAAAGAAAAGAAAGGAAUGAGAUGGGUUAGAGCCUGUAAGAGGACGGUUCCUGACCUUCGCUUCAAGGUACAAGGCCUGAGUGAGGGAGUAGAGUAUGAGUUUAGAGUCACUGCUGAGAAUAAAGCUGGAUUUGGGCAGCCGAGUGAGCCAUCACGCCCAGUAAUGACCAAGGACAUUGUAUAUCCACCCGGUCCUCCAUCAAACCCUAGGAUUACAGACACUACAAAAACGACAGCAUACUUCGCAUGGGGUCGCCCUCAUUAUGAUGGUGGUCUUGAAGUUGAUGGGUACAUCGUUGAAUAUAAAAAAGAGGGUCAUGAUGAUUGGGAGACAGAGACACAGUACCCAGUUAAAACUACUGAAUAUAUUAUUGGUAAACUUCAAAAAGGAGGAAAAUACCACUUCAGAGUUUGUGCUGUAAACUCUGAGGGAGUAGGUGAACCUGCAGAGGUUGAAAAAGUAACUGAACUGGUUGAUCAGGAAACCGUACCAGACUUUGAGCUGGAUGCUGAACUUAGGAAAACUCUUGUCGUUAGAUGCCGUGCUUCCAUCCGUCUAUUUGUUCCCAUCAAGGGCCGCCCUGUUCCUGAAGUCACUUGGAGCAAAGAAAACACCAACCUGAAAGCACGUGCACACAUUGAUACCACAGAGUCCUACACACUACUUGUUAUUCCUGACUGCACUAGAUACGAUGCUGGGAAAUAUCAUCUUUCUUUAGAGAACGUCGCUGGCAAGAAGACAGGCUUUAUCAACGUGAGAGUUCUUGACACUCCUGGACCCCCAGUCAACCUAAAACCAAGAGAGAUCACUAAAAACAGCAUAACUCUCCAAUGGGAAAUUCCCAUUAUUGAUGGAGGGUCCAAGAUUCAUAACUACAUCAUUGAAAAGAGAGAUGCCACGAAAAAGGCUUACACAGUCCUUAGCACCACAUGGCAAAAGUGUUCCUUUAAAUUUGAAGACCUUGUUGAGGGUGCUUAUUACUACUUCCGUGUCUCUGCUGAAAAUGACCUUGGUGUAGGUGAGCCCGCUGAAACAGCUGAGCCUAUAAGGGUGUCACAGGCCCCCUCUCCACCGGAUAACUUGUAUGUUACUGAUAUGACCGCUGACAGUGCUAGCCUUGCAUGGACCAAGCCUCUUCAUGAUGGCGGCAGCUUGAUUACUGGAUAUGUAAUUGAGGCUCAAAAGAAAGACACUGAUCAAUGGGUCCACAUAACCACCAUCAAAGCUCUUGAUUAUACUGUGACCGAUCUUGUUGAGGGUGCUGAAUACACCUUCCGCGUAAUGGCUGUCAAUGCAUCAGGCAGGAGUGAUCCUCGCGAGAGCCGACCAGCUCUGAUUAAAGAGCAAACAUCUGCUCCAUCUUUUGACCUGAGAGGAGUCUACCAGAAAACUGUAAUUGCCAAAGCAGGGGAUCGUGUUAAGGUGGAGAUUCCCGUGUUGGGAAAACCCAGGCCAGUUGUCUCAUGGAAGAAGGGAGACAUAGUGCUCAAAGAAACCCAAAGAAUCAACAUUGAAACCACAGCAACAUCAACCAUCCUUAACAUCAGUGAGAUCAAAAGAACUGAUCAAGGCCAGUAUUCAAUGACUGGGAAGAAUAUGCUUGGAACAUUGACAGAAACUAUCACAGUCCUGGUCCACGAUAUUCCAGGUCCACCCACUGGUCCUGUCAAGCUGGAUGAGGUCUCAUGUGAUUAUGUCAUCAUGUCCUGGGAACCCCCUGAGAAUGAUGGCGGUGUUCCUAUCAAUAAUUACAUUGUUGAAAUGCGGGAGACUACAGGCACCUCAUGGGUGGAGUUGGCAGCUACUGUUAUUCGCACCACAUUCAAAGCAGCACGACUUAAUACUGGAACCCAGUAUCAGUUCCGCAUCAAGGCUCAGAACAGAUAUGGCAUUGGACCAUGUCUUCUCUCUGAACCAGUGUUGGCUGCUUAUCCAUUUGAUGUGCCCAGCCAGCCCGGUAUUCCUGUGGUCACAUCAUUCAACAAGGAUUCAAUGACUGUUAGUUGGAACGAGCCAUCCUCUGAUGGGGGCAGUCCUAUUCUUGGCUAUCACAUUGAUAGAAAAGAGAAAAACAGCAUUCUGUGGCAGAGGAUCAACAAAGCUCUUGUUGUUGGAAACAUAUUUAAAUCAACAGGCCUUGUUGAUGGCAUUGCAUAUGAAUAUCGUGUUAUUGCUGAAAACAUGGCUGGUCUGAGCAAACCUAGCAAGGCCUGUGAACCUAUGUAUGCUUUGGACCCAGUUGAUCCACCAGGCAGACCUGUGGCAUUAAAUAUUACUAGACAUGAGGUGACAUUAUCUUGGACCAAACCAGAAGGUGAUGGAGGAUUUUCCAUCACAGGAUACACAGUGGAGAGGAAAGAGUUGCCUAAUGGCCGCUGGCUCAAAGCAAAUUUCAACAACAUUCUGGAAACCAUGUUUACAGUCAGUGGUUUGACUGAAGAUGCAACAUAUGAAUUCCGUGUGUUUGCUCGAAACUCAGCUGGUGCUAUCAGUGCUCCUUCUCAACCAUCAGAAGCCAUUACAUGCAGAGAUGACAUUGAAGAGCCCAGGCUUGAUGUUGAUGCAUCAUACAGCAGUAAUGUUGUUGUAAUGGCAGGAGAGCCAUUUAGACUUGAAGCCAAUGUCACUGGCAGACCAAUUCCUUCUUUAGUAUGGACAAAGGAAGGAAAAGAGCUGGAGGACACAGCCAAAAUAGAGAUAAAGACAUCUGACUUCCACACAACUCUAAUCAACAAAGAUUCCCUAAGAAGAGAUGGUGGUGCUUUUACCCUGACUGCAAGCAAUCCUGGUGGUUUUGCUAAGUUCACUUUCAAUGUGAAAGUACUAGACAGACCUGGACCUCCAGAUUCCCUUACAGUUACAGAUAUUGCUGCAGAGAAAUGUGUGCUUAACUGGCUGCAUCCAACACAUGAUGGCGGUGCUAAGAUUGAGUAUUUUAUCAUACAGAGGCGUGAGACCAGCAGGUUGGCUUGGACUAAUGUCGCAACAGAUCUUCAAGCAAACAGGUUUAAGGUCACAAAGCUUCUUAAAGGUAAUGAGUACAUUUUCAGAGUCAUGGCUGUCAACAAGUAUGGUGUAGGUGAACCCCUUGAAACAGAACCUGUUAAUUGUGUCAACCCAUACGGCCCCAGUGACCCACCAACACAGCCUGAGGUCACAACUAUUACCAAAGACUCCAUGGUUGUCUGCUGGGAGCGUCCUGAACAUGACGGAGGCAGUCGAAUUAAUACCUAUGUAAUUGAAAGAAGGGAUAAGACAGGCCUACGCUGGGUCAAAUGUAACAAGAGGACUGUAACUGACUUACGAUUCAAAGUCUCCGGUCUCACACCAGGUCAUGAAUAUGAAUUUAGAGUUUUUGCUGAAAAUAAUGCUGGCCUCAGCCAGCCUAGCCCUUCCAGUCCAUUCUACAAAGCUGUUGAUACCAUCUUCCAGCCUGGGCCUCCCGGAAACCCACGAGUACUAGACACCUCAAAGUCUUCCAUUACAGUCACCUGGAAUAAACCUGUGUAUGAUGGUGGUUCUGAAAUUACUGGUUAUAUCGUGGAGACCUGCCUGCCUGAGGAGGAUGAAUGGACAAUCCACACUCCCAAGAAGGGAUGGACAGCCACAUCCUUUACUAUCACUAAUCUGAAAGAAAACCAGGACUAUAAAAUUAAUAUCUGUGCUACAAAUAGUGAAGGAGUAGGAGAGCCUGCUGCUGUUCCUGGGGUCCCUAAGGCAGAAGACAGAUUAAUUCCUCCUGAAAUUGAACUUGGAGCAGAGCUACGUAAAGUAGUUUCCAUAAGAGCAUGUAGCACACUCAGACUUUUUGUCCCUAUUAAGGGAAGACCAGCCCCUGAAGUUAAAUGGUCAAGAGAGCAUGGUGAAUCCCUAGAUAAGGCAAAUAUUGAAAUCACCCCAUCAUUCACAACCCUUCAGAUAGAAAACGUUGACAGGUUUGAUGGGGGUAAAUACUUGGUGACAGUGGAGAACGCCUCUGGAAGUAAAACAGCAUUUGUCAAUGUAAGAGUACUAGACACUCCUGGACCACCUCAAAAUCUCAUUGUUAAGGAAGUUACAAGAGACUCCGUUUCCCUCGUCUGGGAUGCACCAAUCAUUGAUGGAGGCUCUAGAAUCCGCAGCUACAUUGUGGAAAAGCGGGAGUCUCAUAGGAAAGCCUACUCGACUGUAUGUGCCAGCUGUCAUAAGUCUAGUUGGAAAGUGGGAGACCUGGAAGAAGGAAAAUUGUAUUUCUUCAGAAUACUGGCUGAAAAUGAGUUUGGUAUUGGUCUACCAGUUGAAACUCUAGAACCAAUUAAGGCAUCAGAAAAGCCUUUACCACCAGGCAAAGUAUCUCUCCGUGAAGUUACUGGAACCAGUAUCACACUGACUUGGGAAAAACCAGAUCAUGAUGGUGGUAGCAGAAUAACAGGCUAUAAUGUUGAGAUGCAAACUAAAGGAAGUGAGAAAUGGACCCAAGUGAUGGUAGUAAAAACCAAUGAGGCUCAGGUGACUGGACUUACACAUGGAGAGGAGUACAUGUUCAGAAUAUCAGCUUUCAACGAAAAGGGCGUUAGUGAUCCCCGACCUCUCAAUGUGCCCGUGGUGGCUAAAGAUCUAGUUAUCCCACCAGCCUUUAAACUGCUUUUUAGCACUUUUAGUGCGCUCGCAGGAGAUGACCUGAAGAUAGAUGUACCUUAUGUAGCCUGUCCUAAGGCUACAAUAACUUGGCUUAAGGAUGGUGUGAUUCUCAAAGAAACAACACGAGUUAAUACUGAAGCCACAGACAAAAACCUUCUUCUCAUCAUUAAAGAUGCUUGUAGAGAUGAUGUUGGUAUGUAUACCAUAAAACUAAACAACACCGCUGGGGAGGCUGCAACAGAUAUAAGUGUUGUCGUCUUAGAUAAGCCCGGUCCUCCAAUUGGUCCGAUCAAGCUGGAUGAGGUCACAUCAGACAGUGUAGUCUUGUCUUGGAAUCCACCACAAUAUGAUGGGGGUUGCUCAAUAAAUAAUUAUAUUGUAGAGAAGAGAGACACAUCAACAACAAACUGGCAAAUUGUGUCUGCUACAGUAGCUAGAACAACUAUCAAGGCAGCUCGUCUGAAGACUGGUUCAGAGUAUCAGUUUAGAAUUGCUGCAGAAAAUAGAUAUGGAAAGUCAUCAUUCCUCCUUUCUGAAAGCAUUGUUGCACAGUAUCCGUUUGAAAUACCCAGUGCACCGCAUUCUGUUGUUGUCCAGUCAGCCACCAAGGAGACCAUGACUGUUGUCUGGGAGAAACCCAGCAAAGACGGUGGAAGCAAAAUACUGGGAUACCACUUGGAACUUAAAGAGCGAAACAGCAUUCUCUGGGUGAAACAGAACAAGCAGCUAAUCCCAGACACAAGAUUUAAAGUGGUUGGUCUUGAAGAAGGCAUUGAAUAUGAGUUUAGAGUAUAUGCUGAGAAUAUUGUUGGCCUUAGCAAACCUAGUAAGGUGAGCGAGAUGCAAGUGGCCAGGGAUCCUUGUGACAGACCUGGAAAACCAGAGGCUGUCAUUGUAACUAGAAACCAAGUGACACUGAGAUGGACCAAACCUGAAUUUGAUGGAGGCAUCAAAAUCACUGGUUAUGUUGUUGAGAAAAAGGAGGCAAAUGGUCGUUGGAUGAAGGCCAGUUUUGCAAACGUAAUUGAGACUGAAUUUGUUGUCACAGGACUUACUGAGGAUCAGACUUAUGAGUUCCGCGUUAUUGCUAAAAAUGCAGCCGGUGUCUUUAGCCAGCCAUCAGAUUCUACUGGAUCCAUCACUGCCAAGGAUGAGAUUGAACCACCCAAAAUUGACUUGGAAGCAAAGUACUCCCAGGUUGUGGUUGUAAAUGCUGGAGAGACAUUUACACUUGAAGCUGCUAUUUAUGGUAAACCUGUACCAAAUGUACAUUGGCUGAAAGAGGGCAGUGAGAUUGCAGAAGCAGCUCGUUUAGAAAUCCGCAAUACAAAUUUUUCAGCUUGUUUAAUUGUUAAGGAAGCUAUUCGUGUUGAUAGCGGUCAGUACACAUUGCUUGUGAAGAAUGUUGGUGGAGAAAAAACUAUUACCAUUAUGGUCAAGGUCUUGGAUAGGCCAGGUCCUCCUGAGGGCCCUAUUUCUAUCUAUGGUGUCACCAAUGAGAAAUGCUCAAUUUCUUGGAAACCUCCCUUGCAUGAUGGGGGUAGUGAUGUCUCCCAUUACAUUGUUGAGAGAAGGGAAACCAGCAGACUGGUAUGGACUGUAGUUGAACAAAAAGUUCAGACUCUAAAUCUAAAAAUCACCAAACUUCUUCCUGGUAAUGAAUACGUCUUCAGAGUUAUUCCUGUCAAUAAGUACGGUGUUGGUGAGCCUUUGGAAUCUGAGGCAAUGAUUGCAAAAAAUCCAUUUGUCACACCAAGCCCACCAACUGAGGUAGAUGUUUCUUCAAUUACUAAGGACUCAAUGGUUGUUACCUGGGAGAGGCCAAGUAAUGAUGGUGGCAGUUCCAUUCAGGGGUAUGUAAUUGAGAAACGUGAUAAGGAUGGUGUUAGAUGGACUAGAUGCAACAAGCGAAAUGUGACCGAAUUACGGUUUAGAGUAACAGGACUCAUAGAAAACCAUAGCUAUGAAUUCAGAGUAGCUGCUGAGAAUGCUGCUGGAGUUGGCACACCUAGCUCACCAACAAUCUACUAUAAAGCACUGGAUCCUGUCUUUAAACCAGGGCCACCCAACAACCCUAAGGUAGUAGAUACCUCUAGGUCAACUGUGUCUCUUACAUGGGGCAAGCCCAUAUAUGACGGUGGAAGCGAGAUUAAGGCUUAUAUUGUUGAAGCAUACAAUGUAGCAGCUGAUGAGUGGUUUAUUUGUACUCCUCCCUCUGGAAUAACAGAGACAAAAUUUACAGUGAAAAAGCUUCUGGAGAAACAUGAAUAUCAGUUCCGGGUUUGUGCAAUCAACAAAAUUGGUGUUGGAGAACAUGCUGACGUGCCGGGUAAAAUCCUACUUGAAGAGAAACUUGAGGCUCCUGAUCUUGAAUUAGAUGCUGAAAUGAGAAAAAUGAUCAACAUCAGAUCAGCUUGCACUCUGAGAUUGUUUGUUCCUGUGAGAGGACGGCCUGCUCCUGAGUUGAAAUGGGGCAAGGUUGAUGGGGAGAUUAAAGAGACAGCCCAAAUUGACAACACGGGAAGCUAUGCCUCUCUGACCAUUGAAAAUGUUGACCGAUUUGAUAGUGGCAAGUACACACUGACUGCAGAAAAUGCUAGUGGAGUCAAGUCAGUGUUCAUCAGUGUCAGAGUCUUGGACUCUCCUAGUCCACCAACUAACUUAACUGUUAAAGAGAUUACUAGGAACUCUGUCACACUCUCAUGGGAGCCUCCACUUCUGGAUGGUGGCUCAAAGAUUAAGCAUUACAUUGUUGAGAAGCGUGAAAGCACAAGGAAAGUUUACACUACUAUCACAACGUGUAACAAGAUGUCAUGGAAAGUUGAGCCUCUUCCAGAGGGUGGAAUCUUCUUCUUUAGAGUCUUAGCUGAGAAUGAAUAUGGUGUUGGUCUCCAAGCUAAAACUAUGGAUCCAAUCAAAAUAUCUGAGAAGCCUCAACCACCUGGUAAGGUUAGUGUUCUUGAUGUGACUCGCAGCACAGUUACUCUAAAGUGGGAGAAAUCUGAAUAUGACGGUGGUAGUAGAAUCAGCCAUUAUGACAUUGAAAUGGCUCCCAAAGAUAGUGAGGACUGGACUGUGUGUGCCAGUGUGAAAGGCCUGGAGACAGUAGUAAGCAACCUUAUGAAGGGAGAGGAAUAUCAGUUCAGAGUUGUUGCUGUAAAUGAAAAAGGUAAAAGUGACCCACGACAACUGGCUCAUACAGUUGUAGCAAAGGACCUUAUCAUAGAGCCCUCUGUAAGACCUAAAUCAAGUUCCUACAGCGUUCAGGUGGGGAAUGAUCUCAAGAUAGAGGUUCCAUUUGCUGGUCAUCCAAAACCAACUAUCACUUGGACCAAGGAUGGAGUAGCACUUAAGCAGACUACCAGAGUAAAUGUAAGUGACUCAGCACAUCAUACUACUCUAACCAUUAAGGAUGCCACCAGAGAUGAUGGUGGUAUGUACAGUAUCAAUAUUACCAAUGCCUUGGGUUCCAAGGAUGCCACGAUUGAGGUUAUCACCCUUGACAAACCUGGACCACCAACAGGUCCGGUCAAGAUUGAGGAUAUCAGUGCCGAGAGUGUCACUCUUAAUUGGGAACCCCCUACCUACACAGGUGGCUGUCCAGUGUCCAACUAUAUUGUGGAAAAAAGAGAUACAACUACAACUAAUUGGGUUGUUGUUUCUGCCACUGUGGCUAGAACAACUUUAAAGGUAGCAAAUCUAAAGACAGGUGCUGAAUACCAGUUUAGAAUUUUUGCUGAAAACAGAUAUGGAAAGAGUUAUGCAAUUGAUUCCGAGCCUGUUUUAGCACAGUAUCCCUUCCAGGAGCCUGGGCCACCAGGAACACCAUAUGUUUCUUCAUACACUAGAGAUUAUAUGGUGGUUGAGUGGCAUAAACCACCAUCUGAUGGAGGCAGUGCUAUUUUGGGCUAUCAUUUGGAGAGGAAAGAGAAGAAUAGUAUCUUGUGGACAAAGAUCAACAAAAUGCUCAUUCAAGAUUGUAAAUUCAAGUCUACCCCUCUUGAGGAAGGCAUCGAGUAUGAGUACAGAGUAUAUGCUGAGAAUAUAGUUGGCAUUGGCAAGUGCAGCAAAGUUUCUGAGGUUUAUGUAGCUCGUGAUCCAUGUGAUCCUCCUGGCCGUCCUCAAGCUGUUAUUGUAACCCGACAUUCAGUGAAGCUCAGAUGGACACCCCCACAGUAUGAUGGUGGAAGCCUUGUAACUGGCUAUGCAGUAGAGAAGCGAGACCUUCCAGAGGGAAAAUGGAUGAAGGCAAGCUUUGCAAACAUUAUUGAAAAUGAAUUCAUAGUUACUGGCCUGACAGAGGGCAGUAAAUAUGACUUUAGAGUGAUUGCAAGGAAUGCCGCUGGUGCUGUUAGCAAGCCCUCUGAGACGACAGGAUCCAUAACAGCUAAGGAUGAAGUUGAGCCACCAAAGUGUGAGACUGAUUCUAAGUACAAUCAAACUAUUGUCAUCAAUGCUGGAGAGACUUUCACUCUGGAGGCUAGUGUGGAAGGAAAACCCAUUCCAACAGCUCAGUGGUUCAAGGGAAGUGUUGAAGUUGAAAACUCUGCAAGAGCUGAAAUAAAGAACUCCGAUUUUAACGCAUUACUUGUAGUAAAGGAUGCUAUUAGAGUGGAUGGUGGACAGUACACGUUGGUUCUAACAAAUGUUGCUGGAACUCAGACAGUUCCGUUCACUGUGAAGGUACUGGAUAGACCAGGCCCAUCAGAGGGUCCCCUCACAGUCAGUAAUGUUACUGAGGAGAAAUGCUCACUAUCAUGGCUGCCACCCAGGCAUGACGGAGGAGCCAGCAUUUCUCACUAUGUCAUUCAAAAGCGAGAAACUAGUCGCUUGGCAUGGACUGUGGUCUCUAGUGAUUGUGGAGCUACAAUGUUCAAGGUAACAAAACUACUGAAAGGCAAUGAGUACAUCUUUAGAGUCAUGGCUGUCAACAAGUACGGGGUAGGUGAGCCUCUGGAAUCAGAGCCAGUUGUCAUGAGAAAUCCAUUUGUUCCUCCUGGUGCACCUUGUGAACUAGAGAUCACUAACAUUACAAGGGAUUCAAUGACUGUCUGUUGGAACCGUCCAGAGUCUACAGGAGGAAGUGAAAUUGUUGGUUAUAUUAUUGAAAAGAGAGACAGAGCUGGAGUAAGGUGGACCAAGUGCAACAAACGCAGAGUGACAGACUUGCGUUUUAGAGUAACAGGACUCACUGAGGACCAUGAAUAUGAGUUCAAGGUAUCUGCUGAGAAUGCAGCUGGAGUGGGCCAGUCAAGUCCACCUACACCCUACCUUAAAGCCUGUGACCCUACUUUCGAACCAGGCAUUCCCACCAAUGCCCAUGUUGUUGACACAACAAAAGACUCCAUCAGCUUAGCUUGGCACAGACCUAUAUAUGAUGGUGGUUGUGAAAUCCAAGGAUAUGCCGUUGAAAUUACCAAGGCAGAGGAGGAGGAGUGGACUAUAUGCACACCACCUACAGGAGUACAUGCUACUAAAUUUACCAUCAAAAGUUUGAUAGAGCACCAAGAAUACAAAGUGCGUGUCUGUGCGAUAAAUAAAAUUGGUGUUGGUGAGCCCACAGAAAUUCAAGGAGUCGUUAUCCCUGUGGAUAAAAUCGAUCCUCCAGAAAUGAGUUUAGAUUCAGAGCUCAGGAAGGGAAUAGUUGUUCGCGCUGGAGGCUCAAUGAGAAUCUGCAUUCCUUUUAAGGGUCGUCCCUCUCCUGAAAUAAGUUGGGCCAAAGAGGAUGGGGAACUGCCAAGUAAAGUACAGAUUGAGACCGGUGACGAUUACACACAGCUCUCCAUUGACAUUUGCGAUAAAUAUGAUGCUGGAAAAUACAUCCUUAAUGUAGAAAACAGUGCUGGAAGCAAAUCAGCUUUUGUUUCUGUCAAAGUUUUGGACACACCAGGGGCUCCAUUAAAUCUAAUUGUAAAAGACAUAAAGAGGGAGAGUGUCACUUUGACCUGGGAACCCCCAAUUAUUGAUGGUGGUGCAAGAAUAAAGAAUUACUUGGUUGAAAAGCGUGAGUCAACCAGAAAAGUGUACUCAAAUGUGGACAAUAAAUGUACAAAGACAAGUUAUCGUAUCACAGGCCUAACUGAAGGAACAAUUUAUUACUUUAGAGUCUUAGCAGAGAAUGAAUUUGGUGUUGGACAGGCAAUUGAAACAACAGAACCUGUUAAAGCAUCUGAGCCACCUUUAUCAGUGGGAAAAGUUAAUUUGACUGAAGUCACAAAAACCUCAGCCUCACUCUCCUGGGAAAAGCCAGUCCAUGAUGGAGGCAGCAGGAUCAUUGGAUACUACAUUGAGAUGAUGCCUGUAGGCUCAGAAGAAUGGGUUGUGGCUGCCACAACCAAAACUUGUGAGGGAACGGUCACAGGCCUCAGUGCAGGACAUGAGUACCUUUUUAGAGUAUCAGCAUUCAAUGACAAGGGCAAGAGUGACCCCCGGCCUCUGGCUGCACCAGUAACUGCUAAGGAUGUUACCGCUGAGCCCAGAUUCAAAAUGAGAUUCAAUACUUACAGUUUGCAACAAGGCGAGGAUCUGAAAAUUGAGAUCUCAGUGCUUGGACGCCCCAUUCCAAAGGUUGAAUGGAAGAAGGAAGGGCAAACUCUAAAGGAGACAACCAGAAUAAAUGUGUCAAACACACCAUCAUCUACUAAGUUGGUCAUCAAAGAUGCUAAUAGAGAGGAUGCUGGGAAAUAUGCUGUUACAGCCACCAGUAGCAUUGGAACAGCUACAGAGGAGAUUACUGUUAUAAUUCUUGACAAACCAGGACCUCCUACAGGCCCAAUAAAGAUAGAGGAAGUCAGCUCUAAUUUUGUAAUGCUGUCUUGGGAACCCCCAGUCUAUACUGGAGGCUGUCAGAUCAACAACUACAUUGUAGAGAAGAGAGACACCACUACUACAGCGUGGCAGAUUGUGUCUGCUACAAUUGCCAGGACAACUAUCAAAGUCACAAAUUUAAAGACUGGAACUGAAUAUCAAUUUAGAGUCUCUGCCGAGAAUAGAUAUGGAAAGAGUUCAGCUAUUGUCUCUCCCGCUGUAGUUGCCAAAUAUCCAUUCAGUGAGCCUGCUGCCCCUGGAAAACCAGAUAUUACACAUGCAACUAAGGAUAGUAUGGUCGUUGAAUGGAAACCACCCACCAGUGAUGGGGGUAGCCCAAUUUUAGGGUAUCACCUGGAGAGAAAAGAGAAGAACAGCCUUUUAUGGGCUAAACUUAACAAGCUUCUAAUACCAGAUACACGAUUUAAAACUACAGAAUUGGAAGAAGGUAUAGAGUAUGAAUUUAGAGUUUAUGCUGAAAACAUUGCUGGUCUCAGCCCAGCUAGCAAGGUCUCAGACAGCACAGUAGCCAGGGACCCAUGUGACCCACCAGGCACGCCUGAGGCAAUUGAAAUCACCAGAAAUCGUGUCACACUUCAGUGGACCAGACCCCAGUAUGAUGGAGGCAGUGCAAUCACUGGGUAUUUAAUUGAGAGAAGGAAGCACCCAGAUAUGCGCUGGAUGAAGGCAAGCUUCACCAACAUUAUUGACACCCAGUACACUCUGACUGGUCUUACAGAAGACUGUGUUUAUGAAUUUAGAGUCAUUGCAAGGAAUGCUGCCGGAAUUUCUAGUUCCCCAUCUGAAAGCACAGGGGAAAUAACAGCCAAAGAUGAAAUAGAGGCUCCAGAUGCCACAAUGGAUUCCAAAUUCAAAGAUCUGACUGUUGUCCAUGCCAGUGAGACAUUUAUCAUUGAUGCCGACUACACUGGUAAGCCUCUACCUGAGGUCACAUGGUUAAAGGAAGGGAAGGAAAUUGAUAAGACCACUCCCAGAAUGGAAAUCAAGACCACACUUACCCGCACUAUCCUGACAGUUAAAGACUGCAUAAGAGUUGAUGGGGGGCACUUUGUUCUUAAGCUUGUUAAUGUAGGUGGCGUCAAAAUGAUCCCAGUCAACGUAAAGGUUUUGGACAGACCUGGCCCUCCAGAUGGACCAUUGGAGGUCAAAGGAGUGACAGCUGAAAAAUGUUAUCUGCACUGGAACCAUCCCUUACAUGAUGGUGGAGCUAGCAUUUCUCACUAUAUUAUUGAAAAGAGAGAGACAAGUCGUUUGUCAUGGACCAUGGUUGAGCCAAAGAUUCAGGCGAUCAGCUACAAAAUAACAAAACUGCUACCUGGAAAUGAAUACAUCUUCAGAGUUACUGCUGUGAAUAAAUAUGGAGUUGGCGAACCUUUAGAAUCUGAGCCUGUGGUUGCUCGUAAUCCAUUCACCACUCCCAGUGCGCCCUCUACUCCUGAACCCAGUGCUAUUACAAGGGAUUCCAUUGUGCUUACUUGGGAGCGGCCAGAGAACAAUGGGGGAGCUGAGAUUGAAGGAUAUGUACUUGAAAAACGUGAUAAGGAUGGGAUCAGAUGGACCAAGUGUAACAAGAAGAGACUGACUGACUUAAGAUUUAGGUGCACUGGUCUUACAGAGGGUCAUUCCUAUGAAUUCAGGGUCUCAGCUGAAAAUGCUGCUGGUGUUGGAAAGCCUAGUGCACCAACAGAAUAUAUCAAAGCAUGCGAUGCCAUUUAUCCACCAGGACCUCCAAAUAACCCCAAGGUCACUGACCAUUCUAGCACUACAGUCUCCCUUUCGUGGUCUAGACCCAUCUAUGAUGGUGGAGCACAGGUUACAGGUUAUGUAGUUGAAAUGAAGGAGGCAUUAGACGAUGAAUGGAUUGUUUGCACACCUCCUACUGGUGUGCAAGACACUCACUACACUGUAAAGAAAUUGAAGGAAAAUGGAGAAUAUAAUUUCCGCCUAUGCGCAAUAAACUGUGAGGGAGUAGGCGAUCAUGUGGACCUGCCAGGGUCUGUGAUUGCUGCUGAGAAGCUACAGGCCCCUGAAAUUGAAUUAGAUGCUGAUCUGAGAAAGAUGGUCAAUGUCCGUGCCAGCGCAACCCUGCGCCUCUUUGUGACUAUCAGAGGAAAGCCUGAGCCUGAAGUCAAAUGGUCAAAGGCUGAUGGCACUCUAAAUGAGCGUGCCCAAAUUGAAGUCACAAGUUCUUAUACAAUGCUUGUGAUUGAGAAUGUUGACAGGUUUGACACUGGCAAAUAUGUGCUAACGCUUGAGAACCUUAGUGGCUCUAAGUCAGCCUUUAUCAAUGUUAGAGUCCUGGACUCUCCCAGCGCCCCAACAAACCUACAGGUUAAGGAUGUAAAGAGACAUUCUGUCUCUCUUUCCUGGGAGCCUCCUCUUAUUGAUGGUGGUGCUAAGAUAUCUCACUAUAUUGUGGAGAAGAGAGAGCAGAAGCGAAUGGCUUUCACCAGUGUUAGCACCAACUGUGUUCGGAACUCUUACAUUAUUUCUGACCUGCAGGAGGGAGGUAGAUACUUCUUCCGUGUGUUGGCUGUUAAUGAACUGGGAGUUGGGCUGCCAGCUACCACAGAUCAAGUCAAGGUUUCAGAAGCACCUUUACCCCCUGGAAAAAUUGCUGUGUUUGAUGUAACUCGCCAUACUGUCACACUUUCAUGGGAGAAACCUGAUAAUGAUGGAGGCAGCAAAAUCACAAGCUAUAUUGUUGAAAUGCAGCCCAAAGGAGAUGAAAAAUGGACAGUGUGCAGUGAAGCCAAAGCACUAGAAGCUACAAUUGAUGGACUCUCUACUGGAGAGGAAUAUUCCUUCAGAGUAAUUGCUGUGAAUGACAAGGGUAGGAGUGAUCCCAAGCCUUUGGCUGCCCCUGUGGUGGUUAAAGACAUAACAAUGGAGCCAACCAUCAAUUUGCUUUUCCAUACAUACAGUGUGAAAGCAGGAGAUGAUUUAAAGAUUGAUGUUCCUUUGAAAGGCAGACCUCAGCCUGAGGUGUCCUGGAAGAAAGAUGGCCAUGUGCUCAAGCAGACUACUAGGGUAAAUGUUCUCAAUUCAAAGACCUCAUCCAAGAUCAUCAUCAAAGAUUCCACCAAAGAGGAUACUGGAAAAUAUGAGAUCACUCUGACUAAUUCAAUCGGUACAAAAACAGCUGAAAUUUCAGUAAUAAUUUUGGAUAAGCCUGGCCCCCCCAGUAACAUUAGGGUAGAUGAAGUGAGUGCUGACUUCAUCUCUCUGUCCUGGGAUGCUCCAACCUAUGAUGGUGGCUGCCAGAUUAAUAACUAUGUUGUGGAGAAGAGAGACACUACCUCAACAACAUGGCAAAUUGUUUCAGCUACAGUAGCCAGGACAUCAAUUAAAGUUUCCCGUCUCAAUCAGGGCACAGAGUACCAGUUCCGCAUUGCAGCUGAGAACCGUUAUGGCAAGAGUCACGCAAUUGAUUCUGCUCCUGUUGUUGCACAAUAUCCAUUUGAGCCUCCUGGUCCUCCAACCAAUCUUCAUGUGGCCCAUGCCACCAAGACUGGCAUGCUUGUGGUAUGGGGCAGACCAGCCAGUGAUGGUGGAAGCCCUGUCAUUGGUUAUCAUAUUGAAUGCAAAGACCAAAGCAGCAUUUUGUGGGCCAAAGUCAAUAGAGGUCUGCUGACUGAAAACCAAUUUAAGAUGACUGGCACUGAGGAAGGUCUGUUUUAUCAGUAUAGAGUAUAUGCUGAGAAUAUUGCUGGUAUUGGUCCAUGUACUAAACCUAGUGAACCAGUUGCAGCCAGGGACCCAUGUGAAUCACCACAUAACCUUAAAGUCACAAAUAUUACCAGGAACUCGGUUUCUCUGUUCUGGGAUCCACCUGAAUAUGACGGUGGAGUGAAAAUUGUUGGAUACAUUGUAGAGCGCAAAGAGCUUCCCAAUGGUCGCUGGCUUAAGUGUAACUUCGCCAAUCUACAGGAGACUUACUUUGAUGUCACAGGUCUUACAGAAGAUUCACAGUAUGAUUUCCAUGUUAUUGCAAAGAAUUCCGCAGAUAUGCUGAGUUCGCCUUCAGAAUGCACUGGUCCUGUCACCAUCAAAGAUGAUGUAGAGGCCCCAGCCAUUGACUUGGCGGAUAAAUUCAGGCAGUUAGUUGUCAUUAAGGCUGGAGAAAUAAUCAGAAUUGAUGCUGAAAUUACAGGACGUCCAAUCCCAGUGGUCUCAUGGUCCAAGGAUGGAAAAGACAUUGAGGCCAAGGCCAGGUGUGAAGUAAGCUCCACCAACUUCACAACCACUCUGAUUGUCAGGGAUGCUAUCAGGAGGGACUCUGGACAGUAUGUUUUGACUUUGCACAAUGUAGCUGGAACCAGAUCUGUAGCUGUCAACUGUAAGGUUCUGGAUAGGCCUGGACCAGCUUCUGGACCUUUGGCAGUUUCAAAUGUUACAGCAGAGAAAUGCACCAUAACAUGGGGUCCACCUCAGGAGAAUGGUGGAGCUGAAAUAAUGCACUAUAUUGUGGAGAAACGUGAGACAAGUCGCCUUGCUUGGACCCUUGUUUAUGGUGACAUGAAGGCAACUACCUGCAAGGUUACCAAGCUGCUCAAAGGAAAUGAGUACAUUCUCAGGGUCAGAGGAGUUAACAAAUAUGGAGAUGGUGAGGCCCUAGAGAGUGAGCCAGUUAGAGCUAUAGAUCCGUUUACUGUACCUGCAGCCCCCACUAAUGUCCAGGUCACCUCAGUUACUAGUGAGGCCAUGACAAUCUGUUGGGAAAGACCAGUUUCUGAUGGUGGCAGCAGUAUCUCUGGCUAUGUAAUUGAAAAGCGUGAGAAGACUGGCCUCCGCUGGUGCGGUGUCAACAAGAAACCUGUCUACGACCUCAGAGUCAAAGCCUCCAACCUUCGUGAAGGAAGUGAAUAUGAGUACAGGGUGUUUGCAGAAAAUGCCGCAGGACUUAGUGCUCCAAGCACCCCAUGCCCGCUCACCAAGGCUGAAGACCCACAAUUUCUGCCCUCACCUCCAGCUAAGCCCAAGAUCAUCGACUCAACAAAGACAACAAUUACAUUGGCAUGGAAUAAGCCGCUAUUUGAUGGUGGAGCACCUGUGACUGGUUACAGAGUGGAAUACAGAAAGUCAUUAGAUGAUGAAUGGUUCAUUGGAGUUCAGAACACCAAAAAUACAGAGUUUACAGUUGUAGGGCUGACUCCUGGGGCUGAAUAUGUAUUUGUUGUUAGAUCCAUCAACAAAAUUGGAGCAAGUGAGCCUAGUCCGGAGUCAGAUAAACAGACUGCUAAAGAAAAAGAAGAAGAGCCAGUCUUUGAAAUAAGUAAUGAGAUGAGGAAGACUCUUGUUGUGAAAGAUGGAAGCUCAUUUACCAUGACAGUACCCUUCAGAGGCAAGCCCAUUCCUGCUGUUACCUGGACAAAGCCUGAUGUUGACCUUAGAGUACGUGCUGUUAUCGACACCACAGACACCUUCACCUCAAUUACUUUGGAGAAGGCAACACGUGAUGACUCUGGAAAAUACACUGUUACCUUGUCUAGCAUUGCUGGAACCUCCUCACUUACACUCAACGUUAGAGUGCUUGACUCACCUGGACCUCCUGCAUUUGUGGGAGUCAAAGAAGUGACUAAAACAUCUGCUGUUGUGACUUGGGACACCCCAGAGAAUGAAGGAGGAGGUCCAGUUAAGAACUAUCUUGUUGAUUUCCGAGAGGCAAGCAAGAAAGGCUGGACUAGGUUGACUGACACAUGCCACAGGCUGACAUACAAGGUGUCAAACCUAAAGGAGGGAGAAGUUUACUACUUUAGAGUGACAGGGGAGAAUGACUAUGGUGUUGGUGUUUCUGCUGAGACCAAAGAGGGAACCAAGAUUACAGAAAAGCCAAGCCCCCCACCAAAGCUUGGAGUAACUGAUGUCUCUAAGGAGAGCGUGUCAUUGGCGUGGGCUAAACCUGAACAUGAUGGAGGCAGCAGAAUUACUGGAUAUCUGGUUGAAGCACUGGAAAAGGGUCAGGAGAAGUGGGUUAAAUGUGGUGUAACCAAGUUUACCCACUUUACAGUGUCUGGCCUAAGGGAGAAAUCAGAGUACUUCUUCAGAGUCAAAGCUGAGAACCAUGCCGGAUUUAGCGAUGUUAAGGAAAUGUUCACCCCUGUCAUGGUCAAAGAUCAGCUUGAAUCUCCCGAAGUCAUUAUGAAGGACUUCCCCCACAACACAGUGUACGUCCGAGCUGGCUCCACUCUCAAGUGUGAAAUUCCUCUGACUGGCCAACCCCUGCCCAAAGUCACUCUUUCCAAGGAUAAUGUAGUGCUCAAGUCAACAAUGAGGUUCAACUCUGAAGUCACUCCUGACAGCAUCAAAAUCAUCCUGCGUGAAAGCGUUGCAGGAGACACAGGACGCUAUGAUAUAACUGCCUCCAACUCGAGUGGAACCACCAAGUCCUUUGUCAAUAUUGUGGUUCUAGAUCGCCCUAGUGUCCCACUUGGACCUGUGGAACUGUUUGAUGUCACAGAAGACAGUGUAGGCCUCAGGUGGUUCCCACCAGCAUAUGAUGGUGGUAGCCCAAUCACAAACUAUAUCAUCCAGAAGAGAGAAACAACUACAGCAAACUGGAUUGAUGUGUCUUCUGCUGUGGCCCGUUGCACUAUAAAGAUUCUGAAACUUACCACUGGCCUGGAGUACCAGUUCAGAAUCAGGGCUGAAAACAAAUAUGGAAUAAGCGAACAUAUUGACUCUCCAGUAGUCACAGUGAACCUUCCAUACACUGUUCCAGAUGUGCCAUCAACUCCCGAGAUUACUGCGGUAACCAGGGAGAGCAUUGCAUUAGCCUGGAAGGAGCCCAAGUCAGAUGGAGGAAGCCAUGUGUUUGGUUACCAUCUCCAGAUGAAAGAUAGAAACAGCAUCAUGUGGCAGAGAGUUAACAAAACUGUAAUCCGUGCCACACAUUAUAAGGUCACUAAUGUUAAUGCUGGACUCAUUUAUGAGUUUAAGGUGGCAGCAGAAAAUGCGGCUGGUCUUAGUGCUUUCAGCAAGUCUUCAGAUGCUGUGCUGGCAAUAGAUGCCUGUGAACCACCGAUUAACCUCAGAAUCAGUGACAUCACCAAAACCACUAUCAGCCUUGCCUGGGAGAAGCCCAACUAUGAUGGUGGAUCCCCUAUUACUGCUUACAUGAUUGAGAAAAGAGAGGGUGUUAGUCCGAAGUGGUUCAAAGCUCACCUCACCAAUAUCACAGACACACAUUUCACUGUGACUGGACUUACCCAGAAUGAAACGUACGAGUUCAGGGUGAUGGCCAAAAAUGCUGUUGGUUCAGUCAGCAACCCAUCUAUGACAGCUGGACCAGUUACCUGUGUGGACACCUAUGGUGCCCCAGAGAUUGAAAUUCCACAGGAGUACCUUAACGAGGUCAAAUACAAGGCUGGCUCAGACGUACAACUCAAAUUUAAUAUCACAGCUAAACCUGCCCCCACAAUUGAGUGGUUUAAAGAUGGCAGAGAGCUAAAACCUUCUGCUCAGCUAUCUUUCAAACACCUGUUUGAAUCAACCAGUAUAUUCUUGAGGGACACCACUCGUCUAAACUCAGGGACCUAUGAGGUCAAGGUGAAGAACUCCCUGGGAUCUGCAUGCGCCAUUGUUAGGCUGCUUAUUCAAGACAAGCCAGGACCCCCUGCUGGAGAAAUUCAAUUCAAGAAGGUUAUGGCUGACAACAUCACCAUCAUGUGGUCCCCGCCUGCGGAUGAGGGAGGUGCCAUGGUUACGCACUAUAUUGUAGAGAAAAGAGAAACCAGCAGAGUCAUGUGGUCUAUUGUGUCUGAGAAACUCGUUGACUGCAUAGUGAAUGUACCCAGACUCAUCAAGGGCAACGAGUACAUCUUUAGAGUUCGUGGAGUCAACAAAUAUGGCAUUGGAGACCCACUGGAGUCUGAGCCCAUUAUUGCAAAGAAUCCGUUCGUUCCCCCAAGUGAACCAUCCAAGCCCAAGGUCACUAUGAUCACCAAGUCCACAAUGACGGUGAUUUGGGAAAGACCUGCACUUGAUGGAGGCAGUGAUAUUGAUGGCUAUUACCUUGAGAAAAGGGAGAAGAAGAGUCUUCAGUGGUUCAAGGUGGUGAAGGGAACAAUCAGAGACACCAGACAGAAAGUCAGUAACCUAACUGAGAACAAUGAGUACCAGUUCAGAGUUUGUGCUGUAAACAAAGCCGGUGCCGGAAACUACUCUGAGGCCUCUGACCUUUACAAGGCCUAUGACCCCAUUGAUCUUCCUGGUGAACCCUUAAAGUUGCGUGUAGUUGACUCAACUAAGACCUCCAUCACUCUUGGAUGGGAGAAGCCUGUCUAUGAUGGUGGCAGUGAAAUCACACACUAUUUACUAGAACAGAUGAAUACGGAAGAGAAAGAAUGGAUCAUCACAAACCCAGAGGUUAAGGCUUGCGAGUAUGUGGUAUCCCACCUCAAACCUAGCACCUACUAUUAUUUCAGGGUUUCUGCCGUGAACUGCAAGGGUAAAGGGGAGGACAUCAAGAUGUACCAGCCUGUGCAAGCCAAAGACAUAUUAGAGGAGGCUGAUUUGGACUUAGAUGUUCCCAUGACAACACAAUACACAGCUAGAGCUGGCCGUGAUGUGGAAGUGUUUAUUCCAUUGAAGGGACGCCCAGCUCCAAAUGUGACCUGGCGACGUAGUGAUCGUAACAUGGCGGGUGAUAACCGCUAUACCAUCACUAGCACUGAGAGAUCUACCACAUUGCUCAUUCCCAAGGUCACUCGUGAUGAUUGUGGAAAGUAUGUGUUAGAGAUAGAGAAUGGUGUAGGUGAACCCAAAGUAAUUACAGUUUCCCUGAGGGUUCUAGAUAGUCCAUCCUCCUGCCAGAAGCUUAUAAUCAAGAAUGUAACAAGGGGUAAGCUGACUCUCAGCUGGGAGGCUCCUCUUGUUGAUGGUGGCUCUCCCGUCACAAAUUAUAUCGUUGAGAAGAAAGCCUCGACCAUGAAGGCCUACCAGGUGAUCAGCUCAGAAUGCCUUAACACAUCUUACAAAGUUACUGGCCUGGAAGAGGACAUUGCCUACUUUUUCCGUGUGUCAGCUGAAAAUGAGUUUGGUAUGGGUGACCCUUGUGAGUCCAGUGAAGCUGUCAGAGCGACAGAGACUCCUGCAGCUGUUAAAAACCUUGUAAUGUUGGACUCUACAAAGGUCUCCGUUACCUUGCAGUGGACCCGACCUGACCAUGAUGGAGGCAGCCAUAUCACAGAGUAUAUCAUUGAAAAGAGAAGCCAGGAUGAAGUAAACUGGAGUUUAGGUGCCACAUGCAAACGCUGCACUUGUGAAGUGACUGGACUCAGGGAGAAUGCUAUAAUGGAUUUCAGAGUAUUUGCCAAGAAUGAAAAAGGAAGAAGUGACUUCUCUCAGAUUGGUCCAAUCAUAGUGAUGGACUUUAUCAUCCCCCCAGAAGCUAAUCUUAGUGAUUAUCCUAAUGGAGAGCUGGCUGUCCGUGUUGGUCAAAACAUCCAUAUUGAGCUACCCUUCAAGGGCAAACCAAGGCCUGCAAUCAGCUGGCUAAAGGAUAACCUACCACUAAAGGAGAGUGAUAAGAUUCGCUUUAGGACCACUGACAACAAGACCUCAGUCACAGUCAGGGGAGCCAAGAAGGAGAAUGCUGGACAGUACACCUUAGUUUUGGACAACAGAGUCAUCAAAAACUACUUUGACAUCAAAGUCAUUACUCUGGGACCCCCCACAGCUCCUGUUGGUCCCAUUCGCUUUGAUGAGAUAAAGGCUCAGAGUAUCAUAAUUUCCUGGGAUGAGCCAAAGGAGGAUGGAGGUGGUGAGAUUACAUGCUACAGUGUGGAGAAGCGUGAAACUUCUCAUGCUAACUGGAAAAUGGUCUGCUCAAGUGUUGUUAGGACCACCUUCAAGAUCCCUAACCUUGUCAAGGGAACGCAGUACCAGUUCAGAGUCCGUGCAGAGAACAAAUAUGGAGUCAGCGAGCCUCUCUGCUCUUCAGAUGUUAUUGCCCAGCACCAGUAUAAACCUCCAGGUCCGCCAGGAAAGCCAGUUGCCUUCAAUGUCACCAGUGAUGGCAUGACAAUCAAGUGGGAUGCCCCAGGCUUUGAUGGAGGUUCCCCUAUCUUGGGUUAUCAUGUUGAAAAGAAGGAUAGGAACAGCCUCUUGUGGCAGAAGGUGAAUUCCACUAUUAUUUCCAAUAAAGAGUACAGGAUUAUCGGUCUCCUGGAAGGUCUGGAGUACUCUUUUAGAGUUUAUGCCGAGAACAAUGCUGGACUCAGCCCUGUCAGUGAGCAGAGCAAACACGCUCUGGCUAUAUCCCCUGUUGAUCCACCUGGCACUCCUGUCUGCAUUGACACAACCAGAGAUUCAGUCACCUUGCAAUGGGAAAUCCCCAAGAGAGACGGUGGAAGCAAAAUUGUUGCUUACAAUGUAGAGAGGCGCCAAGGAAGGGGAAAAUGGCUGAGAUGCAACUUCAUUGAUAUAAGUGAGACACAGUUCACUGUGACCGGUCUGUCUCCUGGAGACAGAUUUGAGUUCAGAGUAAUUGCAAGGAAUGCCGUUGGCACAGUCAGUCCUCCAUCUAACUCCUCUGGAUACAUCAUGACCAAAGAUGAAAGCAUUGCUCCUGAAAUUGAGUGGUCCCCAGACCAGGUGGUCACUCUGAGGGCCGGGGAAAAUGUUAAGCUUAGCUGUACCAUCACUGGGCGCCCAGUUCCCCAGGUUGUGUGGUACAAGGAUGGAAAAGAGAUUGAUAAGAGAACAAUGAUUGACAUUGAAAUCACCACUGGAAUUGGUACCAGCAGUCUGUUUAUCCGUGAUGCAGACAGGAACCACCGUGGAAUUUAUACAGUUGAAGCCAAAAACAGCUCUGGUACAAGGAAAGCAGAUGUUAACGUCAGAGUUCAAGAUACUCCUGGACCUGUUGAGGGUCCCAUACGCUUCACCGGCAUCACAGCUGAAAAGUGCACUGUAUGGUGGAACCCACCAGAAAAUGACGGCUGUGCUGCGAUCUCCCACUACGUAGUGGAGAAAAGAGAAACAUCCCGACUUUCCUGGGCCUUGGUUACAUCUAAAUGUGAAGCUUGUUCAUACAACGUUACCAACCUCAUCAAGGGCAAUGAGUACCAGUUCAGAAUCUCUGCAGUCAAUAAAUUUGGUGUUGGGAAACAACUGGAUUCUGACCCAGUCAUUGCACGCAUGCAAUACACUGUACCGGAUGCACCUGGUACACCAGAUGCAACUCAUGUGACUGGAAGCAGCAUCACUUUGUGCUGGGCCAGGCCAAGAUCAGAUGGAGGAAAUGAGAUCAAGCAUUACAUUCUAGAAAGACGUGAGAAAAAGAGCCUUCGCUGGGUUAGAGUCUCCUCCAAGAGGCCUAUAACUGAGCUUAGACAUCGUGUCACUAACCUGACUGAGGGCAAUGAGUACGAAUUCCGCGUAAUGGCAGAAAAUGGGGCUGGUAUUGGACCAACCAGCAGCACCUCCAGGCUCUUCAAAUGCAGAGAGCCAACGAGUGCUCCUAGUGCUCCCAGUGUGAUCAAGGUCAUUGACUCCACCAAGUCCUCUGUCACCCUAGAAUGGAUGAAACCAGUCUUUGAUGGUGGCUUGGAAAUUAUUGGCUACAAUAUUGACAUGUGUAAGGCCAGUCUGGAGGAGUGGCACAGAGUCAACAGUCAGAUUUGUAUUCACAACAGGUACACUGCAAAGGGCCUGGUACCUGGAGAGCUUUACAAAUUCAGAGUCAGUGCUGUAAAUGGAUCGGGAGAGGGUGAAGCUUCAGUUAUGCCACACCCUGUUCAGGCUCUUGAUAGGCUUACAUCUCCGGAAAUUGACAUUGAUGCAAACUUCAAGCAAACUCAUAUUGUAAAGAACGGAGGAACAGUCACUCUCAGUAUCGCUUUCAGAGGAAAGCCUGCUCCCCUUGCCACCUGGUCACGAGCAGACGGUGAGCUCCCUGUCAUGGCUGAUGUGGUCACCACUGACAACUCCUCUACCUUGACUAUAGAAAGUUGCACAAGGUAUGAGGCAGGAAAAUACACUCUGUCCCUGGAGAACAACAGUGGGCGCAAGUCCAUCACAUUCACGGUUAAAGUCUUAGACACACCAGGACCUCCAGGAGCAAUCUCAUUCAAAGAUGUUACUCGUGGUGCUUUGACAAUGAUGUGGGAUGCUCCAUCCAAUGAUGGUGGAUCCCGAAUCCACCACUACAUUGUGGACAAGCGUGAGGCAAGCCGCCUUGCUUGGCAGGAGGUUAGCAGCAAGAGCUCUCGCCAAAUGAUAAGGAUAACUGGUCUAGAUAUUGGUGUGCCAUAUUUGUUUAGAGUGACUGCUGUCAACCAAUAUGGCCAAGGAGAACCUAAAGAGAUGACUGAGCCCAUUGUUGCUACUGAAGAGCCUGCACCACCCAAAAGAUUAGAUGUUGUUGACACCACUAACUCCACAGCUUCCCUGGUGUGGCUUAAACCGGAGCAUGAUGGAGGAAGCCGCAUCCGAGGUUACAUUGUUGAAUUCAGAGCUAAGGGCACUGACCGUUGGGUUGUUUAUGGAGAGAGUAAGUUACAGAAGAUGCUGAUUGAAGGUCUGAUUGAAAACACUGAGUAUGACUUCAGGGUGAAAGCCAAGAAUGAUGCUGGAAUCAGUGAGCCCCAGGGUACCUUCAGCUCUGUGGUCAUUAAGGAACCUCUCAUCGAACCAACUGCUGAUCUAAGCAGUAUCACUAACCAGCUCAUUACCUGUAAGAUUUCCAACACUUUCACAAUUGAUAUUCCCAUCAGCGGCAGACCUGCACCCAAGGUCACAUGGAAGCUGGAGGAAAUGAAGCUAAAAGAAACUGACAGAGUCUUGAUCAGGACCACAAAGGAGAUAACCACACUGAUUGUGAGGGACAGCAAGAGAAGUGACAGUGGGAAGUAUUAUCUGAUCCUAGAGAACGCUGCUGGUGUGAUGACUUUCACAGUGACUGUAGUGAUCGUAGGCAGGCCGAGUCCCCCCACUGGCCCUGUAGAGGUUUCUGGAAUCUCCUCAGAGUCCUGCACACUGUCGUGGUCUGAGCCUGCUGAUGAUGGUGGGACUGAAAUAACCAACUACAUUGUUGAAAAACGUGAGUCUGGCCACGCUUCAUGGCAGGUGGUAAACUCCAGUGUGCAGAGAACCACAAUCAAAGUAACUCAUUUGACCAAAUACAUGGAGUACACAUUCAGGGUCAGUGCUGAGAAUAAGUUCGGAGUCAGCAAGUCUAUCGAGUCUGCGGCUGUUGUGAUCGAACAUCCAUUUAUUCCUCCAAGUCCUCCAACUCGUCCCGAUGUGGUGUCUGUUUCGGCCAAUGCUAUUGCCAUUAAGUGGGAUGUGCCAUAUUCUGAUGGUGGCAGCCAGGUGACCGGAUACUGGAUUGAGAAGAAAGAGAGGAACACAAUCCUGUGGGUUAGGGAAAACAAACUGCCCUGUCUGGAGUGCCAUUACAAGGUAUCCAACCUGAUAGAGGGUCUGGAGUAUCAGUUCAGGGUCUACGCCAUGAACAUCGCUGGACUCAGCAAAGCCAGUGAAGCUUCCAGACCAGUGGUGGCACUCAAUCCUGUUGAUCCACCUGGUAAUCCUGAGGUUACAGACAUCAGCCGCUCCUCUGUGUCGCUGUGCUGGACUGUGCCCUUCAAUGAUGGUGGCAGUAAGAUUGUCGGUUACAUUGUGGAGAGGAAGGUCUACAGCACUGACGAGUGGGAUGACAACCGUUGGCUUAAGUGCAACUACACCACAAUCACUGAGAACUACUUCACAGUCACAAACUUGGGAGAGGGAGAAACCUACGAGUACCGUGUAAUCGCCAAGAAUGCAGCUGGAGUCCACAGCGUACCUUCUCAGUCUACCGGACCAGUUACAUGCAAGGACGAAUACUCUCCUCCAAAAGCUGAACUCGACAGCAAGUUUACACGCGAGACCAUCACUGUUAUGGCCGGCUCCGACCUCGUCCUGGAUGGUGUUGUAGGAGGCAAACCAGAACCAACCGUCUACUGGUCCAAGGGUGACAAGAUUUUGGAGCUGGGAGAGAAAUACUCCCUGACAUAUACAUCGACAAAAGCCAUGGUUGUGAUCAAGAACUGUGACAGAUACGAUUCUGGCAGAUACAUCCUCACUGUCAAGAAUGCCAAUGGUAUCAAGACAGCGUCAGUAAAUGUGAAGGUUCUGGACACUCCUGGACCACCAGCUGACAAGAUUAUAAUCAGCAGAGUGACGGAGGAGAAAUGUACGGUUUCCUGGAAGAUUCCACUGGAGGAUGGCGGAGACAUUGUCUCCCAUUACAUCGUAGAGAGGCGUGAAACCAGCCGACUCAACUGGGUCAUAAUGGAGACAGAGUGCAAGUCACUGUCGUGUGUCAGCUCCAGGUUGAUCAAGAACAAUGAGUAUAUCUUCAGAGUCAGAGGAGUCAACAAGUUUGGACCUGGAGUUCCUCUGGAGUCUGAACCUGUCAUCGCCAGGAACGCCUACACUGUCCCAUCCCCGCCCGGCGCCCCAGAGGCCACAGCAGUGGCUAAGGAGCACAUCAUCAUCGAGUGGCUCAAGCCAGAGAGUGACGGAGGCAGCGAGAUCAAGAACUACAUUGUGGAAAAACGAGAAAAGAGCAGCACCAGAUGGACUCGGGUUAACAGAACCUACACCAUUUAUGACAUACGUCUGAAGAUCACCGGCCUAUUGGAGGGAGGAGAGUACCAGUUCAGAGUCACAGCUGUCAACAAUGCUGGAGAGAGCCAGCCAAGCGAUGCCUCACCAUACAUCCUCUGCAGAGAUCCAACAUACACCCCAGCUGCUCCUUCAACACCUCGUAUCACUGAUACAACUAAGCACAGCAUCAACAUGACCUGGACCAGGCCUAUGUAUGACGGAGGCUGUGAUGUCACCGGCUACGUCAUAGAGAUCCUAGAGGAAGGGUCUGAGCAGUGGUACCGAGCCACCGCUAAGCCAAUCAAGACCAACGAGUAUGUGGCCGCUGGCCUGGCAGCCAAUAAGAAGUACAGGUUCAGGGUGGCAGCCAUUAACAGCAACGGCACUGGGGAGUUCAGUGAACCCAGCAGCGUAGUCGAGCCUCUGGAGAAAGUUGAAAUGCCUGACCUGGAACUGGCAGAUGACCUGAAGAAAACCGUGGUUCUGCGUGCUGGUGGUACCCUCCGUCUGUUUGUGUCAGUCGCUGGCAGACCGACACCAGUUGUUACCUGGAGAAAGACUGGCGUGGAACUACAGAGCCGAGGCUACAUUGAGACUACAGACAGCUACACCUGUCUGAUUGUUGAGAAGGUGAAUCGCUACGAUUCUGGAAAAUAUGUUGUUGAGGCAGAGAAUCCAUCUGGAAAGAAGACUUCUAUCAUUCUGGUUAAGGUCUACGACACUCCUGGUCCUCCUGGUUCAGUCAGGGUAAAGGACUACACCAAGGAAUCUGUUGUGAUCACAUGGGAUGUCCCAAGCCUUGACGGUGGUGCUCAUGUCAGCAAUUACAUAAUUGAAAAGAGAGAAGCCAGCAUGAAGUCAUACAAGACCGUAACCACAGAGUGCAGAAAAACUCUGUACAGGAUCACCGGCUUGGAGGAAGGCGUGCACUACUUCUUCAGAGUCCUCCCUGAAAAUAUCUAUGGCGUUGGUGAACCCUGCGAGACAGCUGAACCUGUGCUGGUGUGUGAAGUGCCUUCAGUGCCUAUGGACCUCAGUAUUGUGGAUGUCACCAAGUCCACUGUGACCUUGCACUGGGAAAAACCACUGCAUGAAGGUGGCAGCAGGCUGACCGGUUACAUCAUAGAGGCUUGCAAGGUGGGUUCAGACAGGUGGAGCGCCGUGGCUACAGUUAGGGCCUCGGUCUCCCAGCACACCAUCCAGUCCCUGACAGAGAACGACCAGUACCUGUUCAGGAUCCGUGCCACCAACAGCAGGGGAGCCAGUGAACCCAUGGACCUUAUGACACCCAUUACAAUCCAGGAGAUUACAAUGGUGCCCAAGAUUGACAUGACCAGUAUCCCUCAGAAGAUCGUUCAUGUGCAUCGUGGCAGACCUAUUGACCUGAACAUCCCAAUCAAAGCCAAACCACAGCCGGUGUGCUCCUGGCAUUUUGGUGGAAUUAAGCUGAAGGACAGCUUGGACCGCAUUAAGAUAGACAGCAACGGCAAAUUUACCCACCUCAUCAUCCGUGACACAACCAUCAAUGAUACGGGAGAUUACACUUUGGAGGUGAAGAAUGCUGUCGGCAUCGCCACUGAGGUUAUCAAAGUCAUCAUUCUCGACAAACCCGGUAUUCCUGUGGGUCCCAUGAAGAUUGAGGAGGUUGAUGGUGUCUCAGUAACUGUUAGCUGGGAGCCCCCAGAGAAAGAUGGUGGUGCCAACGUUAGUGGUUACGUGGUAGAGCAGAGGGAAGCACACCACCCAGGCUGGUCCACCGUCUCUGAAUCAGUGACCAGACCGUGUUUCAAGUUCACCAGGCUUAACGAGGGAACAGAGUAUGUGUUCCGUGCAGCUGCCAUGAAUCGCUUCGGCGUUGGUGGCUUCCUGCAGUCUGAGGUGGUGGAGUGCAAGAGCGCCAAGACCAUACCUGGACCUCCAAGCAGGCCAGAGGUUAUUGACGUGACCCAUGAAGGCAUGACUCUGACCUGGCAACCUCCUGUGGACAACGGUGGCUCCACCAUAGCGGGCUACAUCAUAGAACGCAAGGAGGCCCGUUCUGACAGAUGGAUGAGAAUCAAUAAGAAUCCAGUCACUAUGACCAGAUACCGUUCAUCUGGACUGAUUGAGGGCCUUGAAUAUGAGUUCCGUAUCACAGCAAUCAACUCCAGAGGAACUGGCAAACCAAGUGAAAGUUCUGCCAUUGUUGUUGCUAUGGAUCCCAUCGAACCCCCAGGUCCUCCAGUUCAACCCAGAGUCACUGAUAGCACACGGACAUCUGUCUCCCUGGCAUGGCUGCCCCCUGAAGAAGAGGGUGGUUCUGUUGUCACAGGCUAUCUUAUUGAGAUGCAAAAGGUGGACCAGGUUGAAUGGACACUGUGCAACACCACACCGACCAAGAUGUGCGAGUACACGCUAACCCACAUGCCUCAGGGAGCGGAGUACAGGUUCAGGGUCAUUGCAUGCAAUGCGGGCGGUGCUGGAGAGCCUGCAGAGAUUUCUGGAGUGGUUAAAGUCCAAGAGAUGCUUGAUUAUCCUGACUUUGAGCUUGAUCGUAAAUAUGAGGAAGAAUAUGUGGUCCGCCAAGGUGGUGUCAUCCUACUGUCUGUGCCCAUCAAAGGCAAACCUAUACCUACAGCUAAGUGGACAAAGGACGGUCGUGACAUCUCUCAUCGUGCCAUGAUUGCAACCCAUGAUGACAUCACUGAGCUGGUAAUCAAAGAGGCGCAUAAAGAUGACACUGGUACCUAUGACUUGGUGCUGGAGAACAAAUGUGGUAGGAAAGCUGUGUACAUCAAGGUGAAAGUGAUUGGUCGACCUGAUGCUCCAGAAGGUCCUCUUGAAUUUGAUGACAUCCAAGCUAGGUCAGUACGCGUCAGCUGGAGACCACCUUCUGACGACGGUGGAUCUGACAUCCUGGGCUACAUAGUAGAAAGGCGGGAGGUACCAAAGGCCGCCUGGUACACAGUGGAUGCCCGAGUAACUGAGACCUCUCUGGUGGUAAAGGGCUUGAAGGAGAACGUGGGGUACCACUUUAGGGUAUUUGCUGAGAACCAGUUUGGUGUAAGCAGAUCCCUGAAAUCAGAUGGCGCUGUUCUGCCAAAGACACCUCUAUGUCCACCUGAACCUCCCAGUAACCCACCAGAGAUAAUGGACGUUACCAAGACCACUGUGUCUUUAUCCUGGGCCAGACCCCGGGAUGAUGGCGGCUCUCGCAUCACAGGAUACUACGUUGAAAGAAGAGAGAUUUCCACAGAGAAGUGGGUCCGUCACAACAAGACUCACAUCACUACCACCAUGUUCAAUGUCACCGGUCUUAUACCCAAUGCCGAGUACAUAUUCAGAGUGGUGGCUCAAAAUGACAUUGGGCAGAGUGAACCUGGUCCUGCCUCAGAGCCAGUGGUCUGCAAAGAUCCAUUUGACAAACCCAGCCAACCGGGAGAAAUUGACAUCAUCUCUAUUACGAAAGACAGCAUCACCAUCCACUGGCUCCGGCCAGAACAUGAUGGCGGAAAGGAGAUCCUAGGUUACUGGAUUGAGUUUAGGGAGGCUGGAGAGAGCGCUUGGAAGAAGUGCAACAAGGAGCUCUCCAAGGAUCGUCAGUUCACCAUGGGUGGAUUGAUGGAGGCCACAGAGUACGAGUUCCGAAUCUUUGCUGAAAAUGAGGCUGGACUCAGCCGACCUCGUCGCACACCCAUGGGCAUUAAAACCAAAUUGAGCGUUGGGGAAGCUCCAGCUUUGAAGGAAGAGGUCCAAGAUGUAACCACUAAGCUUGGCGAGUCUGGCACUCUAACAUGUGGAAUCAUCGGCAGACCUUUGCCUGAGAUCAAGUGGUAUCGAUAUGGCAAAGAACUGAUCCAGAGCCGCAAGUACAAGAUGAGCUCAGAUGGCCGUAACCACUCCCUCACCAUUCUGACAGAGGAACAGGAAGACGAAGGAGUAUACACCUGCAGGGCCAUCAACGAGGCUGGAGAAAUAGAGACAAGCGGAAAACUACGCUUGCAGGCAGCGCCCCAAUUCCACCCCGGCUUCCCGCUAAAAGACAAGUACUACGCUGGGGCUGGUACCAGCCUCCGCCUCCAUGUAGUCUACAUCGGCCGUCCGAUCCCCCAGAUCAUGUGGUUCUAUGGCAAGAAACCUCUGAAUCCAUCUGAGAAUGUAAUAAUUGAAAACACUGAAAGCUACACCCACCUGGUUGUGAGGAAUGUCCAACGAAAAACCAACGCUGGUCGCUACAAGGUGCAGCUUAGCAAUGUGUUUGGAACUGUUGACACCUCGCUGCGUGUUGAAAUCCAAGACAAACCUUCUAUCCCUGAGGGUCCCAUAGUUGUCGAUUCCCUUCUGAGAAACUCAGUCGUAAUCAGCUGGAAGGUUCCAAAGGACGAUGGAGGGUCCGUGAUUACCAACUACAUUGUGGAGAAAUGUGAAGCCAAAGAGGGUGAACAAUGGUGCCUGGUGUCCUCUUCUGUUCCGGGUACCACCUGCCGUGUUCCCAACCUGAGUGAGAGCUCUGGAUACUACUUCAGAGUCUCUGCACAGAACCAGUAUGGUGUGAGUGAGCCUCUGGAGAUUCCAUCUGUAGUCAUCAUUAAGAGCCCAUACGAUAAACCUGGAAUCCCACAGCAGCCGUUCAUCAUCAGUGCCACCAAAGACUCCUGCGUCGUUUGCUGGAAGCCUCCAAGUAGUGAUGGAGGAGCGAAAAUCACCAGCUACUUCCUUGAAAAACGCGAGAAGAAGCAGAACAAAUGGAUGUCCGUAACAACCAAAGUAUUUACAGAAACCAGCUAUGAAGUCACAGGCUUGAUUGAGGGCUUUGAGUAUGAGUUCCGUGUGAAGUGCCAGAACAUCGGUGGCGAGAGCGACUGGUCUGAGAUCUCUCUGCCCGUUAUACCCAAGUCAGAACAGGCUCCUCGUGCUCCUGCAUUCAGGGAGGAGAUCAGAGACAUGACUGUGAAAUACCACAGCAAUGCCACCUUUGUCACCAAGGUCGUGGGUCAUCCAAAGCCUGUGGUUAAAUGGUAUCGCAGUGGAAAGGAGAUCCUGGCAGAUGGAACGAAAAUAAAAGUGCUUGAGUUUAAGGGUGGCUACUACCAGCUGGUCAUCAAUGCCGCUGAUGAGAAUGAUGCCUCAGUAUACCAAGUUAGAGCAACCAAUCCCUCUGGAUCUAUCUCUACAACAGCCAACCUGGAGGUGGAAGUCCCUGCAAAGAUACACCUCCCUAAAGAACUGCAGGGAAUGGGAGCCGUUCAUGCUGCACGCGGCGAUCACAUCACGAUCAAGAUUCCCAUCUCAGGAAAGCCAGAGCCAGCGGUUACUUGGCAGAAGGGUCAGGAGAUCCUCUCCAACUCUGCCUAUCACCAAGUUAUCACCACAAGGUCCUUCACCUCCCUUGUGUUCCUAAAGGGAGUACAAAGGAAGGACACUGGCUACUACAUCAUCACUGCUAAAAACAGAUUUGGAGCAGACAAGCAAACAAUUGAGGUGAAUGUGGCUGACAUUCCUGAUGCUCCAAAGGGACUUGUGGUCAGCGACAUUUCACGGGAUUCUAUUACCCUCACCUGGGAACCACCUGCCAACGAUGGUGGCAGUGACAUUAUUAGCUACAUUGUAGAGAAGUGCCCGACCACUGCUGACAGAUGGAUCCGUGCUGGUCAGACCGCUGACUGCAGUAUCACCAUUGUCAGUGUAUUUGGAAAGACCAAAUAUCAGUUCCGUGUUAUCGCAGAGAACCAGUUUGGCCUCAGCCUUCCAUCUGUUCCAACCGAACCCAUCACCACCAAGGAAGACAAGUCUGUGAUCAGGAACUAUGACGAGGAAGUGGAUGAAACCAGAGAGAUUACCAAGGAAGAAGCUUUGUUCUACAAGGUGAAGGAGCUUUCUUCCAAAUACAUCAUCUCAGAGGAACUUGCCCGGUGCCAGUUCGGAGUGGUCCACCGCUGCGUGGAGAUUGCCACAAAGAAGACUUUCAUGGCCAAGUUCAUAAAAGUCAGAGGAACUGAUCGUGAGUUAGUUCUGAGGGAGAUAGAGGCCCUUAACAUUGCAAGACACAAGAACAUUAUCUACUUGCAUGAAUAUUUUGAAAGCAUGGAAGAGAUUAUCCUGAUCUUUGAAUUCCUCUCUGGAGUUGAUAUCUUUGAGCGGCUUGGCACCAGCAACUUUGAGCUUACAGAACAGGAGAUUGUCCGCUACCUGAGGCAGGUUUGCUCCGCUCUCCAGUUCUUACACAGCCAUAACGUUGGCCACUUUGAUAUCCGCCCAGAUAACAUCAUCUACACCACAAGGAGAAGUCCCAAUAUAAAGAUUAUUGAGAUGGGCCAGGCCAGGCUGUUGAUCCCAGGAGAAAACAUCAGAAUGCUGUUUUCAGCUCCAGAGUAUUUUGCGCCAGAGGUUCACCGCCAUGAUCUGGUCACAACAGCCACUGAUAUGUGGUCUGUUGGUGUUUUGGCAUAUGUUUUACUCAGUGGUCUUAAUCCAUUUGCCGCAGAGUCUACAACAAAAAUGAUUGAAAACAUCUCCAACUGUGAGUACAUAUUUGAUAGGGAAGCAUUUAAAGACAUAAGCUCGGAGGCCAUGGACUUUAUAGACAGACUUCUCGUUAAGGACAGGAAGCUCCGUAUGACUGCUCAUGAAGCUCUAGAGCACCCAUGGCUCAAAAUGAAGAUUGAGCAUGUCAGCAACAAGGUCAUCAGGACACUGAGACACAGAAGAUACUAUCAAUCACUAGUAAAGAAGACAGAUACGAUAGUAUCAUCAGCCCGUGUGGCAUUCGGAGGUGCCUUCAGAAACCAGCGUGGACUGGCUGUUGGUAAAGUUAAGGUUGGAACCGAAUACUGUGGCUUGCGUGCUGGACCUGUCAUGCAUGCCUCAGCUGAGGAAGGUGGCCACGUCAGAUUUACUUGUAGCAUUGUUAACUAUGACAAGAGCACUCAGGUGUCUUGGUACUUUGGUAACCGUCAAUUGCAUCCGAGCCCCAAGUAUGAGAUUUCUUACAACAAUGGCUUUGCCAGCAUUUAUGUGAAGGACAUUGAAGAGUCUGAUGAUGGCGUCUAUAGAUGCAAAGUGGUGAGUGAUGAUGGAGAGGACAGUGCCUAUGGAGAACUCUUCGUCGAGACUGUGAGGAGUCUCAGGGAGCAUUACGUUAGCCGUACCAUCAAGAAGCUGAGGAGGAGGGUUGACAGAACUAAACUUCUGCAGAGACCACCGGAGUUUACCUUGCCUCUCUACAACCGCACCGCCUACAUUGGUGAGGAUGUGCGCUUUGGUGUCACUAUCACUGUGCAUCCAGAGCCUCAUGUGACCUGGCUGAAGAAUGGAGAGCAAAUAAAGGAGGAGGUUGGCAAGUACACAUUUACAAGUGAUAAGGGCUUAUAUCAACUGAUGAUUCAUAAUCUGGAUAGUAGUGAUGAUGCCGAAUACACAGUCAUGGCAUACAACAAGUUUGGAGAAGACAGCUGCAAGGCUCGUCUGACUGUCAUACCUCAUCCUGUGCUAGAGGAAACUCUGAGGCCCAUGUUUAAGCGUUUGCUGGCUAACAUUGAGUGCACAGAAGGAGAGAGUGUCCGCUUUGAACUCAGGGUGUCAGGAGUUCCCACUCCCACUCUUAAAUGGGAAAAAGAUGGACUUCCACUACAGUUUGGUCCCAAAGUUGUUGUUAUUGAACAAGACAUUGAUUAUCAUGUCCUUCACAUCAGGGAAACUCUGCUUGAGGAUGCUGGUGUGUACAAAGUCACUGCGACAAACUCUGCUGGGUCUGCAAGCUGCCAGACUACUUUGAAAGUGGACCGCAUCACAUACACCAGAAGAGAGUACAAGAGCGAGGAGGAGAAACACAGACAUGUCCAGAAACAGAUAGAGAAGACCAACAAAAUGGCUCAGCAAAUUGCAGCUACUGAGGAACUUGUACCUCUGAAUCCCACUGCACAGGAGGCCCUGAAAUUUGCUGCAGAAGUGUACAAACCUGCAGUAAGCACAAAGAACAUUGAGGGCGAAUUUGACAUCACAGAGGAGAAGACAGAGACAAAGAAGCUGGAGGAGGAGAGGCGGCUUUUCAUGCCAUAUGAGAUUCCUGAUCCUGUGGUUCAUGAUCGAAAAGCUCUCGAUGAGGACAAAGCUAUUAAGCAGUUUGUGCCUCUCUCUGACAUGAAAUGGUAUCGCAAACUACGAGAUCAGUAUGAGGUCUCAGAGAGAACAGAGAGGAUUGUUCAGAAGAGGCAGAAACGUAUCCGCCUGUCCAGGUGGGAGCAGUUCUAUGUGGUGCCCCUCCCCAGGAUCACUGACCAAUACAGACCCAGAUGGCGCAUUCCCAAACUGACAAUGGACGAUUUGGAGACUGUUAGACCUGCCCGCCGAUCUCCAUCCCCUGAGUCGGAAGCCUCCUUCAGAUCCAGGAGGAGGUCUCUGGGAGAUCUCAGUGAUGAAGAGCUGCUGAUGCCUGUGGAUGACUACCUGACAAGAAGGAGAUCAGAGGAGGAGACGAUGAUGCUGGAAGAUGAGCUUGAGCUCGGCUUCUCAGCCUCUCCUCCUGGAAGUCCUAUUCGAGUUCAGCGACGAAUUACUGAACGUGAAGAGAGGAGACAGGACGUCAUGCAUGAGGCUGCUGAAGUUACAGAGACCAAGAAGAAACGAACCAUUUCUCAGUACAUGAGAAGGAGAAGGUCUCUAUCUCCUACCUACAUUGAGCUGAUGCGUCCAGUCUCAGAGCUCAUCCGACCACCCCGAGCCAGAGCUGUGGAUACUCAGGGAGAGAUUGUCGAGAGAAGGUCACCAACUCCAGAGAGGACCCGUCCUCGUUCUCCCAGUCCUAUCAGAUCAGUUGAGAGGUCUUCACGCUCUUCGUCCAGAUUUGAGCGGUCCGCACGUUUUGACAUCAUGUCCCGUUAUGAAGCCAGGAAAGCUGCUCUUAAGUCUGAGAGGAAAUACCAGGUAGUCAGUCAAACACCUUUUAGCUUGGAUCAUGCUCCUCGUGUAACUGUCAGGAUGCGGUCUCAUCGCAUACCAAUUGGUCAGGAUACAAAAUUCACCCUAAACAUCCAGGCAAAACCAGAAGCUGAAGUAACAUGGUUCCACAAUGGUGCAGAAAUCUCUGAAAGGACGGAGAAAUACAUCUUCACAAACAUGAGUGGUGUUUUGUCCAUUACUAUUCUGGACUGCCAGGAAGAAGAUAGUGGCACAUACCGCUGCGUGUGCACAAACUCAAAGGGCGAAGCAUCAGACUACGCCAUCCUGGAAGUGUCAGGAGGCGGAUACACCACAUUUUCUUCCCGUCGCAAGGAUGAAGAAGCUCCUAAAGCAUUUGUGCCUGAAGUCACGCGUAUUGAUCACUAUCACUCCACUCACUUCAAAGCCGGCUACACUUCCCAAACCUAUCUGGAAGUCGAAGAAAGCAAGUCAAAGCUAACUGAGACACGUAGUGUUGUAACGCAGGAAAGAAUCGGUGCCUCAUCUGAGAGAUUCUCUUCUACUGAGAGGUAUGACUCAUCUCUCAAGUAUGCCUCCACUGAAUACCUCUCCUCAAGUUCCUCAUAUUCCUCAGAGAAAUAUUCUUUAACUGGGAAGCAUGCAACAUCCGAAGAGAAACUAAAAUCAUCCUCUAUUGCUGCUGCUCCUGAACAAGUUUCAUUGCCCAAAGAGAAACCAUCUCUUCCUGCUAAAAUCCUCACCAAGCCACAAUCCGUGACAGUUGCAGAGGGAGAGACAGCCCGGUUUUCCUGUGACAUCGAUGGGGAGCCUGCAGCAACUGUGACAUGGAUACAUGAAAGCCAAACCAUUGUAUCAUCUCACCGUAUCCAUGUCUCCUCAACUCAGUACAAGUCCAGCCUGCAGAUCUCAUCUGUGAACAGCUCUGAUGAGGGCAGUUAUACAGUGGUGGUAGAGAACUCAGCAGGUAGACAAGAGGCACAUUUUACUCUCACAAUCCGCAGGCCACCACCUAAGGAGGAAGUCAAAGCUGUCAAAUCCACUGAGCCACCUGUAAAAUCCCCUGAGCCCCCAACUACAUCACCUGCUCCUUCCAUUACUUCGCCAGUUCCUAGUGUGAAGUCACCAGAACCCAGUGUGAAAACCCCUGAACCAUCAGUCACAUCUCCAACUCCAAGUGUAAAGUCUCCUGAACCAAGUGUAAAAUCUCCCACUCCCGGAAUCAAAUCCCCAGCUCCAAGUGUAAAGUCCCCUGAACCGCCUGUAACAUCUCCCACCCCUGGGGUUAAGUCACCAACACCAAGUAUAAAGUCCCCUGAUCCGGACGAAGCAAAAUCUCCAAAGGGCAUCAAAUCUCCAGAGCCAUCCACACCCUCUCCUGCACGAGGUUUAAAAUCUCCAACUCCUGGAGUAAAAUCUCCUGAACUGGAAGGAAUUAAAUCUCCACGUGGGAUCAAGUCUCCAGAACCCAGACUGAAGUCGCCUCCGCCAGUCAAAGCCCCUGGAGGUCUGAAGUCACCAGAACCUGAGGAAGCAAAAUCUCCCCGAGGCGUGAAAUCACCAGAGCCUGCAGGUAUCAAAACACCAAGGGGUCUGAAGUCCCCAGAACCUGCAGGGAUCAAAACACCAAAAGGCAUCAAGUCUCCAGAACCUUCGGGUAUCAAAUCUCCAAGGGGGUUGAAGUCUCCUGAGCCUGAGGGAGUCAAAUCACCUCCGAGGGUUAAAUCACCUCCCCCCAUUUUGUCUCCAAAGAGGGUUGUGUCUCCCCCGACUGUCAAAUCCCCAACCCCAAAACCUCCCAAAGUCCUCAGUCAGCUAACAGCUGAGGCCUGCGAGGGUUUGGUCCAGAUGUCCUGCAUCUGUGAGAGCAGUGUCAGGGAGGUGGCAUGGUACGUCAGUGGCAGGAGGCUUUCACAGAGCAGCCGCUUUCAGAUGCAAUACUCUGAGGGUUCCUGCAGACUCCUUAUCCAUGAGCUGUCAGAGAGUGACCAGGGAGAGUACACAUGUGAGAUGACCUCGGAUGGAGGAGUAUCCAAAUCCACCUUCUCAUUUACUGGUCAGGUUUUCCAGUCCAUAUACAAAAAGGUGUCAGCUUAUCGUGAGCAGCAAAUUGCGCUUAAAGCAGGAUCAGUGAUGAUGAGUCACCAGGAGUCAUCCACAAAGGCCUCAUCUCUAAGGACAAAGAAAGAAACCCACAUGGUGGAGGAGUCCUCUGCCUUUUCCUCCUCUGCCCAUCAGGCGAUGAUGUCGUCCAUGAUGGAGUCCAGCUCCUUCAGCAGCAUGGCAGCGGAAAUGAAGUUCGAGACCAUGUCAAUGUCCAGCAUGUCCUCCAUGACAUCGGAGACAUAUGCCAAGAGCUCCAGCAGCUUGACAGAAAUGAUGUCACAUAUGGAGGGAUCCUCAAUCAGAGCAAUUGGUUCUGCUCCACGGAUCGAAGCUCUGCCAGAAGACAUCAGCAUAGAGCCAGGCAAAGUCCUGACGGUCGCCUGCGCCUUCUCUGGCGACGCCAAACACAUAGAGUGGUCCCGCAGUGGUAAAACAAUCGACGUGUCCACAGGUGGACGAUUCCACAUCGAGACCACGGAGGACCUAACCACCCUCAUCAUCACUGGGGUGAAGCCGGAGGAUGCCGGAGCCUACACCCUUAGGCUGUCCAACGAGCUUGGGUCGGACUCCGCAACCGUUCACAUCAGCAUUCGAUCGUAAAAGAAAAACCAAAACAACCUGAUAUUUCAAAACUUCCCCUUUUCCCUUCUUCCUUGACUUUUUAUUUAUUGAUUAAACACAGUAGUCUUCUUGAUAAGGAUCUGAAAUAUUCUUGUAAAUAGGAACUAUUUUUGUACCAAACCUGACGUUAAUUUAUGCCAAACUAGACUAAAGUCUAAAGUUGUAAAAUGUGCCAUAUUGGAUAACUCUGACUUCAUUUUUCUGUGACAUGUACAUAAUGUAUAUAGCCGAGUUUACCGGUUAUGGGAAAUGUAUGCAUUGUUAUUUAUGACAAUAAUAUUAACUGAAACUAAAAGGAACUAAAUAUAGUUUAACAGGAGAAAGUUUCAGCUGGAACGAAUACCCUGUUAAACUGGGAAACUAAACUCUGUGCCUCAACAAUAAGUUGAAGUCUAAGUUUGCCUCAACAGGUAGAGAGGCUCCCUGUUGAUGUUAUGAACCAGAGACAAAACUAUCAGCGCGCCACCGCUAAGAGGGCGGUGCUUUAAUGAUGUAACAGGAGCAUGAGAUCCUGAGUGCUGUUUGCAUCUACCCUAAUGUAAGCAGGACGACUGGACCUCGCGCUCCGACGGAUUAUGUCAUAUCGCCACUUCUAUGACAAGCUCACAGUGCGAGCGGCCUGCACUCCCUGAGCUCAAAGCAUUUCAUUUGUUUGUUUUGUGCUCUGCUUCUGGAAAACGACCUCCAGCUCAGACUCUGACGUCGUUCCAUCAACCUGGCCAAUCACAUGAGUCCUGCUGGUGCUUGUUUUCAGAGGCAGAGCUGCCUCUCGGAGGUCUGCAGCGUGCUUUGUGUGUUAGUUUGUAGAGAUUCAGCCAACAGUUGUACAGCGUGGCACCAAGAACACGAGCAUCUGUGUCCAUCGACGCCUGCGGCACAGCGCCAUGAUGAAACAAAAGGUGUUCGUCGGGUGUCACCCUGACCCUUGUUGGAUUGAAGUUAGCUAUAGCUUUGAGUAUUUUCGCAGCCUCCUUGAGUUUUUUUCUGCAAUUCUUGAUUUAAUAAAGCAUGAUCAUCAGCACUACA
Molecule: messenger RNA, 94519 nt
Organism: Cyprinodon tularosa
Lineage: Eukaryota; Metazoa; Chordata; Actinopteri; Cyprinodontiformes; Cyprinodontidae
Product: titin-like
Exons: 249
Coding region: 251-93472 (31073 amino acids)
Biological process (GO): protein phosphorylation
Molecular function (GO): ATP binding; protein binding; protein kinase activity
Source: RefSeq, a predicted model, not a curated record